Pelobates cultripes (western spadefoot toad) is the source of this 90609-nucleotide messenger RNA. NCBI's taxonomy places the organism in Eukaryota, Metazoa, Chordata, Amphibia, Anura, Pelobatidae. The record is from the annotation of a GenBank genome assembly.
GUUAAAGGUAAACCAGAUUGUUCGCACAAUACAUAAUGCAUUUAUUUCUGUCUUGGACAAUUUUAAAAUAAGGGAAAGCAAGGAGUUGUUCAUCUCUCUGGCACCCAGAGGGUUAAAAAAUAAUUUCCCUUGGUUCUGUUCCUGCCCACUCAGGGUAGACUGAUCGUCUGCUGCCUCUAUAGUUUUCUCCUAAUACAGAAGCUACUGUAAUGCCUCAAGUUCAGCACUAAGUGCUGAGGGCUUUGAAUCAGAGGCAGCAGAGGACAGGGGAAUCUGUACUGCUUCUACACAUCGUAUUCCUUCUCAUUUUGAAUCUACAAGAGCACCGAGAAGCUUAUCGUAUUUAUGUGGAGCUGAUUGCUUCUUGGGAAACUUCUGAAAUCUGUUUCUACUGUCACUACAAGAUAUAUAUAUAUAAAAAAAAGAAAACAAAUUUACUCUCCUUCGGCUUUCUCGUCACAGCCGAAACAAAACAAAAAGUGUGCACCUCAAUCAAGAUAUCAUCAACUCUUCGGAAAGUAGAAAAUAAUUUGCCAAAUCUCGACUCUAUGCGGUUGGAUCUGAUGUAUUUGAAUGACCACCCAGGAUUUUUUGCGACCUGAUUUAUUAGGAAUCAUGAAGUAUAUUUCACUCUUGUUUCUUUUUACAUUUUCUCGCUUGCUUUUUGUAAGUAUCUGGUUUUUGUGACCUUUUCGUGAAUAUAUACAGUGCUCUGUGAAUCACUCCUGACUCUCCAGGAGCCUUUUGAUUGUUUAACAAAUUGAGUGCCGAAUGGAUUGUGACAGUCUGAUUGAUAACAUUACCAUCCGGCUCUCAAUGAGUUAAAAAAAAAAAAGGUGUUUGUUGUUUUUCUCUCUUUCUUAAAGACAAAGUGUAUUGUGAAAUUUGUUUAUGCUUAAAUUUCUCAUAGUGUUUAUGUAGUCUUUAAUGAAGGUUCCAUUAGUUUCCAAAAUGUAUAGAGUGUGGGGUCUAUUUACUAAAUACUGAGUUUUGGUGACUUGAGACUCAACUUUAAAAAUUUGGGACCAAAUAGCUAAGCUAUUUGCAACAUUUGCCGAGUUCAGGAGCUUUUUUUCUGAGAAUGUUUUAUUUGAACCUUAAAAGAACACUGUUAGGAAUACAAAAAUGUAUUCCUAACACUAUAGUUACCUGUUCAAUGUUUAGGUCAGCGCCCCCCCUCCAAGUACCUUUUCUCCAACACAGUGCUUGUCUCGCAGUGGCUGGCCCUAUCGCUGAGAUCAAUCUUGAUGACCCUACACAAACGCAUUGGGAGGCUAUUGCGCUUGCGAAGCAAAACAUCAUGCUGCAUCAGGGAGCAUUGUAUCAACGCAUUUAUAUGGGGAGCGUUCAGCGUCUCCAUGCAGAGCGUGGAGAUGCUGAACGUAGGUACUGCUUACUGUGCAGCACUAAAUUAGGAAGCACCUUUAGUGGCAGUCUGAGUGACUGCCACUAGAGGUGUUCCUAGCCAGAAGUAUAAACACUGCCUUUUCUUUGAAAAAACUGUGUUUACAUUAAAAUUCUGCAAAGUUAGGCUAUAUACUCAAGAACAACUACAGAAAGUUGUGCUGGUUCUGGUGACUAUAGUGUCCCUUCAAUGUGGGAAAUAAAUCCCUUAAUGUCUAAGUUGUUAUUGUAUGUGAAUGGGAGCUAGUUUAUACUGUCAUUUUAAUCAAUAUUGGUACCACUAGGGUUUAAAAGGGAUAUCUAUGCGGUUACAAAUUAAAGGAGCAUGUUUCCAAAAAAUUUAAAAUGUAUUUUUAAACGUACUAUUUUUAUGAGAUGGUAGAUAGAUAGAUACUGUUAUCAUUUAAGAGUAUUAUUUAAUAUGUGGAUAGAUUGAGAGAGAUAAUUUGUAUUACUAUUUUUGUGAUCUUCAUAAAAACAGUAUGAUCAAUUCAGUGUAGUGGAUUCUCUGUGUGGGGGGUGGAAGAGGGGGAUUUUGCUACUCAAGAUUACCAUUAGAGGGCACUAGUGAACUUAGUUGAAUAUGACUUUACUCACAGGAAUUCCACCUUGUUUUUCCUUAAUGCUGGUGAUAUAUAUCAAAGCGGGGGGUUGAGUCAGCGCUAGAGGGGCUCUGGACACUUACUGACACAUUAUUGGUGUCGGCAUCUAACUCUCUGCUUAUCUAUUGCUAAAUUACCGACAUCAAGUUCAUUUAUGUCCAGCAUUUCAGGAGUGCAUAUUGGAGACUCUUAACACUAAUUUUGUGUACUCUGUACAUACUUUAUUUCUCUUUCUUUUUUCCUUUAUUAUGUGUAUGGGGGGAGAUUGAUAAGACCAGGCAUUUUAUUAAGGGGUGCCCUCGAAGGCACAAGACUCAGGAAUCUUUAUUCUAUAUGCCUUCCUCUGUCACUGUCUGUAUAUUUUCUACUACCUAGGCAACCUGUUCAAAACUGUUUGUUAACCCUCUCUUUAUACUUUGACCUAUUAUUUAGAUGCAGCUAGCAUUUAGGCAACUUGUGUGAUUUGUAACCAGUUAACUGCUGCCUGUCAGCAGUCUUUCACAGGUGAGCUACUACUUUGUGCUCCACUGUGGUCAAGCAUAAGUUAACAUCAUUCAGUGCAGGCAGCUGUUGUUACACUAGAAUAUACUGCUAGGUAUCUUGCAGGAAAAAAACGGAGCCAGGUCAGCAACCCCUUAUUUUACACUUUACUGCUUGACAGCAAGCUUUAAUUUAUUAUCAAAAUGCUGCUAUGAUCUAGGCAGCUUUUGUGAUAUUUAACUGGCUAAUCGCCGUCUGUCAGAAAUCUGUCUUAGCUGAACUAUUGACAGCACUGGUUUAGCAGUUGUCUUAUCUCCCCCCCCCCCUUUUUGCUACAGCUAUUAGUGAUAUAUAAUAUAGUAUCACUUCUAUUACUUGGGAAUACACUGAUGUUAUAUUGUAGCUAAACAGUAUUGCUUCAGCAUUAGUGUUAUUAUGUAUACACUUUUACAGCUUAUAUAAGUAGUCACAGAGUUUUACUCGCUGUAUAGUCUCCAUUUACUCCUGCUGUUCAUAUUAUUUUUCUUUUUUAUAUUCUUGUUUUAGAUUUAUUUAUUAAAAGUUACUUUUUAAUCUACAAUCUUCUCAGUAAAUCAUACACAGGUAGAAUGGCAUUUGUUUCUUUUUUUGUUUAUUCUCUAUGAUAUUUAGUGAAUAUAUCCCACAGUUAAACUCAGCAAUGGCUCCCAACUAUUGCCUACAUCCGGCAUAGGCAACCUUCGGCACUCCAGAUGGUUUGGACUACACCUCCCAUGAUGCUUUGCCAGCACUAUGGGUGUCAGACAAUUAUGGGGGAUGUAGUCCAAACCAUCUGGAGUGCCGAAGGUCGCCUAUCCAUGGCCUACAUAAUUACCAAUUCUAUUUUAUUUCCUGCAUAGAAUGUGCAGUGAGCUUGUUUAAUAAGAAACAAAUAACCUGUGUGAGCUAUGAGGACUGGCUUUCUCUCCAGGUAGUAGAGUACUGUUUAACACGCUUAGCAAUGCUAUGGAUUUAUUAACUACAGCAAGACUUGGAGAGUUAACAUAUGACUUUUAUUAAGCCUAAAUUUACUUUUUUGUUUGCUAAACAUUAUUUUAAUAUGCGUAAUAAUUAAAUUGUGUAGAUAAUAAAUUGCUAAACAGUUUUUAGAGGAAAAAUAAAUAAAUAAGUGGUGUAUUAAAUAGUAGUAUUUGCUUGAAUGCAAUGUGAAUUCUUUACGAUACAUACUAUCACUAAUGCAGUAAAAAUGUAAUUUGAUAGAUAUAAGAUAGGCUUAAACGUUUAUGAAGAAAUGUCAGUAACAAUUAUACCAGGCAGUUUGUCUCUCUUACUAACUCUGCCUAUUUUAGUCUGGCAUUUAAAGUGUUAAACUUUGCUCUACAAAGUUUGAUCAGCAUUGAUUAUUCGUUUUGUGGGGUUGGCUAAACUAACCAUGUACUUUUAAUGUUUAAAAGGUGUUUAUUGUAGAGAUUAAGAUAACUGGUGCAAAUUCAGCAUCUGUUUAAAAGAAUGUCAGUCUGAGUUUGGCAUGUCACUGGCUGCUCCGUUAGAAGCUGUAUGAACUGACACAAAGGUUAUAAAACAGAUCACUAACACCUUACUGCGGACAACGUUAUAAUUCUUUUAAAAAAAUGAACAAUGCUUCGUGAUAAACGACCAACCCUAAAUUGAAAAAAGGAAGACUGAAGUGUGUUUAAUCUGUCUAGAUUUAGAAGGAUCAGCACUCACUGAGAAAUUGAAAAAUGGGGGAAAAUGUCCAUUCAAAUGGUAAACCUCUGCGUACCAAUAUGGUUGGUAGUGUAUAAAUGCUAGUAAAAAAAUUAUGUGAAAAUUAUUUUAUAUAUACUUAAUCUGAGUGCAUUCGUAAAUGAUAUGUCAAUAGAGAUAGUCUUUAAUACCAUUCGCAUUUUACUUUUGAUUUGUGCUAUAUUAACUCUAUAUAGUUUGUUUUCUAUGAAAUAUGUUAAAAUUGCGCUACGCAAUACAUAUUUUAUCAUAACAAUCAGCUCUUAAAUAUUUUUAUUUAGUUGGAUAUAAAUCCCCAGAAACGUAAAAGGCAUCCAUACCCUUUGUAAACUUCAAAGUAAUCUUCCCAUUAGCAGAGCUUACAGUGUGAACGGAGACCAUUAAAACCAACUUCUUCUAAAGAUUGCCCCCAAAAUGUCCAAGUGACAUUAUUAUGCAAAUUCACAAGGAAAGCUUAGAUACCUAAAUCAAAUGCAACUGUUUUCUUUUAGAUCAGUACAUCAGUUUUGGUAAAUCUGUAAGGUAUUUAUUGGGACAGGGAGAAGAGGGGGACAGUUCCACCAGAUAAUUGGCAGGGCAAGGGGGCGACCAGUAAGAUAUCCCCCCCAGUCGUGAUUUUGCAGCUUUUAAAGGACCACUAUAGUGCCAGGAAAACAUAAUCUCUGGGGAGAGGAAGGGGUUAAACUUACCUCUUUCUCCAGCGCCGGGCGGGGAACUUUCCUCCUCCUCCCCUCCUCUCCUCCUCUUCGGCUGAAUGCGCAUGCGCGGCAGGAGCCGCGCUCGCAUUCAGCCAGUCCAUAGGAAAGUAUUCACAAUUUUCACAGUGAGAAGACAGCCACUGGAGGCUGGAUUAACCCUAAUAUAAACAUAGCAGUUUCUCUGAAACUGCUAUGUUUAUAAAAAAAAAAGGAUUAACCCUAGCUGGACCUGGCACCCAGACCACUUCAUUAAGCUGAAGUGGUCUGGGUGCCUAUAGUGGUCAUUUAAGAUUAUAUGUUUUACUGUUGACGGAAGGUGAGGAAAGCAAAACACCUUUAUUCAAUAUGUAUUUAAAAUAAUUGUUUUAAUAGACCAUGAAAAUAUCAAAAUCCCAUUAUACCUACUGCUUCUCCGGUAAUAAUGUAUCCUUCUGCCUGUAAAAGCUGCAUUGUAUAACGGCAAAGCUCUGCCCAGAAAUGUAUGUUUUGAAUGCAUAUUAUAUGUUUUUGCAAAAAAUGUACCUUUCUUUAGCUGCAGUAUUAACUUAUAGAGAUUAUGGAGAUCUGUUCCCCAUCAGUCAGAUCAAGUAUUAAGCAAAUUAGAUCACUGCCUUCUCGUGCAUGUCCUGUACGAGGCUCCUUUUUGGCGUGUAUGAAAUUUUUUGCACAUUAUACCAGCAGUUCUCAUAUUAUAGUAACUGGCUUCACUUGAUAUAUGCUAUGACUGCAGUAUCUGUUCGAACCACAGGUAGAAUUCCUGCCAUGGCCUUAUCAUUACAUCCUCCUGAAAUUGAUAAAAUAACUACCAUUAAAAGACAACUGUAAACUUGUAUACAUAUUAAAAAAAAUGAUAAUAAGUUACAUGUAUUACAACCUCUGUGUGUUUUAUAUUGCAAUGCAUACAGUUAAAGUGUUCACAUCAUAACCACUACUGCUUUAGUGGUUAUAGUACCCUAGCACCAUUUUUAACAGUUACCUUGGUUCGCCGAGUGCAUGUCAUCCAGUCCUCUCUUCAGAUAUCACUAGAACAGAAGCGAAUACUUUUGCAUUAACAAUGUCAAUUCCGCCCAUGUUGUGAUGGAAUUCAUUGGUAGAGAGUGAACCAAACUGAUAUAUCCAAUAGGUACAUCAGUUUUUGCCAUAUUUAGGAGUUAAAUCACUUUGUUUAUGCAGCCCUAGACACACCUCCCUGUAUGUGACUUACACAGCCUUUCUAAAUACUUCCUGUAAAGAGUCAUCUAAUGUUUAUACUUCGUUUAUUGCAAGUUCUGUUUAAUUUAGAAUUUCUUAUCUUCUACUCUGCUAAUAGCUUUCUAGACCCUGCAGGAGCCUCCUGUGGGUGAUUUAAAGUUUAAUUUACAGUUCAGGAGAUAAAAUCCGUUAAAUUAAGUUACAUCUGUUUGAACAUGAAACCAUUUUGUUUUCUUGCAGGUUUUGUCAGUUACAGCCAGGGGAGGUGUGGCUAUGGCUGCAUAAACUGAAACAAAAGUGAUUUAACUCCUAAUGGCAAUGAAUUGAGUAGUGAAACUUCAGAGGCAUGAUAUAUAUAUAACAAAACUGCUUAAUUGAGCUAAAUUUGUUUUGGUGACUAUAGUGUCCCUUUAAUUUCUCUUUGAUCCAAGGUAAAGACUGGUCCGUGCAAGUAAUCAAGUCCCAGUGCCAGUUCAUGAAUCCACACACCCUAGCAAGGAUAAGCCAAGAAAUGCACUGAAAGAUUAUAUUACCUUUAAUUAUCCAUCCAUUAGAAAAUAAUACACAAUGAUUUAUUACCUGUAAACUUUUAGCUCGAUUUUUCUUCGAGCUAAGUAAUAGUAAGUUAUUCAGUAACUGGAGGCUAGUUUGAUUACGUCUAGGAGUGGGUGUUCCGUAUUUUGCAGAGCUUACUCUCAAUAGUUGGUUAUUAUUAAGGCUGUGGUAUGUAAUGUUCUUUUUAAGAUUAAAAAUGUGAAGUCUUUCAGGCUGGCCAGCUUUCUGGUGUACUAUAUAUAGUUGUACCUUUCUGGGAUAUUUAUUAUCACAGCUGUCAAGCGAGGGAUGCAAAGCUUUCUUUUCUGAAACAUCUUUCAAGAAAUAAAACUUGAUUUUAUAAACAUUACAGACAAGUUAUUUCUAUUUUUAACCGGCUAUCAUUUAGAUCCUUGGUUAUAGAAGAGUGUACAUGCAAGACGUUUAGUGUGGGAAAAGAAACAAAAUAUACAGUUAUUAGUAAAGAUGAUUUGACCAUGUGUAUACCAGUAAAGGUGUAAGGACUGUGACAGUAUCCCGAAUCUGCCAAAUCCUCGCAAAAAUGUAAAUUGUAUAAUAACAAUAUUCAACACACCAAUAAAACCCACACUUAUUAAAAGGGCAUUGAUGCAAAAACAAACCAAAAAAACAACAUAUAGACAUAUAACUUGGAAUUUUUUAGAGAAAUCUCUGUAUAUAUACACUGUACAUAUUAAAUAAUAAUAUAUAAAUUAUACAACAAAGUAUGAUGGGGGGAUGGCAGAAUGGGUUAUAUAUCAUAUCACUUGGCAUUUGAUCUUAAAAUAAAAAAGAUGUAUUCUUUUAUGGAAGAGAAGCAGUCAAACUCAUCAAAAUGUAGAAUUGCUCAUCAUGGGUCAUUUCCAUUUCAGGACAUGUCUGACAGCUCAAAACAUGCAUUUUUUGCACAUGCACACAGCAACUACUUUAUGUGGAUCCUCAUUACCCAUGCCCUGAGUAUGCACAAACACACCGCAUUCCAGCUAAUUUCUGCAUGGCCACCAUGUUUUUUUUCAAGCAGCACACACUUUGCCUCAUGCUUCAGUUGUCUUGUAUCUUGAGCAGUUUGCUCUGUUGUAAAUGGCUAUAAAUCUAAAAUGAUUGAACUAAUUUUGCUGAUAUCAUUUUUCUAUGAUUUCAUCAAUGUAGAACAUGUCAGAAAAUCCGAUGACAGUCUGGCCAGGAUCCAAGGUUCCCUAAACACAAACACACUUCCCCUAUAGAUCUCUUGGCAUUUGGUUGGUACGAAUUGGUAUUUGGGAGAUAUUUUGCUGUGGUGGCAGUGGCCUCUACUGGAGGUAUGUGUAGACAUCAAACGCAGCACAAAAUUCUUAAAAUGGAGUUAUCACCAUGGAAAUCAAUACAAAGUUUCUGCUGGUAGCUCCACUUUUGGAACAUUGCCCCAGAAUUGUCUUUAUGAUUUACCUAUUCAGAAAACAUAACCAUGAUAAGAGAUUACCAUUAGGUUAAACCAGAAGCAGACACCAAAAUCAUCUCCUACAGGUAGCAUGACAAAACUUCAAAAAUGAAAUACACAAUGCAAUUACAAUUUUGGGCACAAUUUAAAAUGUUUAUGGAUAUAAUUAUCUAAGUAAUAAAAUGCUUCCUUGGAAGAACGUAAAAUAUCGUUUUGGUGAUAUUAUAAUUAUUAGUCGGAAACUAUUUGAAAUCACAAAACAUUCUGUUAUGCAUUUUUUUAUUCCACUUAAUCUCAGUGCUAAUUAUUUAAUUUGUUCUAAAUGUAUAUUCCUUCCUUAAAUGUGUUCCAGUAUUAUUUUAAAGAGCCUAAAUAUGUUCUUGCAUUGUACAGUGGGUGGACAAGACACAUUUUUACAAAACAUGUUUUGUUUUUGUUCAUCAAUAUUUUUCUCGAUGUACCGGUCCAGCUGGGUCUUCCUUCAUGGUGAUGCCAUCUUGAAGUAUCUAAGAGGAUGGCACUUACAACUACAUAUACUAAUAUCAUUUUGUAAUGAAUGUCAUGUUGCAGUAAACCACAGUACACACGUAAAAGAAAUAUUCCAAUAUAUUUAUAUAUGUUUUUUUAUUAUUAGUAUUUUUUUUCAAGCAUCAUUAAAAGUAUUGGACAGCCAAGAGUGGGGAUUUGGAACAUGCCUAUAAAAAGUAUAAAGUGAUAGACUUUUUACAUACUGGGUAAAAAGUUGUUGAGGUUCUAGAUCGAACAACCUUCCAUUUUAGAAUUAGAAUAUGGAAUAAUAACUAAUAAUAAUGUAAAUCAACAAGGAUUGUCCAAGAGGUAUAGCUCAAGGAACUUAAACAUUUUAGAAAAGUAAUGGUUUCAUUCCAAUAAGACAUGAUAGUAUUAUUAUUAUCAUGUUUGAGAUCUUCCUUCCUGGAUUUGUACGUUUUCUCAAACAAAUUCAUACACUUACAACGCAGUUUUAUGUAAUCUCGAAAAAUUAUAAAAGUAAGAUAAACUAAGGAGAUUUGUUUGUCUUUCUGAAAGGUGAAAGGAUUUAAUCCAGAAUGUAAAUUACAACUGGAAAUAAAAGAAGAAGAAAGAAAAUGUUUGGACAAGCAAAACAAGCAAAAAACUAUUGGCUUUAAGGGUAAGAAAAAAACAUCAAGUAUUACUUUACUCCAUUGGGGCUAUUACGUUAUAUGUUAUGAAUCCUGACUGUGUAUGCUGAUUUGUUAUUGUUGCAUACUUAGUUGGGGUAUAUUUUGCGAGUCCACUAAAGUGCACAAAUGAAAUGUUUCAUUAUGAGGUCAGAGGGACACCGCUGAUAAAACGAACCCAUCAAUUUGUCUUACACACUAUAGAAUAGAUAAUGCAUUAAGAGCCAGCAAUAUACCUAACCAUUCCCUCACCAGGAGAAGACACUUUUUAAUGCACAAUGCAUCAUCUUCCCCUGUACAGUUUAGGAUGUGCCACGAGCAUUCAGGGGAAAAAGAUUUGAUACAGUACCAUGCCGGCACCAUCACCACUACAGCAGGCAUUAAUGGUUAUGUUACUUAGAGUAUCCCUUUAACCCUCAGCCUGCAAUCUUUCACAGAUUAUUCUGUUCCAAUAAAUGAUGUUGAUGGUUUAUGAACGUUUUUUGAUCAUUUAGUUUAUUUUCUCUAAAUGGAUUUCAUAAAGUGAACUGCAAAAUUGGAUUCUGAUUUUAUGUAGCCAUUUGCAUUUUUAUUCUAGCAUGUUCAACUCUCAUCUGCUGUAGUUUUAUUUUUUUUACCACUUGUUUUCCAAGGGUAAAAUGCUUUCAACUCAACCACCCUACGUGUAUGUAACGCAUGCACAUGUAACUGUAACUUGAUUUUAGCAUUUGUUAUUUCUAGAAAGGAAGUAGGGAGUGGUCCCUAUUCUGCUUUUUAGGUAAUUGUAUAGGCUGUAAAAAGACUCAGGUCCAUCCAUAGCUACCCCCGCCACUGCACACUAUUUCAACUUUCUCAACACUGAAUUUGACCUCAAAUUGUGCAUUAGGACUACUGCACACUAUGGGGAGAGCAAAGAAACAGGGUGCAGUAGAAUACCAAGAACGGACAACAGCUCAAACAGCCUGCCUUUCUGUGGGUUCCCAAUCAGAUCUAAAGCUGGUUUUAGCUCAUCUUGUGCCAUUACAAAAAAAAAAACUAGGCAAUUUGCAUAUCAAUCUGAUCCCACCGAAAACGGCAAGCUACUUGAGCUGUUGUCCAUUCUCAGUAUUCUCUUGCAUUCUGUUUUUGUUUACUACACACUAUGGGAUGUGGACAUUCUUCCACAAUUCUUAUCCAGGGUUCUAUAAUAUUCUUAAGUGAACAUGAUACAUUAGAUGUAAGUCACAUAGAUAUAAAGAAACUACUGGUCUGUGAACCAUUCCCAUUAUAUCCAUUACUUAAACGAUUGCUCGUUACAUAUACUAUAAUGUGAGUCCCGAUGCCUAAAUAGCUGUUAGUACAUCUAGAUCACACAUUGCCUAGAAUGAGUUAUUUGAAAAUAUGCAGAUGUCCCAGUGUAAUCCCACAUAUGAUGAACAUAUUUUGGGCAUUAAAUGUAAAAUUCCAAUAAUUAAUAUGUCUUUAGCCAUAUUUCAGUUGAAGAGAGUGACAUCUAAUACAUUCUCAUACAUAAACUAAAAGCAUCAGGGACGAAACCUAUUUGGAUAACAAUAAUUCGAUUCAGCUAAGUACCAAAUGUAGGGUUUGCAUUCUAUCACUGAAAAAUUUAACAUGAAUGUUCUUCAUCUAGUCUAGAAAAACAUCAGGUAGAUUAAUCUAUGCCAUUUGAUUCUGAUUUAGAACUACACACCUUUGUUAUUUUAUCUGACACUGUUUUAAAAGUACAGGCGGGUUAAAGUCUAACUGACAUGGUACACAGAAGAUGAGUUUAAUUGAAAUUCAUAUAUAAAUUGUACUACCAGACCACCUCAUCAGUGAGUGUCCCCGGUCAAGAUAUAUGUUUGUUUCAGCUCUUUUUGUUCUGCUGCCUCAGUUGAAAAUACUUCCCAAGCAACAUCCAUAUCCCCAGAGCCAUUCUGUGCCAUUCUGACAUUACUUCCUGAAACAGUGUGUAACUUGGUGGGGACCCCCGCAGAUGAGCACAGUACAUAUUAGCAGAUCCAAUGUUCAGCAAUCACAUUCUGUGAGUGUCUGUGGCAUAUAACCUAUAACUUGGUUGCUUUUGCAUUUUAAUAUAACAGUAGUUACCGUUGACAGCGACACACACUGACAUGGCAGACACAUGGCAAACACGCAAUGGAUGAGCAUUGCAGUUUGUUAUUCUGAAUCUUGCCUGUGGCUCCAAAAGAGAUGAUUGAUUGGAAAAAAUAUGUAAUUGAUGGUUAGGGACAGUCACUUAAUGUUGAUUAGACUAAGUGAGGAGUGACUUAAUGUGGUGAAAAAAGGAGGGGCAGUUCAAAAAUAAAAAAUCAUCUAUACUUAUAUAAUAUAUAUUGUGAUCCUUGUCAGCAGGUAGCACGGUCCUCUAGGGCAAAAACAUGCACAGUCUUUUAAUGCAACUUCAUUCUAGGCACUUUAUUUGUAAGUUUAUAUAUGAGGCAGCAGCAAAUGAAAACAUAAAUAUAACAGGUUUCCCUUUAAACAAAAACCUAGCUCGUCUGAGCACUGACUCACUUUGAAUAACCCUCUCUAUCAGGGUUAAACUAACAAAACAUACUGCACCAACCUUAUUAGAUAGCAACACUCUGCUAGCCUGUUGCACUCCCAGUGCUCCAAGCCAGCCUUGCCCUGACUGCUUUCCUUUCUGCACUCCCAGUGCUCCAAGCCAGCCUUGACUGCUUCCUCCGGCACUCCCAGUGCUCCAAGCCAGCCUUGACUGCUUCCUCCUGCACUCCCAGUGCUCCAAGCCAGCCUUGACUGCUUCCUUUCUGCACUCCCAGUGCCUAGUCUCCUUGACUCUCUAUCUGGAGAGAACAGCCUCUCUCCUACCUGCUUCCUGGGAGGAAGCCAGCAAUCCCUCCUUUACCUGCCUAGCAGGGAGGAGUUUAUUCCCACUGCAACAGCUCAUUAACUGCAGCUGAGCAGUGGGUUGGAGACGGUCCAAAAAACCCUGGCCUGGAUCUACGUCUCCCCAGAAAACCACUAAACUGUGGAGUGGAGCAUUGGCCCACCCUUCUCUCCAAAUGCUCCACCCCAGGGGCCCAUAACUAAACAAUGCGUUAUGUUGUGCAACACACAAACUACACGUACUUCCCCUGGGGUUAAAAGGCCUAUCUGCCUUCACUUUAUCACAAUAUACAUAUAGAUUGCUUUCCUGCUCUUCCUGUUUCUCUAUCUUUUGGUUACGCUUUCUCACUUAAUCUGUGAAACAAAUUGUGGGAAAACACUCCUAUUAGUGUACUGCAAAAUAAAUGCAUAAUUCGUUUUUCCAAAUUAGUUUUUCCCUAUCGAACUUUUAGCUAGCUGAAUCGACAUUCAAGUAAAAUUCCGGUGUUCCAAAAAAUGUUUAACUUUCAGGAAAAAUUAUUUGGGCAAAUUUCCCACAGUUCAAUAAGUCUAUUCAAUAGUCAUCAUCACUGUUAUUUAGAACUGUGGGUUAAUGCUACACAUACAAAUUGUGAGAAGCUUUGCACAUUUGAUGCUAAAUAUUUGUAAGGUGUCAAGUACAUGAUCACUGGUCAAGAUUGCUGUUUAAUUGGUUCAGUUUGGUAAAAACAUCUCAGAAAUUAUUGCUUCAGCACUGCAGAAUUAUCACAUGGUGUUUUCUUCUUCCACUGUGUUGUAGUUUAAGUAAAUGUCUAUGCAGGGAAGCAGAAACACUACUAUUUUGAUAACAUGCAUAAAAAAGACUGGUUCAACAGAUAAAAGGUUGCACUUAAAUGAGUUGUAUCUUUCUUUCUUGCCUCAUUUUUGGUUUGAGUGUUCAAUCGUUUCUUUCUCAGCACUUAAUUUAGCUGAGUCUCGUAGAAUGUGCACAUCAGUUUGAAAUAAAUAUCAGAUUUAAAAAUCUGGUGAAAUAUAGUAAGUAACCAUUUUAUCUAAUGAUUAGCCUUUAGUGCAGGGCUUCCCAAACUUUUAUGGGCCGAGACCCAGUGCUGUAUUCUGAAUUUGUGCUGCCCUAGACAUGACUAAAUUCGGCACCCACCAAUUAGUGUCAAGACCUUUUUUUUAACUGACAGACACACACACACACACAAACACACCAACAAUGACAGACACACACACACUCACUGACAGUCACAAACAUACUCACACACAGAUAUUUUUUCAUACACUCAGCAAUUAUUAAGAUCUUUAAUAAUUAUCUAAAAGGACAUAUCACCCUCACCGCCCGGCUAGAAUAUUAGUACUUUAACACCUAUGGGGGUCCCUAAGGUGGCAGCCAGCUCUUGGGCUCCACCAGGACACAAGGCAAACAAGACAUUUGCCUGGGCACUAGGUGUGGCGUUUUUUGCUGCCCCCCCCCCUGAAAUUGCCGCCCUAGGCAAAUGCCUUGUUUGCCUUGUGGUAAAUACAGCCCUGCCGAGACCCACUUUUGAAAACGGUAAUUUUUCAAGACCCACUUGCUUUUAAUGCAUAUUUUAAAAAAAUGCAUAAACUUGGCAAAUGAUGGCAGCUUUAGAGGCAGAAAAUUAGGACAACAUGGAAAUCAGCUUUAGAUACAUACAAUUUGCACACAAUGGUAAUCAGCUUUAGAUACAUACAAUUUGCACACAAUGGUAAUCAGCUUUAGAGGAAUACAAUUGGCACAUCAUGGAAAUCAGCUUUAGAGGCAUACAAUUGGCACACAAUGGUAAUCAGCUUUAGAUACAUACAAUUGGCACACAAUGGUAAUCAGCUUUAGAUACAUACAAUUGGCACACCAUGGAAAUCAGCUUUAGAGGCAUACAAUUGGCACACCAUGGAAAUCAGCUUUAGAGGCAUACAAUUGGCACACAAUGGUAAUCAGCUUUAGAGGUAUACAAUUGGCACACAAUGGUAAUCAGCUUUAGAGGCAUACAAUUGGCACACAAUGGUAAUCAGCUUUAGAGGCAUGCAAUUGGCACACAAUGGUAAUCAGCUUUAGAUACAUACAAUUUGCACACCAUGGUAAUCAGCUUUAGAUACAUACAAUUGGCACACAAUGGUAACCAGCUUUAGAUACAUACAAUUUGCACACCAUGGUAAUCAGCUUUAGAUACAUACAAUUGGCACACCAUGGAAAUCAGCUUUAGAGGCAUACAAUUGGCACACAAUGGUAAUCAGCUUUAGAGGCAUACAAUUGGCACACAAUGGUAAUCAGCUUUAGAGGCAUACAAUUGGCACACAAUGGUAAUCAGCUUUAGAGGCAUACAAUUGGCACACAAUGGUAACCAGCUUUAGAUACAUACAAUUUGCACACCAUGGUAAUCAGCUUUAGAUACAUACAAUUGGCACACCAUGGAAAUCAGCUUUAGAGGCAUACAAUUGGCACACAAUGGUAACCAGCUUUAGAGGCAUACAAUUGGCACACAAUGGUAAUCAGCUUUAGAGGCAUACAAUUGGCACACCAUGGAAAUCAGCUUUAGAGGCAUAGAAAUUGCACACCAUGGAAAUCAUCUUUAGUGGCAUACUAUUGGCACACAAUGGUUAUCAGCUUUAGAGGCAUACAAUUGGCACACAAUGGUAAUCAGCUUUAGAGGCAUACAAUUGGCACACAAUGGUAAUCAGCUUUAGAGGUAUACAAUUGGCACACAAUGGUAAUCAGCUUUAGAGGCAUACAAUUGGCACACAAUGGUAAUCAGCUUUAGAGGCAUACAAUUGGCACACAAUGGUAAUCAGCUUUAGAGGCAUACAAUUGGCACAUAAUGGUAAUCAGAUUUAGAUGCAUACAAUUGGCACACAAUGGUAACCAGCUUUAGAUGCAUACAAUAGGCACACCACGACAAUCAGCUUUAGAUGAAUACAAUAGGCACACAACGACAAUCAGCUUUAGAGGCAUAACAUUUUCACAUCAUGGCAAUCAGUUUUAGAUGCAUAAACUUGGCAUAUUAUGCAACCAGUUUUAGAUGCAUACAUGGCAUAUCAUGGCAGAUUUAGAGACAUCAUUUUGGUAUAUCAUGGCAGUUCUAGAGGUAGAAACUUGAUAUAUCAUGGCAGUUUUAGAGACAUAACUAUGGUAUUUGGCAGUUUUAGAGGCAGAAUCUCGGCAUAUCAUGGCAAUCAGUUUUAGAGGCAUACAACUAGUUAAGCACAGUCUCAGGUAGAAUCAGAAGCGCUGUGUCCUGCUCUUUAACCCAGGCACCUCACAUUGAGUAUCCCAGUGGUUGAUCCCCAUCUGAUGGAGAACUCCAACAAUGCUGUGCCAGCUGGGGAUCUACCAUUUGUCCACCAUUGCAGGGUUGUAUUUGUGAGCAGUGUUUGAGUGUUUAAUUGUAAGCAUGUUUUUGUAUGAAGUAUAUGUGUGGAUGUAUGAGUGUAUUUGUAUGUACUGUUGCCAUUGGAAUAUAUUGGUGUACUUGUGUGUAGUGUUUGCGUCUGAAUGCAGAUGUGUUUGUAUGUAGGAAUGCAUUUUAAAUACAGGUGUGCUUUUGUGUGUAGUGUUGGUGUUUGAAUGAAGGGGUGCUUGUAUAUAAUUUUGUUUUGUGUUUCGCAUGGUUGUUCGGUAAAUUGCAUUCAUCUUCCAUAUUAAUAGUAUUAUUUUCGACAACUGAACAAAUCACUGAACGCCAGACCACCCAUAUGUGGAGUGUGCCGCUUGUUGACCCCAGUAACCUCGGUUAACACCUCCAUUAACCGCAGUAACACUAAUAUUAUAAGCGGUCGUGCGAACAUGUGGUGGUGGCCAUUUUUAACCAUGAACAGAGACAGCAGUGUUUGGUCUUCGAGCCGAUUGAACUAAAAUCGGACACCCGACUGUGCAAACCAUACGAACAGAGUGACGUUCGGGGGGGCAUACCGAACAAGAUACAGGAGAUGAGCUUACACACAAACAGCUAAUUUUUUAGUUUUAGUAUGUUUUGUACUCCCGAAAGAGACCAACCACACAGCCUGAUUUCAUGGUGCCCUUUUAGGCAGGAGCCUCGUGUUCUGUCGGUCUAAACUAUACCCCGGUGGCGUUUCGGCUGCGUUCAUAGAAUUUGAGUGCUUUUUGGAUAUGUUGGGUGCUCAGACCCAGGCUAUAAGGGGAUAUAGGACAUGAGGGGGUAUCUUAUUGUUAACUGUAUGCUUUAGGAUGUUAUUACUGUAUAUGUCCUGUACCUGAGAGUUAAUCUAAUUAUGUUGUGUAUUUUGUCUCAGUCUACUCCCAGGUCCAGUGGGGAAUGCCCCUGGAAUAUGUGUCAGGAAACCCCUUGCAUGGAGCUUCACAUAAAAGGCCAUGUGUGGCUUCAUUAAAAGCAGUUAUAUCCCCACAGCUAAGCGUCGUCCAUUUACUGGGAAAAGGUGGGAGAUUCUUGGAUAAUUUUACUGUGUUUGACUGUUCUUUUGGAGUGUUAUACUUGUUCCAGAGUAUAUUUUGGAGUAACCAAUGGAGGAGAGUCCCUCCUAGGACUAGGGCUCUGCUACAAUUGUCUUGUAGGAAGGUCAAUGAUGCACAAGCUUCCACAAAGGUGGCAUAGCGAUUUCUCCUAGGAUUUUCUGAUACUUUAUUGAAUCCAUCUUGCCUUCCACAUGCUACAGAUUUUGAGUGCCAGAAGAUGCAAAGCAUCCAGAAUAUCAUCGAGCCACCAUCAUGCUUAACUGUAGGCAGAGUGUUCUUUUCAGCAUAUGCUUCAUUCUUCUUCCUCCAGACAUACCGAUGAUCAAUGGGGCCUAAAAAUUUAAAUUUUGUUUCAUCUGUUCACAGAGCAGAAUCCCAAAAUUUCUGUGGCUUAUUUAUAUGAUUUUGAGAAUGUUGGAGCUGACGUUUCUUGUGCUUUUGGGUCUGUAGUGGUGUACGUUUGGUAAUCUAGCAUGGAAAAUGUCUGCGUUUAGUAUGCGUCUUACUGUGCUCACUAAAAACUUCAGUGCCCCAGACAAUCCAAGGGCUGAGCACCCCUUUUUAAGUAACAAAGAUACACAUCCAUCUACCAAGAAGAAGUGCACUCAAGGAUUCGUAUUGAAAACGAAUUAUUUGCUGUUUACUCAGCUAGUGCCUGAUACAAUCGACGUUUCAGUCUCAAUGAGAGACUUUUUUCAAGAGCAUCAAGAUAUACAUACAUACAAUAUUAAUUAUUGUGCCUCUCAUAACUUCUGACAAUGUGUAUGUUUCCGCAACUGCAAUUUCAUCCUUUAUUGUAUUUAAUGAUUUUAUUUUCUUCAUCUUUGUGCUUUUAUGUUUGACAUAAGAAUUCUUUUUGGGGGCGCUAUAGGGUCAGCUACAGCUCAGACACCAUAUUUUACAGUUUUGUGCACAAAUCUCCAAAAACAUCGAAAAACUGUGAUAAUACCAGUUUAUCACCAACCAAAAGUGCUUGCCACAGGUGGGGGAACUCCCACUGACCCCGCUCGUGCCCUUUCAAUUCGGAUCGCCCACUGCGUCACCCCGCAAAAUCUUACAGAAGCUUUGGCCUGGAGGCCUGAGGGCCGCAACCAACCAAGUCGAACUCCUCAAUAACUGGUGCGAAUACCUGCCUCCCUACCGGAGAGACCCCAACAUUGCAACCAUGGGUUGGAAGACGCAGAAACCGACCACAGCGCCAUCACGAGAGGCGAGAUAUAUCAUCUCACUCCUCAAAUUCCAGACACUCAGCCAACAGAGAGGCCUCUGAGGAUGAAGAGGGGAGCAGGAUGGAAAGCAUGCAACCCGUAACAGCGGCCGCCACAAGUCCCAAAGACUGACGCCUGCAACUAAACAAAACAUAUCAGACCUCUAUGAAAGAAUCAGGUUGCUGUUUGAUGCUGGUAAAAACUGAUGUCCCGGCUGUCACAGACCGCAUACAGGCCACUGAGGAAGACAUGAUCGAUCUCAAGCAAGGCCUAGGAGCCCUGGGGGACACUGUGCAGCAAAUGAAAACCUCACAUUCCUUCCUGACCCACAGAGUGAACACCCUGGACGACAGGAGCAGGCGAAAACACAUCAAAAUCCACGGAGUCUCUGAUGCAGUAUCCACAGAGGAGUCACCGCACUUUGUCAGGUGGCUGAUAUCCACAGUCCUGCCCACUAAAAAGGCUAAACUGCUCCUGCUGGAUGGGGCCUAUCAGGUCAACAGACCCCCAUGGGCACCAACGAGCUUGUCCAGAGACAUUAUACUCAAAUCCUAGUCCUUCGCGGACAAGGCUCAUGAAAGCUCUUCAAGACAAGGUCCCCUUGGAACUUUGAAACUCACCAUCUUACUUUUUUUCAAGGUGUCACCCGGGCCACGUUACUAUGGAGAAAGGCUAUACAGGCUAUACAGCUGGAGUGGCAUAUUGCUGGUCUGCAUCCCGCACACUGAUGGUUGUCAAAGAAGGGAAGACAUAUACAGCAUCAUCUCCGUCAGAUGCCCCGCUUUCCUCACAGCACUUGUUCUCACGGGGGGCGCAGACGCUCCAGCGGGAAUGCUGACCACUCAUCAGUGGGAUGUCUCAAAUGUGACACCCUUUGUUCCAUACUGGGUCCAGGACUCGGUGACUUAGACUCUGAACCAACGGCACUAACUCAGUACACCUCACCACUAUUGGUAGCAAGGAGAUAAUUACCAACGAACCACAUAAAAGUGUUACCUCAAGGAAUGGGCUGUAUCGCACAUUUAUAACCUGUUUUAUAGUUUUAUAUCAGUUUUCUGUUUUAUUUCGAGGAAUGUUAGUUGUUAAAAUAGAAAGGAAGCACACGCAAAAAACUCCUGAUACUCUCCCCCCGCUGCCCUCAUAGGUUAGGGGUACACACGAGCAACAGAGGCACCAAAUAUUGCCACCCAUCAUCCCGUGAGGCACAUAUUCACUUGCACGCAUCACACCUUCCUCAUGUCAAGCUGCACAGAUUCCACAUUAGGCUGUUAAAUAGCAGCAAUCUCUAUUGAGACUGAAAGCAGGGCUGCCAUCAGAAAUGUUGGGGCCCCUGACACAGCUCAAGGUCUGGGCCCCACCCGAGUCCACCCAAAGUGCUGCCCCCCCCCCCUCUGAAUCCGCCCACAGGGAUGCAGUGUCUGCAGGGCUGGUGCAAGGAUUUUUGCCGCCCUAGGCAAAAGUAAAGUUUGCCACCCCCCCAUGUGACAUCACAAUGCCCCACCCAUAUGAUUUGCCAUGUUAACUAACACCAGUGCUGCAGUGCCGCCGUGUUUACAUUAAAAGGCCUGAAGGGACAGGCUAGACACCAGAACCACUACAUUAAGAUGAGGAUGAUGAUGGGCUCUAGCAGCCGUCUGGCUCCACUGGUCUGGUGUACAACAGGCUCUCUGGAGGCGGUUUGUAACUGUGGUCACAAAAAUCACUGUUCUGGGAGAAUGGAAAGCAGCUCCAUUUUUUUGAGGGCCCUUUACACAGCUAAAGGUCUGGGUCCCAGGGUCCACCUUCAUGUUCCACCAAUGAGUUUGUUCACAGGGAGUGGAGUGUGUGUGUGGGGGAUGUCCUGAUGUGUGUAAGGAAUGCAUUGUGUGAAUCUGUGUUUGUAUGUGUAAGGGCUGCAAGAUGAGUUUGUGUAUGUAUGGGAUGCAGUGUGUGCGUCUGUAAGGGAUGCAUUGAGUGUGUGUAAGGGGUGCAUUGUGUGUUGCUGUGUGUAAGGGAUGCAUUGCUUGUGUAUGUGUGUCUGUGUGUAAUGCAUUGUGUGUUUUUCUGUGUGCAAGGGGUGCAUGUGUGUGUGAUGGAUGUCAAUCUCUCCCCCUCCCCCCGUCAAUUUCCUUCUUCUUCUCCCCCUCCCUCCCUCUCUCCAAUUUCCUUCUUCUCCCCUCCCUCUCCAAUUUCUUCUUCUCCCCCCUCCAAUUUCCUUCUUCUCCCUCUCAUUUCCUUCCUCUCCCCUCAAUUUCCUUCCCCUGCCCCGUCCCUCAAAUUUCCUUCCCCUCCUCCUCUCCCCUCCAAUUUCCUUCCUCUCCCCGUCCCUCAAAUUUCCUUCCUCUCCCCCCUCCCUCCCUCAAAUUUCCUUCCUCUCCCCCGUCCAUCAAAUUUUCUUCCUCUCUCCCUCCCUCAAAUUUCCUUCCUCUCCCCCUCCCUCAAAUUUCAUUCCUCUCGCCCCUCCCCCUCAAAUUUCAUUCCUGUCCCCCCCUCAAAUUUCAUUCCUUCCCCCACUCCCAUUUCAUUCCUCCCCCUCCCUCCCAUUUCAUUCCUCCUCCUCCCUCCCAUUUCACAUUCCUCCUUCCCCCCUUCCCAUUUCAUUCCUCCCCCCCGACACCUGGCGGGCGAGCGCGCGAGGGAGCACUCUCUGUGUGCUUCCUCUUCAGCUCCCUCGCGCGCCGCGUACUGAUGCCGGAGCCAGAAGAUGACGUCAUCUUCCGGCUCCGGCAUCGGUACGGUGCGCGAGGGAGCUGAAAAGGAAGCACACAGAGAGUGCUCCCUCGCGCGCCGGCCUGCCGGGUGUCAGCAGGGCCAGCCUCUGGGGGGCCCUGAGGUGACCGGCUGCUGGGCCCCCCAGGAGAAGAGGCUGGCCCUGUGGGUACAUACCAGGUCGCAGGGCCCCCUGCGACCCGGUAUGUACCCACUGAAUGUGGGGCCCGGACGACCUGAGCAGUCUGGGCCCCCCAGGACUGCCGGGCCCAUGACAACCGUUGCGGUUGUCGUGCCCUGAUGGCGGCCCUGACUGAAAGCAUAUUACGCACAGAUGACAAACUCAGAUUACCACCAAUCACAUAUGUAUAUGAGCUAUGUUUUCCUCACUACUAUGUUGUUUGACUUAACUUUUCUUUACCUUGUACUGUAUGAUGCUAUAACCACUCAAUAAAAGAAAGAAUAUAUUAAAAAAGAGUUCUUUUAAUCCAGCAAGUAACAAUUAUUUUUUUUUUUUUUUAGAAAUUAGUUUAUUUUUCACCUUGCAAGCGCCUUCUGUAAAGGCAUCAACAUGGCAUUAUGUGAUCUGAUACGUUGACAUUCUAUUCACAUCUUUUGCUUAAUUUUGCUCAGCUGCCAAUUUUCUGAAUUCAAAAGUUUCUACUGAAGAAAUUGAGUGAAACACCUACACUGUUGUUAUGUAUGGUGUGUUUUUAACUCACUGAAUAUAUUUAGAAAAAUGAUGCCAUAUGUUAAAAAAUGUUUUCGCUUCUUUAAUGUGCUGAUUCAAAAAAUAGUUAUUAUAAGCAUGGGAGUUCCUCUUUAACUAUAUACUAUAAAUUCUUUCCUACUAAAAUAUUCCUGUAAGAUUUCCAAAAUGAGGAAAUGCUGGCAAACAAACUAUGAAAUACAGCUAAUAUGAUAUAAUCCUCAAUGGCAACUCCGAGAUUAUAAAUCAAAAAGUGCACUAAAACCGAGUACGGAAAUGGAUAAAUGAAAAAACACGUAAGCAAAGGUCUGUUCAGUGCAAUUUUAUUAAUAUUUAAAGGUUAAAGAGAACAUGCAAAUAUAUCAAAUUAUAGCAUUCUAGCAUUUGUAGAACUUAUCAUUUCUGAUAAAUUUGAGCUUCAGCUUACUAUGGAGUUCCUAGUAUAUGAAUGACAAAAAUGAAAUUGUAUUAUAAUCUACCGUAUAUACUCGUGUAUAAGUCGAUCUCAUGUAUAAGUCGAGGGCAGUUUUGUGACCAACAAUUGUGAAAUAUGCUAUGCCUCGUGGAUAAGUCGAGGGUAAAACUUGGGCCUAUGAAAUUCUGUGAUUUUUAGAAUUAUAUACACACACACACUCAUACAAACACACACUCUGCAUUAUACACACACACACUCAUACAAACAAUCUGCAUUCUACACACACACUCGUACAAACACACACACACUCUGCAUUAUAUACACACACACUCUGUCUGUAUAUAAUGCAGAGUGUGUGUGUUUUUGUAUGAGUGUGUGUAGAAUGCAGAUUGUUUGUAUGAGUGUGUGUGUGUGUAUAAUGCAGAGUGUGUGUUUGUAUGAGAGUGUGUGUGUGUGUGUGUGUGUGUGUGUGUGUGUGUGUUUGUGAACUGGGUGGGAGGAGGGCAUUUUUAUUAUAAAUUUUUUAUUUUAAUAUUUUAAGUUUUUUUAUUUUAUUAUUUUAUUUUAAUAUUUUAAGUUUAUUUUAUUUUAAUAUUUUACGUUUUUUAUUUUAAUAUUUUUUAUUGUAUUUUUUUUAUUAUUUAAUUACAUUUUCGUCCCCCCUCCCUGCUUGUUAGCUUGCCAGGGAGGGGGGCUCUCACUCCCUGGUGGUCCAGUGUAUGGGCUGUGUAGGAGGGGGGGCUGACAGUGAGCGGUUACUUACCUUCUUGCAGCUCCUGUCAGCUCCCUUCUCCUCCGUGCAGCUCCUCUGUCAGCUCCCACUGUAGGAGCUGGGUGACCCCGCGGCUCUCGCGAGACUUACAGUGGGAGCUGACAGAGGAGCUGCACGAAGGAGAAGGGAGCUGACAGGAGCUGCAGGGAGGUAAGUAACCACUCACUGUCAGCCCCCAACAGGACCGCCGGGCUUGUAAUGAGCCCGGCGGUCCUGUUCUGUAUUAUGGCAAUGCAAAUUGCCAUAAUACAGACAUUAACUCGAGUAUAAGUCAAGUGGGGGGUUUUCAGCACAAAAAAUGUGCUGCAAAACUCGACUUAUACUCGAGUAUAUACGGUAUACAAAAAAAAAAAGCAGAGCAGUGGCUGUAUAGUUUAAUAUAUGGUUAUAUGAUAUGUUUAUAUUACUCACGGUCAUUCCCUUUCUGAUAACACAACUUUUGCUGUGUUCUUUAGCUAACCCAUUUGACUGAAACUAAAGUCUUUAUCUCGGUAUUCACAUAGUGCAGUAACACACCUGUUUCGUUAGGUUAGUAAGUUCCUAAGCUCCCUCAAAUGGUGUCUUUUCAAGUGUUGGUUGACAAGCAUUGCCAAUGGUCUAUCUCACUUGCAGUGAGGGUAUACAAAGGAAAUUUUGUUUAAUUAUUCUGUUAGAUCAGCAAAGUGAAUGGACUAAUAUCAGCGGGGCUACUUGGAAUCCAAAGUUAAGAUGCUAUUUUCUGUUUGUGAAAUCCCGAGACAUCUUAGAAAACACCAGUUCUCUCUUGUCUGUUGAGUUACACAUCCCCUUUUAGGAUCAAAGUUCCUGGACCUGGCUGUUCUCAUUGGAUCCAUACCUAGGGGUGCAUGGGACAAUUCUCCACACCAAGGUUGAGUAUUCCAUACUCCAUAAGUCAAUUUUUGUGUUUGUUUACAUUUUGAGAAGAAGCUGCAGAAACAAAUCUAGAAACAAUUACAAUCUCCGUGGAAGACAAAUAGAAAAAUUAUUCUAAUUUGUAGAACUUUUUUAACUUUACUAUAGAAUUAAUCUUUAUACAUUACUCACUCUGUAUUAGUAGCCUGCUUCUUACCUUCAGUACAAUAAGUAAACUCCGUAGUAUACAUGAGUUCAUGGUGGUAAUCUAGUUGCUUUUGUCAAUAACGAUACUACUAACAUCAUCCUUCUAAGAUGUAAGGGUGCACGUACAAGUUGUUCUAAGUGUAUAACAUUGGAACACAAUGUUCUAAGACUGGUAUGCUGUUGAUAAAAUGUUUAUUUGUAUAACAGAUACCAAAGGGUGGUGUUUCACCCAUUUUUUUGUAUACAACGAUGAAAAGGUUAGCCGAGGAAUGCUCUCAUUUAUCUGUCUGAUCCAACUUCCACCAAUAAACUGUGCCGGAUUGCUGUUUAAGCUGAGUUAGUUUUCACAUUUUACUUAAUUCUUUUCUUUACAAAUUAGUUUUGCUAAAGGAUAGAAAGUAAACCUCAAGAUGGGGUUAAAUGUGAGUAUGCACCUUACAUUCUGUAUUGUUUCCUAGGAUUUUUAUAUGGAUUUUAUAUGUUUAUAUGAAAUGGUUAUUGUUUUUUUUCCCACUCCCAUCUUUUAUAGUUAUAUCCUCCUAGUGUAGUAUUAUUUUAUGUGUUGUGGUUUAUUAUUCUGCGUCUCUUAAAUGCAGGACUGAAGUUUCAGAAUAUGAGAGCAUAGAAUCAAUGUGGAAACGUAAUGGGAGAAGCUAGAACUGAUUAUUUUUUCUCUUGAGUUAAUUUUCAUUCUGAAAACAAAACUAAGUCCAUUUGCAUGGAGAGAUAAUAGGUUGUGAAUGCAGAAUUCACUAAGGAAGGUUGUUUAAUGUAUAGCACAGCAAUUCAUUCUUACAAAAGUUCCUUAAAACUUCUCUAAACAGGAAGUACCACUGUCACACUUCCUGUCAUCUCUAGAUACCUGUGUAACCUCUCAAAGUCUUGUCUUCUGUCCAAUGUAAUGCAUUAUUCCAAGAAAAAAGUGAUAAUUAUUUUUAUGCUUGGCGUUGCCUGGCUACAUCUUGAAGCUCAUUUUCAAUGCAGUCUCCUUACGUGGUUCUGGCUGCAUGUCAAUAGAAUAAUCCCUCACCUAGCUUGUAUUUACGAUUUUGUGUUUUUAGCCCAUUAGUAAAACCAUUACUGUUUCCAUGGCUUAUUCACACUGGGGUUGAAGGCUGUUCCUACCAUUAUUUUGAACAAUUUUCAUUGAAAUUGUUUAAUAACCAGUUGAACUGUAAUGUUUGAGUCCCAAUGCAUGUCUCUCCGGGGAAGCCCUCUAGUUUCAGCAGAAUGACAAUAAGCACUGUGUGACUGAUCCAGAUUCGAAGUCAGUUCGCUAUUCGGAAAAUCAACCCCAUGAACACACACACUGUAUAUAGAAUUAUACAUACUUUAUGUAGAUUUUGUUCAGUCUAAAUGGAUUUGAGAAAAUAUAUUAUAUAUCAAGUCAAGGCAACUUUCAAUACUUUCUAUAAAACUGAUUUUCAGUCACCUCUGCUACAAUCAAAGGGUCAGCAAGACAUUGUAUAGCCUGAUGAAGGAUUAUUAUUACUUACAAGGCUUUUCUCCUGGUCAAAGAUAAAACACACUACAGUUUAACAUUGCAAGGAGAUCAGAUUAAAGUUAAUAACUUUACUUAUGGAUGACUGGCUGGUUGGUUGGGUGAGGAAAACAGAUAACCACUUUGUGCUUAUUUCCACUUCCAUGUACUCAUUUCCACUAAAAAAGCUCUUUAUUUUGCAGACAGCAAGUUCUACCGAGUACCAACUACCUGCAAAAAUAACUUAAGAACAUAAUGUUGGUAAACAGACAAUAGAUUUAUUGAUCGAAAUUGGAAUUAAGAUGAGCAAAAUUUAUUUUAGAACUUUAAAAAUGAGCUUCAAUUUUGUAGUGUAUUCAUUAUGAUAUUGUUUUGUAUACAUUUUUUUUUAUCUCAGCAUUUUGUAUCAUUUCUUACAGGAAAAAAAAAUGAAAAUCUUGCUUACAUUUUUUUUUUUUUAAAUGUCUCCAAAAUAUUCACAUUAUUCUGUUAAUAUAUUGGCAGGAUGCCGAGUACACUGGGAUAACAUAACGUGCUGGGACUCGGCAAAGGUCGGAGAAAUUGUUACACAAAAUUGCCCUGUGAUAUUCCGUCACUACUUUACUAAAAAAGGUGAGUAUUGCGUAUUUAUGGGCGGUGGGAGGGAAAUAGGGCACAUAAAAUCUAAUAUUUUUACUGUUAUUCCAAAAUGUUACAUCACCUGUUACAAGAUUGAUCGUUGUGGUAGAUGAAACUUGAGGAAAUGAAAACUGUAUUAUAUAAACGUUUUUUUUUGUGUGUCAGAGAAGGAGUCCCUUAGUUUAUAUUCUGGGCCCUUUAAAUCAUUGAGCCACUUUCAAAAUGGAAAAUUAAGUUUAGCCCAUAGCUCUCUUAUUAUCCUAUUUUGUCCUGCAUUGGUUUUCUCGCUGAAAGAAAACAAAAACUCUCACAGAACUUCAUUCUGCACUUUGUUUGCAUAAGACAAGCCAUGGACAUUGAGCUAAGACUGGGUCUGACACAGCUUUAAAUCAAUGUCAGAACUGAACAAAUAUAAACUGAUCCAAAACAGGCAUAGUUUAAAUCCAAGCAGAAAAGGGGACAUAGAGCAAAAGGUCAAAAAGCUAAGUUCAGAUGUCCGGGUAGAUUGAUAAACGGAAAAGUCUCUGCUUAAAUUGGGCUAAAAUCCAACAAAUCAUUUUUCCUGAAACAAACUGAAGGACACUUUCCCUGAAUGUAAUAUGAUAAUAUUUAUCACUCAGCAUAAUAUAUAUCACCGUCAUCUUUAUUAAAAACAGGCAAGAAAUUAUCGGGGGAAAGUAGAAAUCAUUGGGUUAAAUUUGAAAGUAAAAUGAGUCCUUUUUAAACCAUACAAACUUUUUUUUUUUUUUCUCAACAGGAAAUAUAAGUAGACAGUGCCUAGGGAAUGGUGUCUGGUCUGAAACAUAUCCAAAUGUCGCAGAUUCGUGUGGAUUUAAUGACAAUGUAACAGCUCAUAAGGUAGGACAUUAAAGUGAAACUAGUGACUAAAGUGGCUACCUGAUUUAAAGCCAUACAUUAAAUGCAUGAAAGGGACAUGUAUCGUUUUGAGACAACAGUCUCAUUCAAAAGCAUUUGGAAUAUUAUAGUAAAAAAUAUUAAUUAUUAAUAAUAUUUAUAAACGUGCUCCUUGUAUCCAUUUAACAAAUCUUAUUUGUCAUUUAAAUGGGAAAAAUGCACACAUAUUAAUUGGUUGGUCUUAAGUUGUACUUAUUACCCCAAUUCCUCUUCAGACACACAGUACGUUUCCCAAGUUAUGUCUCAUAUAGGAAUGACAUUAAUGUACAAAGCAAUUUGCAUCUAAAUUUCUAAAUCUCUAGAUUCUAAAUCUCUAAACUUUACUCCACCUUCUUAUACCAUUGACUCAGCGAAUUAUAUAGUUAAAUUCUCACGUUUCAGCCUGUUUUGUGCUUCUUCUGGGGAUUUUAGUAUUAACAGCUUGUCUUCAUCUGUAACAAACAGCUUUGUGGGGAAACCUCAUCUGUAUUUUAUGUUCUGUUUGAUUAAUACUGAAGUAGUUAAAUUAAAGAGACUUCUCCUAUUCCUUGUUCAAUAAGAAAGACCUGGAAAUUCGAUUUCUUUGUAUUGGCCGUCCUUAGCGGGUGAUAAUUAAUUCUUUAUAUAAAAAGGAAUGGCAACAGAUAAUAACGUCUCUAUGUGCAUUAUUUGGCAGCAACUUUGGUUUGGCAAUUCUGUGCAGGGCCGGACUGGGGAUACAAAGCAGCCCUGGAAGAAAAAAAAACAAAGCCAGCCCCACAAGUCAUUGUGCAAAGUAUUGUGUGUAUUAUAACAAACUCACUGACACAAACACACUGAUGCACAGGUUCACAGACAGACAAUCUCAUUGAUAUACAUACGCUCAUUGACAUAAAAACACAAGCUCACUGAUGCACAAAAAUAGGCUCACUGACAGACAAUCUCACUGACACACACAGACAAGCUUAUUGGAAGACAAACAAAUUUAGUACAGACAAACUCUGACACGCAAAAGCUUACUACAGACAAGCUCACUGUCAUACACACAUGCUCACUGACACCCACAUGCUCACUACAGACACACACUUGCUCACCACAGACAAGCUAACACACACAUGCUCACUACAGAAAAGCUCACUGUCACACACGUGCUCACCACAGACAAGCUCACUGACACACACACAUGCUUCCAACAGACAAGCCCUCUGACAUACACAUGCUCACUACAGACAAGCUCACUGCCACACACACAAGCUGACUCAGGAGCAGGCACACACACACAAGAUCACUCAGAGCACACACAAGAUCACUCAAAGCAGACACACACACACACACAUACAAGCUCACUCACUAACAGGCACACACACACAAGCUCACCCACUAGCAGCCACUCACAUACAAGCUCUCUCACUAGCAGCGACACACACAAGUUGUCUCACUAGCAGGCACACACACACACGCACACACACACAAGUUCACUCACUAGCAGCCCCCCCACACCCACACAACUCACACUAGCAGCCACACACACAACUCAUUCACUAGAAGCCACACACACACACACACACACACAACUCACUCACUAGCUGCCACCACACACACAAGUUCACUCACUAUCAGGCACACGCACACACACACACACACACACACAAGCUCACUCACUAGCAAGCACAUACACACACAGACACAAGCUCACUCACCAGCAGGCACACACACAAGUUCACUCACUAGCAACCACACACACACAAGUUCACACACUAGCAACCACACACACACAGUCUAAGCAAGCAUCACACUGAGCAAGCAUCAACCUAAGCCAGCAUCAACCUAAGCCAGGAUCAAUCUAAGCCAGGAUCAAUCUAAGACAGCAUUAAUCUAAGCCAGCAUCGUUUCCUGCACGGCUGCAUCGCCUGGCAAUGAAACACAGCCGGGUUAAAUACACUUUCAGACAACGAUAUAGAGUUGGGUGACACAUGUUGUCAUGGUGUGCACAGUACAUUACAUUAAGGUUUGACUAUCAUUGUCUAAACUUUACUUCAGAAAUACUCAUUUACAAAAGGAGGUAUAUGGAAAUAUGUUGGUUUUAUCUCCAGUGAUAACAAGGUGAGCAGAGAAAUACUGUGAUACAUACAGAGUCUGUUUCAUAAAAACAUAGAGAGCUAACUCGUGCUCUCCUAACAGUGCCCCUGGUGACCCAGCCAGGAGACAGGGGAGACAAGCUGGCCAUGCACUCAGCCACUCAAUAGCAGCAAUACACACACAUACACACACACACACACACAAGUUCACUCACUAGCAGGCAGACACACACACACACAGACAGUAGAUGAAGUUGCCAUAUUGUGGCCUCUUCCAUCCAGCGAGGUCAGCAACGUGUGAGGGGGCGGGGCUUGUGGGAAGGAGGCAGAGCUUCCAUUCAGGAGGAGGGGCUUGUGUGCAGAGGCAGGGCACGCAGCCAAAAUUGCUGUAAAUUUUGAAGGGAGACUGACAGAUCUCCCUCCGGCUGCACCAGCCCCCAGCUCCUCCCUCUUUACUUCCCUCGGACUGACAUAGCCUGGCACAGUCCGAUGGGGAAAAUCAUUUCAAUGACAUUAGCAUGAUGAUUUGGGCUGUCAGCCCGGCCCCAAGUGCCGUGACCCAAUUUCCAGGUAUUACGGUGGGCCAAUCCGGCCCUGAUUCUGUGACAUCUAGCUAUUCAAGUAGUUCCUUCCUGUUAUAUCCACAAUUCCUAAUUCUAUGAAGAAGUUUUUUAAGAAUGUUUCUAAUUUAUCAUUGUGAUUGUUUCUGGAAUAUUUCAGAACCUGCUUGCACGGUCCUCCAUGUUUGCCAUUUGUAACUCCAUGUCUUGAAUAUUCCGAUGCUUGUCCUCAAUUUUAUCUUUUUGUGGCAUUGAAAUAUAUUCUAGGUGUUCCAUUCUUUCUUCAAUUGUAUUGAUUCUCAUUUUCACCUCUGCAAGAUCUUUUUAAUAGUUCAUAAGACUAUCUUGAAAAAAAUCUUUGGUAAUUGUUUGUUCUUCUUUUUCCGCAAGAUGAGGGUCUAAUGAAGCCUUUUCCAUAUUGGCUUGUCCUUGAUCUUGAGUUUCACUCAAUAGUUCUUGUUGAGAGUGCUCAAGAAUGCUUUUUGUCCAUUUGCAGGAUGAAGCUAGAGAGUGUUUAAACAUUUUGUUUUCUAUUCUUUUUUUAGAUGAUCUUGAGAUAUUUUUGUAGACAUUGAAUUUCCUUUUAUAUAUAUAUUUUCCUUCUUUAUUCUGCUGCCAUAUUAUUUCUUAAAAAACAGCAUUAUGAAUAAAUAUAAAUCUGGUCAUGCACUUGCUUUGACCGUAUAGAAUACUUCACAUGCAAUGACAUAUUCACUUUAAUUAUGCUAGUAGCCUCGGGGGCUUAAUAACCUUAAUAGGAAAACCACUGAAAUUGCCCUUCUCAAAUCAUGACAUUGCUUCUACUCUCAUCCAAAAUAUCAUUUGUGUUUAAUUGUAUAUUUGUUGCUUUCUGUGUUUCAUUGACCUUACUUUUAAACAAAACAUUUUUAGUUAUUUAGUUCAUUUUUAGAGUGGUGUGAAUAUUCUGACAUCAUAAAUACGGAGAGAAUACAUGCAACUAUUUUUGUACCGAAAAGGUAUACGAAAACACGCAGCAAUCUGAAAAAAGUGACUAUAGUUCUAGUCGUCACUAAUUCACCAAUUUUACAUUGCCUUGUGUUUCCUUCAUACAUUCAAUUUCAUGAAUGUGUAAAUGUGUAUGUAAAAAUAUAUACAUGUAUUAUAUUAUUACAUUAUAAAUAUUCUUGAUUGCUAGGUGCUGUGUGUUUUUGCAGAGUAAAAAAACUAAUCUUUCCUGUUUGAGUAGUGCAAAAUAACUACAAACUUGUGUUAGAGACGGGGUUUUGCAAAUCAUUUUGAGUCGUUGCCAAGAAUUGGAGUUUAGCUAAAGUCAAGAACUGAGAAAACACAUCUAUAAUCAACAGCAACUUAGAAUAUCAAAAAAUAAGUAACACAUCCUGACUGUACUAUACCAUGAAACAAAAAAAGUAUGUAUAUAUAUAAAACAUCUGAAGAAGCAGUACAUUUAUGCCAAUAUUACAUUCUGAAAGAUUUAAGUCCUUCAUAGAAUGUAUUACACUGCUCUAAACAGACCUACUGUUACUGGAUAAUAGGACCAGAUAGCUAUGAUAGCAUAGAUAGAACAUCGUUGUUCUGUCCAUAAUGUAUGAAAAUAACCAAGAGAACAUGCUAGCUACUUUCCUGGUUAUGUUUAAAGGUGAAGCUAUAUAAUAAUGGCAUAUACGCUAACAGUGUUAUAAUCUGUGCUAGGAUUUGACAGUUUCACUAUAUAUGUUUGUUUAUUUAUUUUAUUUAUUUAUAAAAUAUUUUACCAGGAAGGAUUCAUUGAGAUUUCUCUCUUUUUCAAGUAUGUCCUGGUUCCACAAAUCAUUGCAUUGUUACAAUAGGGUACAAUAAAAUACAAAAACAAUAUUAAUACUCAAUAUAUAUAAAAUGUAACAAAGAUAAAGUUAAGAAAUAUAUAAUCAACCAUGACAGGUGCAUUCUAUUUUGAGGUAUGUAGAUGAGGUAUGUAGAGAGGGAUCUCUUAAAGUAUUUUAGGCUUGGGGAAGAUUUGAAAGUGUGUGGGAGGUUGUUCCAUAAUUGCGGUGCUCUGUAGGAGAAGGAGGUCUGAGCCGCUUUCUUUGAAGAAAGCAUCGCAAGGAUUAAACUUGGUGAUUUUGUCAGGAUCUGUUUUUUGGCAAAUGCAUUAAAAUAGAAUGUUUUUAAAGGCUGUAGAUCCUAAAUUGAAGGGUUUUACAUACUUACUAUGCCGCCCACUAUAAAUGAGCUUUCUAGACGUAUAGUAUAAAUCAGUAAUGCACUAUGAUUGUACGUUCUUUACAAACUCCGUUUACAUUCCAUUUAUUUAUUUUUUGCUUGGAGAUUGCUGUGAGGGCAGACGCAUUGAGCAUAGUAAAGAAAUGCAGGAAAUGUAAACGGUGAUAGUUUUAAUAAAUUCAUCACGUUGCCUAGGUUUCUGUAAAUUGGUGAGGGAGAUAUCCACUGACCUGCAACAAAAAAUUAACAGUGAUAAUCCCAGCGAUGCACAGCCAUUGUUACUACAACCAUCACGUUAUAUGGUUGUAAUUUGCAGUAUUGCAAUAAUAUUGUGAAAUUACAUUUACCAUUUUUUUAAAUUUUAUUUUAUUUAUUUAUUUAAAAUAAUGCCUGUUGUAGUGCAACAGAGAAAAAAGAUGAAUUCUGAAACUGACACAUUUUGGUGCAGUAUAUGUAUGGGCAUAGGGGAAGACGAUUGGGACUUCCAUUGUCAUUUUAUUGGUUACACACGUGCCAUGGGGACUUAGCUGUCCACUGUAUAUAAGUACCGACCGAGGAUGUGAUUAGCUAGGGGAACUGAGUAUUUUUUGACGCCAGGGGUUAUCACAGAACAAGAGCUCUGAUUCCCAAAAAAUGAAAAAAAGUAGAUUAUAACGCUGCGGAAUUUGUUAGCAGUAUAUAAAUGAUAAUAAUAAUAACAAUAAUAGUGCAGAGCUCCAUGCUUAUCAGAGGGUCCAAAUGACUCGUACACCUACGCAAAAUUAAAACCCACAGUCUAAGGUGUAGGAAAGGAAUAAAGGUGUUUCCAUGUGUUCUUCUUGUUAAUAUAGUAUAGAUCAGCAUUUCCCAAUUGGUGUUCCUUGAGAACACAAUUGGGGUUCCGCCAAAAUUUGUAAAAAUAAAAUGAUCUCCCUGCUUAGCUCCCUCGAACGCACAUCAGUGAUAUUAAUACACUAUGUCAAAGGGUUCCACAGGAAAAAUUAAUAGGGAACCCCUAGUAUAGAUAAUAUGCAGUAAGAAAAAAGAGAAGACCACACUUUUUUUUUUUUAAACUGUCUAAUAUGGUAAAAGUUUAAAACGAAAAAUAAAAAGUAAAAAAGUAUCAAACAGAUUUAGAAAUGAGCGAUAUAAUGUAUGUGAAGUUUUUAAUAAUCAAUAACACAUCUAAACAAAAUAGAUCAGUUUCACGAUUUUGACUUUUUUGUCUCCCUUCCACCGCUUGAUAUUUAGCCCUGCAGAGCCCUUUCCCCUCCCGGCCGCCUAACCGCAUGUUUUAACGCUCCGGCCAAUGGCCGGAUCUAUUUUUCCACACUUUCAGUGUGGCGGCGGCCAUCUUGGAUCUCGCGGCUCGCAAGACCCGCGGCCACCAUCUUGGAGCUUCACCCACUCGGUCUGCCUCAGUUCUAGAGAUCUACAUCUGCUUUUGUCCUCCAAGGUAAGCAUUUCUUUAUUUGUAUCUUGUUUGCAUAUACCUUAUGUUAAUUCACCUGUGCCACAACCAAGUUGGUCAUUCAUAUCCUCUUACUGUUUCAGAUUCCACUGUCAACUCCCAUUACUCUCAUCCAGGCAGGGGUUCCCACAGAAAGUCUCUGCUACUACUAAUCUGCGCGCAAGAGGAAUUCGCUGCAUUAUAUACCUGGACAACCUCCUAAUCUUCUGCUCUGUCAAGUCAAGACUCAGACUACACACAUGUUUUGCCGUAGAGCUCCUAGAAUCCCUAGGGUUUACAGUAAACCAUCAGAAAUCGGCUACAACUCCGUCCCAAACCAUUCAGUUUCUGGGAUUCGAAAUCGACUCCAGCACACUCCAUCUCCUGACAGCAAAGAUAGCAGCUAUCCGGAAGGAAAUCCAUGAGACACUCCGAUGCCGGUUCCCCUACGCAAUCUCGCUCGGAUUGUGGGCCUCCUAUCGGCAUCCAUCCAAGCCAUCUUCCCGGGUCCACUCCACUACAGGGCGAUGCAACGCCUCAAGACAUCCUUCCUCUGCCGAAAUCCUACCUACGACCAACCAGUACCGAUUACGGCAGAGGUCAGGGAGGAAAUGCAAUGGUGGCUGGACAGCAUGCAGGCCUUGAACGGCUGAGCUAUAUUUGGCAAAACCCCAGAUUUCGUGCUGGAAUCGGACGCCAGCCUUUGGGGCUGGGGCGCCACGAGCGAGGGAGUAUCGACAGGGGGAGCCUGGACUUCACAGGAACUCAACCUGCAUAUCAACUGUCUCGAACUACUGGUGGGUUCCUUCACCAUACGCAGCCUGGCAAGGGACAAAUCAGAUUGUUGCAUUCUCCUCAGGAUGGACAACAUCUCGGCCGUCUGCUAUGUCGAUCGCCUAGGCGGAGCCCACUCACGACUCCUAUCCGAACUCACGAAAGAGGUGUUCGACUUCUGCCUACCACGCAACAUCUCCCUCAAGGCGGAAUACCUCCCAGGGGAGAUGAAUCUCACAGCCGACUGGUUCUCUCGCCAUUGGAGAGACAGCAGCUAUUGGAUGCUGGACCAGGAGAUAUUCAAUGCCCUCAUGCAAAUGAGAGGACCCUUCCAUCUGGACCUCUUCACAUCCCGCAACAACAGACAAACCCCAGACUUCUUCAGCUGGCUCCCGGAUCCAGAAUGCAAAGGUGGACGCUUUCCUACGGGCCUGGCCGCCUUUCGGCGCCUACGUAUUUCCCCCAUUCGCUAUGAUAGCAAGGACUCUCCACUAUCUGAAGGUACACCAGAUUUCUCUGCUCCUGAUUACCCCCCUAUGGCACACUCAACCAUGGUUCCUGGAUAUUCUAGCACUAUCUUAUGCAGACCCGCUCUUACUGCCGUCCCACCCGACUCUCCUUACGGAUCCGAAGUGGAACCCUCACCCGCUAAUACUGGAAGAUAGACUCUCCCUGGUGGCUUGGACUCUUUCCGGGGCACCUGGCAAGUCGGCGAACUAUCGCAGACUGCUAGGGACCUCUUAUGGGAUUCAUGGGCACCGGGGACGAGAUUAUGCUACCUCUCUGCUUGGACCUCCUGGUCCUCUUGGUGUUUGGAACUGAACCUCGAUCCACUUACGGCACCUAUUCCCACCUUCUUGAAUUUCCUGUUGUCGCUUUUUGCAAGAGGGAAAUCUUAUAGAACUAUCAACAUAGUUCGAUCAGCGCUCUCAGAGGCCCAUAUCCCUAUCCAAGGGAUCCCGGCGGGUAAGGAUCCUAUAGUAUGUUGAUUACUGAGGGGCAUGCGACUCAAACAUCCUCCGGCCCCCAAAUCACCUCUGGGAUGUGGACCUCGUCCUCACCUUCUUAAGAGGAUGGGCGUUUAAUGACAGACUCUCACUCCGCCAACUUUCGGCCAAGAUGACGAUGUUACUUUGCCUAGUCUCUUUUCAUCGGGUAUCCGACGUUAGGGCCUUUCGAAGUCGAUGCCUUUUCAAUAGGUCCUGAAGGGGUCACCUUCCAUGUCUCCCAACGCACCAAAUCGAACUCCACCGCCAUUUUUUACCCCAUUUUCGUCACAGAAUCUCAAUUAUGCAUGGUCGCAGCCUUACUGUCACAUAUUCAUCCGCUUAUAGAAAUGUGGUUAAUGACAUUUACUGUCCAUACAGGAAAAGUUGUGCCGAGCAGCAACCUAAUCCACAGAAGGGUUAAUGCUGAGCAGUAAUUGUGCAAAUGAAACCUGGUGUCACGUAUUCAUCCACUUAUAGAAAAGUGGUUAAUGACAUUUACUGUCCACACAGGAAAAGUUGUGCCGAGCAGCAACCUAAUCCACAAAAGGGUUAAUGCUGAGCAGCAAUUAUGCAAAUGAAACCUGGUAACUAACUUUGGGGUCAAAGGCCGGUUACAGCCUAUCAGAACUAAAGGAGGGGUAUUUAGGCCCAGUUCUCAGCCUGCUCAGUGCCCUGUCGUGGUUUCCCUUGUGGUUGUCUGAGAGCGCGUUCCUGUUUAUAGUUUUCUACCUGGUUUUUGACUUUGGCUUUGUUUAUUGACUUCUCUAUAUUCUGGUAUCCUGACUCCUGGCUUUCCUCAUCGCUGUGUCCCUUUCUGUGUUCCCUGACCUCGGCUAGUAUUUUUGACUAUUCUUUGUACGUUAAAUCCGGCCAUUCUAAGGACCGGUAAUACGUUACUUAUUUGUCAUCCGUGCUGUACAGUUCUACGUGCUGGAUCAAACAGUAAUCCUGACAUUACGACAUGGCCAUAGAUCCUGUAGAACUGUGUCAGCACAUAGCUGCUUGCGAGAGGAAAUUAGAGGAGAAUGAUCACCGCAUGGAUCAAUUCACUCAGGCUUUAAGUACGCUUCUCGCUAGAACGGAGCAUCUGCAGCCUGCAGCGUCUCCUCCUAUAGCACCUCUACCCUGUGUACCUCCACCCACUGUUAAUAGGACUCCUAGCAUCUCCUUAUCACCAUCCCUACAGUUUGAUGGCAAUAUCCAGGAAUGCAGGGGGUUUUCUUAAUCAGGUGGAGUACCAUUUUGAGGCCUCACCAGGGUCAUUCCCCACGGACAGAGCAAGAAUUGGUUAUCUAAUGAAUCAAUUAAAGGGCAAGGCCCUUGCCUGGGCUAAUCCGUUGUGGGAGAGUAAUCGGAGCAUAGCUCAUAAUUACCAGGAAUUCCUUGCCGAAUUCAAGCUCACGUUUGAGCCAUUGGGUAGAGAGGAUGACGCCUCCACUGCCCUAAUGCACAUCAGACAAGGUAACCGGUCUAUCUCGGAUUAUGCUAUUGAAUUCCGUACCUUAGCUUCCGAGGUAGACUGGACUAACAAUGGGUUAAUCUCAGCAUUCAAAAAGGGUCUCUCAGAGACUAUACUAGAUGAGAUAGCCGCUAAAGAAUUACCUAAGAGUCUUAACGAAUUUAUUACGUUUGUCAUGCAUAUUGAUAAUAGGUUAAGACUCAGAGAAGUCACCAGAAGCAAGACCAGACGUACGGCUAUGUCCCUAGCACCUCAAUUCUCUAAACCUGUUUUGUCUAACCUCCCUGUACAGUCCGAACCCGAACCUAUGCAGUUGGGGGUCACUAGACUGUCAGAGGCCGAAAAACAGUAUAGGAGAAGGGAGGGGUUAUGCCUAUAUUGCGGUAGAAAGGGACAUAUGAUAACUAAUUGUCCAGUGCGUCCGGAAAACUUCCGCACCUAAGAACCUUAAGGGGACAGAUCUUAGGUGUGAUGGAGUUGUCCUCUAACAAAAACAAAAGUAGAUUCCUCCUUGAGGUAUCUAUUUCCCUUGAUAACAAGAAGUUUUCUUGCAGUGCCCUAAUGGACUCAGGUGCUGCUGGAAAUUUUAUUGAUGUCCAGUUUAUUAGGGGUAAUGAGAUACCGGUCAGGGAGAGACCUACGCCGCUAGCUGUAGAGGCUAUUGAUGGUAGACCACUCACACAACCGCUUAUAACCCACGAAACUGUCCCUAUUACGAUCUCCAUUGGGGCCUCCCAUAGGGAGGAGAUGACGUUUCAGGUUAUUACUUCUCCAUCAUGUCCUAUCAUAUUAGGGUUUCCGUGGCUGAGUAAGCACAAUCCCUAUAUUGACUGGGCUAAUGGGGAGAUAUUAGAAUGGGGUAAAGAGUGUAUGGGGAGAUGUAUAAAACCAGUACUAAAGAGAUUGGAUACUAUUGACCUUCCCACUACCACUCCCCAAACUCCUGGAGUUCCCAUACAAUACCGAGAACUUCAGGAGGUGUUUAACAAGGCUCAAUCCGAUGUAUUGCCUCCCCACAGAGCAUAUGACUGUGCCAUUAACCUGUUUCCAGGCGCUAUGCCACCUAAGGGGGCAGUUUAUGCCUUAUCUCCCCAGGAGAGUAAAAUAAUGGAGGAAUACAUCAAAGAAUCCUUGAGCAAAGGGCACAUAAGAAAGUCAUCCUCACCAGCUGGUGCAGGAUUCUUUUUUGUUGAGAAAAAGGGUGGUGAGUUACGCCCUUGCAUAGACUACAGGGCACUUAAUAAAAUCACUGUAAAAAAUGCAUACCCUAUCCCACUCAUUUCCGAAUUGUUCGAUAGACUUCAGGGAGCUAAAGUAUUUACUAAGCUUGACCUUAGGAGCGCUUACAAUUUGGUUAGAAUUAAAGAGAAUCAUGAGUGGAAGACGGCAUUUAAUACCCGUAGUGGACACUAUGAAUAUCUGGUAAUGCCAUUUGGGUUAUGCAACGCCCCGGCCGUAUUCCAAGACUUUAUAAAUGAUGUACUCAGGGAAUUCAUUUACUCAUUUGUCUUGGUUUAUUUGGACGAUAUUUUGGUGUAUUCCCUGAUCUUCAAACUCACCACUCCCAUGUGAAACAGGUUCUGCAGACGUUGUUGAAAAAUAAACUUUAUUGUAAAUUAGAAAAGUGCAUAUUUGACCAGCCUGAAGUCCACUUUUUGGGUUACAACAUCUCUGCAUCGGGAUUUCAAAUGGAUCCUAAAAAACUAGAGGCUGUACUACACUGGCCAUUACCCUCUGGUUUAAAAGCCAUUCAAAGGUUUAUUGGUUUUGCCAACUAUUACAGAAGAUUCAUCAAGGGAUUUUCUUCUGUAAUAGCCCCAAUCACAAAUAUGACUCGCAAAGGGGUUAGUAGCACGGUAUGGUCCAAAGAGGCUGUGAAUGCUUUUGAGACUCUUAAACAAAGAUUUGCCUCUGCGGACAUACUAAAACAUCCCGACACUAGUAAACCUUUUAUAUUGGAGGUUGAUGCAUCCGAGACAGGGGUAGGGGCUGUUCUCUCUCAGAGAGAAAGCCAGGGAACACCAUUGCAUCCUUGUGGCUACUUCUCCAGAAAGAUGUCUCCUACUGAGCGCAACUAUGAUAUUGGCAAUAGAGAACUGUUGGCCAUUAUUCUUGCCCUCAAGGAGUGGCGACAUCUUUUGGAGGGUUCCAAGGACCCCCUGUUGAUCAUAACCGACCACAAAAAUCUGGCAUAUAUAGGGGAUGCCAAACGUUUGUCUUCCAGACAGGCUAGAUGGUCACUGUUCCUUUCACGUUUUAACUUUCUCAUUACUUAUAGACCUGGUUCUAAAAAUACCAAGGCUGAUGCCUUGUCCAGGCAAUUUGAUAAUGAGUCAGCUCCGGAACAGGUGACAUCUCCUAUUAUUCCACAGAGUGUAUUAUUGCUACUACUGUCCUCUCACUGUCUUCUCCACUGCUUGGCACCAUACUGGAGGCCCAGCCUCAGGCGCCCAGUGGUAAACCGUGUGAUAAACUGUUCGUUCCCCUAUGUGAAAGGGUUAAUAUCAUGAAAGUGUUCCAUGACAAUAUAACUGCUGGACACCCGGGCAUCAAUAAGUCCACUGCCGCGAUCACUAGAUCAUUUUGGUGGGAUUCACUCAGAAAAGAUGUAAAGGAGUAUGUGCAGGCAUGUUCUGUGUGUGCAGUUUCUAAGGUGACUCAUGCACUUCCUUGUGGCCUGUUGCAGCCUCUUCCUGUUCCUGGUCCCACUUAUCCAUGGACUUUAUUGUUGAACUUCCUAGCUCUGCUGGGUUCACUACUAUUCUCAUGGUAGUAGACUGAUUUUCUAAGAUGGCUCACUUCAUUCCUCUCAAGAAGUUGCCAUCUUCGCAAGAUUUGGUCCUAAUUUUCAUACGUGAAAUUGUCCGUUUGCAUGGCAUCCCCCACAAUAUUGUGUCUGAUAGGGGCUCUCAGUUUGUGUCUAGGUUCUGGAGGGCAUUCAGUAAACAAUUGGGGAUUGAUCUCUCCUUCUCCUCCUCCUACCAUCCACAGACCAAUGGUACAGCUGAGAGGGCUAACCAGUCAUUAGAAGUUUAUUUGCGUUCUUUUAUUAAUAGCACACAAGACAAUUGGUCCGAACUACUCCCAUGGGCCGAGUUCGCUAGAAACAAUGCUGUUCAUGACUCCUCUGGGCACAGUCCAUUUUUUGUCAAUAAUGGUAGGCAUCCUACGGUUCUCCCUGCGGUAUUUUCUGAUACUGCCAUUCCUGCUCUGGAUGAGCGUCUGGCCUCCAUUCGGGAUACCUGGGUUAAGGUUCAAACUGCUCUAGGGGCUGCUGCUGAACACUUCAAACAUUUUGCUGAUAAGCGUAGGAGUGCCAACCCGGUGUACCAAGUGGGGGACCGGGUUUGGUUGUCAUCUCGCAACAUCAAGCUUAAGGUCCCUAGCAUGAAGUUUGCCCCCAGAUUCCUUGGUCCCUAUAGAGUGCUUCGUAGGAUCAAUCCAGUGUCUUACUCUCUGGCUCUUCCUGCAUCUUUAGGGAUUCCCAACACUUUUCAUGUGUCCUUACUCAAACCUCUUGUCUGCAAUAGAUAUACUGUUCCUUGUGUUCCUCCCCCUCCGGUGGUGGUGGGUGGUCAGGAGGAGUAUUAGGUAUCUUCUAUCGUGGAUUCUAGGUUUUCUCGGGGCACUUUACAGUACUUGGUUGUUUGGAAAGGUUACGGUCCUGCUGAUCGUUCUUGGGUUUCGGCUCCUGACCUGCAUGCGGGCCGUAAGAUCCACGCUUUUCACGCUAAAUUUCCUCUCAAGCCUGGUCCUGUGCGCCUGGUGGGCGUUCUUCAGGUGGGGGGUAAUGUCACAUAUUCAUCCGCUUAUAGAAAUGUGGUUAAUGACAUUUACUGUCCAUACAGGAAAAGUUGUGCCGAGCAGCAACCUAAUCCACAGAAGGGUUAAUGCUGAGCAGUAAUUGUGCAAAUGAAACCUGGUGUCACGUAUUCAUCCGCUUAUAGAAAAGUGGUUAAUGACAUUUACUGUCCACACAGGAAAAGUUGUGCCGAGCAGCAACCUAAUCCACAAAAGGGUUAAUGCUGAGCAGCAAUUAUGCAAAUGAAACCUGGUAACUGACUUUGGGGUCAAAGGCCGGUUACAGCCUAUCAGAACUAAAGGAGGGGUAUUUAGGCCCAGUUCUCAGCCUGCUCAGUGCCCUGUCGUGGUUUCCCUUGUGGUUGUCUGAGAGCGCGUUCCUGUUUAUAGUUUUCUACCUGGUUUUUGACUUUGGCUUUGUUUAUUGACUUCUCUAUAUUCUGGUAUCCUGACUCCUGGCUUUCCUCAUCGCUGUGUCCCUUUCUGUGUUCCCUGACCUCGGCUAGUAUUUUUGACUAUUCUUUGUACGUUAAAUCCGGCCAUUCUAAGGACCGGUAAUACGUUACUUAUUUGUCAUCCGUGCUGUACAGUUCUACGUGCUGGAUCAAACAGUAAUCCUGACACUUACGCAGCUACGUGACACCUACUGCCUCUCUCUGCCCGACUUCCUCCGGCCAGCUCCUGAUUUCCUACGUCAAACCUCACAAUCCAGUUUCCUCUAACACUCUCGCUAGAUGGGUACGCUGGAUCUUGUUACUGGCAGGUGUGGAUGCCACUUUCGGGGCUCAUUCGGUGAGAGGCGCGGCUGCUUCUUCGGCCUAUGCAGCCAGAGCAUCACUAUCAGAUGUCCUUCACAUGGCUGACUGGUCCUGCGAAUCCACUUUUCGGACUUUCUACUUUAGACCGAACUCCUGCGCGGUGUUUUCCUUGUUACAUAAGCGUUAAAAAUGAAAAAUACGAAGCCUCCUGUCAUGUAAUAAAAUUGAAGAUUAUGCUAGCUUUAGUGUACUAAUAAUCUUAAUUUUAAUAAAGACAGGAGGCGAGUAUUUUCCCACCCAUACCCAUCCCUUUCGGUCUUCAGGUAUCUCUAUGCUGCUCCUUCUUCAGAUUCAUCUAUCCUUCUAUAGGAAACUAAGUCUCUAACUCUCCCUUCAUCAUUCCGACUGUCCAACGUAUAUUGUGUAUCUCUCGUAUGUCAUGAUUCUUAUACCUUGUUGUACCUUAGGGAGAGAAGUAUCGAUUACUAGUAUAUUGUCAUUAUAGUACUAUAGUCUUACUGAAAUAUGCUAUGCAGAUGCCUUCCAUGUUUUUCAUGGUCUUACGACUAGUACCUAACCUAUUCCACAUUCUCGUUUCAGCGUAGUUCAACGUGGACCUACGGUUACCUUUAUGCGGAUUACCCAAGUUUAUCCUUCACUCCACAUGGAUUAUCCUAAUUCGCUUGGAUUGAUCCUCCUGUUACAGGCCCAAGACUGGUUUUGAUUCAGAAUUGUUUGAACUUUGUCCAUCUGCGAUGUCGCUAGUUGAAAUAGGAGGAGGAGCCUGUUCACUCGGAAUACUAUACCUCCUACUGUUUUUUGAUUGGUUCUUACUACCCUUUUCUUUACUGCUAUGGAGUUUAGUAAAGAGAGUUAUGCAAAAUACUCGCCUCCUGUCUUUAUUAAAAUUAAGAUUAUUAGUACACUAAAGCUAGCAUAAUCUUCAAUUGCACUGGAUAACUAAGGGGUGGGUACAUGAUCCUCGGUACUAAUGGCUACAAAAAAUAUAAGCCUGCAUGAGGCUUCUAUGAGACACAAGACGUUAGAAAGUAAUAAAUAUCAUGUGCUGAAUGCAGAUCAAUUACUUAUCAGACCUUUUGUUUGAUGUUUACUUAUCAAAACCCUUUCAAGACUGAAAGUGAAAACGUACUUAUGAUCUGUUAAGUCUCUCUAAAUAAUGUUGUUGCUGCAGUAACAAUGAAUAACAAAAGAAUUGUAGCAGGUUGGCAAGUGUACUUUAAGACUCAACUAGGAUGGAAAGAGUGAGUCACUGAUCGACGCUAUGAAGCAAGCCAGCUUUUGUUAUGGAAUAUCAAUCUUCUUUAAGUGUGCCCUUGUAUUUUUCAUUUAAACAUUUUUUUUCAAAUUGCAUUAAAUAAUCCUACUCAUCUGCCUCCACGAUUGAGCAAUUUUAUAAAAUAAUGAUAAUUUAAGCUGGUUAAAAUAAAUAUUUUAUUAGGAGAAUCAUUAUGCUAAGGGAUACUUUGUAUUCAUUUUUAUCUUUCAUCGUUAUUUCACUUGAGAAAUAAAGUUGGUGAAAAGAUGAAGUGAGCAGUGGAAAAAUUGUAUAAAGAAGAUUUUACAUAGAUGUUUCAUCAGAUUACAUAUAAGAUUCAGUAGAACAUCCUAAAACACCAUAUAGAUGCUGAAAUAAACCUAAAAUGUUAGACAAACACUAAUCAUUUCCUAUGUACAUUUCAAGGAAAGACUCUAAUGAGAGAAACGUUCAUGUGGAUGCACUGAGAUUGGGUGGCUUUGCAAGAGAUUUGAAAGCUUUCCAAAACAGGGCAGGGUUAUAAAAGCACUUGCUGGAUGAAGAGAGAUUCCUUUUUAACCUCUCCAAACCAACUAAAUUUUUUUUUUAUUUUUUUUUUAUGCAAUUUGGCUUUUUUUCCAUUUGGACUAUUUUCCUUUUAAAUUAUUCUUAAUAUCUGUAAAGUUGAAUUAGAUUUUUAAUAAUUCUAAAGUGUGCCCAUGCAUUUUUCAUUUAAACUUUUAAACUGCACCAUUAAAUAAUGCUUCUCAUCUGCCUGCAUUAUUGCGCAAUUUAAAAAAAAAUAAUGAUAAUUUAGGCUGCAGAAAGCACUGCAGAAUUAUGUGCUUAUCUUGGCCAUAUUUUUCCGUGAAGAGAGAAAAUUGAUCAUUUACAAAUAAUGGCUUUGAUUUAAUAAGCUUCCCAAAUGAUUCAAUACUGUUCAAAACAGUCGGCAAAUUGGCCUCCAUGUAAAAUGAGUCUCUCACCCCAUAUAGUAUGUGCAAUCAAUAUUAAGAAAGGGAAGUAGGUCAGGAAAAAUCUUUGUGAAAUGGUUUUAUAGCAAAUUAAUAAAUGUGGUUUGUACCAAUUUACCCUAAACCAUUGUUGUGGUCGUGACCUAAAUAUGAAUAUUAAUCUCUUAAUACAUAUACGGAACAACAUUAAUAUUUUUAUAAUUCAUGGUAUUAUGGUCGAAUAUGUGGAUAGAAAAUACACAAAACGUUGUAAUAUUAAAUGUAUAUUUAAUAUAACUAUAAUAAAUAAACAGAUGCUAGCAGAAUGUCAAUUUACUACAAUAAUGAUAAUACAAAACUACAACAUAUUACUUACAAAAGGUUGCACAACAUUUUACUUACAAGGCCCCAGCCCUUUGGCUGGGGUUAAGUCAGAGCUGGUACUACAUGAUCAGUCAGGUACAGGCAAAAAGAGAGCUUGCUUCUCCUAACAUCUGGUUUUUAUUCAGUGUAAGUAGGCUGGCCUGUGAUGUCACUGCCAGAAGCACAGGUCUUACUACACACUCCCCCUAGUGGUGCCCCCAAAGCAUUACACUAAAUAUGCUUUACUGACAUCUAGUGGUGCGUCUAAAGCAUUAAGCUCAUUAUGCUUUUUUUAUGACAAAAAGUCAUUAAUUAAUAAAUACCAUUACAACCAUACAGUUGUAUAUUUUUCAGGAGGUACACUCAAGAGCUACCUCUAUUCCACUGUUCCUCCAUUGUUUAACUGUUAUAAAUAAUGAGCUGGUGAGCCAACAUUACAAACAAUUCACAUGUACUAUAAGAAACAUAACAAGGGCACAAUCAGUAACAUUUAAAUAAACAAAAAGUUGGGGAAUAUGAAAAAACCUGGCUCUCCUGUACGAGCCGAAUGGUAUAAAUUUUAGACUGUCCAAUGUUACAGCAAAAGUUGGUUGGCUGAGAUGGUGAUUCCCAUUUGAACAAUCAAGAUGGAGUAUUUUUCACAAUUGUUCAAAUUCAGUUACUAAAUCGUCACAACUCACCGCUCAGCAUAUAAAUCCAUUAGUCUUACGAUAAUUGUACCCGAUGUAGCCCCUAUUCUAUUGCAGUUAUAAUUGCACCAUAUUGUCAGUAUUUGAAUCCCGAUCAAACCACCUAAUCAUAAGUGCCCCUGGGCCAGACACCCAAAGAUACAGUAUAAAUAUACAUGUGCAUUCCUCAACUUCCCAUAGAUUGUUAACUUGUUAGAGUAGAACCUUCUUAACGUUUUCCCCUUUCGAUGAUAGCAAAGCACUGGAGAAUGUGUUGGCGCUAUAUAAAUGCUCAGAAUAAUAAUUUGGUGCAUUCAGUUUUUGCUACUACUAGUACAGGAUGCUUCUAAAUGCAUUUGGGAUGGUGUGAGCCCCUGUUAAUCCCCCCGUUGGGUUACUGGAAGGAACGUACUCUAAGUUAUCCUUGGGAGCAAUGUAACAAGCCCCUAGUGCAGGGGUUCCCAAUGAAUUUUUCCCGAGGAACCCUUUGACAUAGUAUACCAAUAUCGUGGAACCCCCGAAAAAAUUUUUACACUGUAGCACAAACCUUUUAAUAAGUGGCUUUUUUUAUUAUCAUUUCCAAAUAUUUUGCUCAUAAACUGUUUAGUCUUAUGAUACUCCUGAAGCUUUCGCUUAAAAAAGGCAAUGUCUUUAUCUUUGUACUCUAGGUGGUUUUGCUCAAAAUUACGACGUAAUUUAGCAGGUGCUAACGAACUGUUUGACAAUAUUUUCUUGCAAACUAAGCAUUGUGCUUGAGGUAUAUUUUUAUUUCUGGCACUUGUGAAUCCAAAUUUUAAGUAGCUGCCAUCAUAUUUUCUUUUCUUUGUUUGAGAAGAAGAUUGGCUAGCAUUGUGUGCUUUUAUUUUAUUCUUUGACUUGUCACUUGUCUCUGCUGUUUGAGGAACAGUAGAUUCAACUAUUUUGGACUUUGUUGUCUUGAUUUCAUGUUGUAUCGUCUUUCUCAGUUUCUAAAAUUGUCGAACAAUUAGAAGUAGUAAUAAAUUUUCUCUUGAUCGUUCCUUGUUUGAACCAGUUGUCCAAAUUCAUGGUUGUUGGUUGGUAAAAUAAUACAAAAAACACUUCUCUAACCUGAAAAGCUACAGAUCUCACUACCUGAUGUCAAUGGAUGCUGUUUUUUUAUAAUGCUCUUAGAUAGAACUUAAUGUAACAAGGAUUUUGGAUCAGUCUUGGAGCAAAAAGAUUAGAACCAAGGACCAAAUUUCUGGAAUAAAAGGGAUUCAUGACAUAUCACACAUGUCAUGUGUCCUUAAGGGGUUAAACAGGUCUCACUAGCUGACUGCAAAGGAUGCUGUCAUUUUUUUUUAUAAAGCUCUUAGAAAUAAAUGAGCAUAAGCAGGAUAUUUGCUCAAUCUUGGAGUAAAGAGAACACUUUACUACAGAUUUCACCAAAGGACGCUGUUUUAACAGCUCUUAAAAUGAAAAUCUUUUUGGUAUAUCACAGAUUUCUACUGAUAGUACGCAGAAAAAAUUAAAUAUAAAAAUACAUAUAUUUAUAUAUUUAAAUAAAAUUAUAUGCAAAUAAGUAAAAAUAAAUAAAGAAAUAUUUUAAAAUUGCCAAAAUCAUGUGGAUACAGCGGCAUACAUACCGCGGUCACAGGGGUCGUAGCUGCGACCGGGCCUGCCACUCCAGGUGGCCUGGCCGCUCUGCAGACCCCUGUGACCGGGUAUCUGCGCCAUCAUUUUCUACGGCCCCACGCGGGCCGCCGUCCAAGGGGUCCAUCGGGUGGCCCAUGCUGCCAGGGCCACCCAAUGGAUGUGAAUUGUCAGGGAGCCCGGUCAGCACUGGGAGCUUUAACAGCGUGACUGGGCCCUCUGUGAUUACAUAACUGCUGGAAGGAAGUGACCACAUGUCACUCCUGCCAGCUAACACUGAGAGCCUCGCGGGAGGAUACAGAGGGAGUCAGAGUGAGAACUCUGACUCCCAUCCACCUGAGCCAAACCUGGACCCAAGGGAAAGUCACCUUCCUGCACCUUAAAGGUAGGAAACAUUGUGUGUGUGUGUUUGUAUGUAUGUGUGUCUGUCUGUGUGUGUGUCUGCCUGUUUGUAUGUAUGUAUGUGUGUGUGUAUGUGUGUGCACCAGUCUGUGUAUGUAUGUGUGUGUGUGCCUGUCUGUGUAUGUAUGUGUGUCUGUCUGUGUGUGUCUGCCUAUAUGUGUGUGUGUGCUUGUCUGUUUGUAUGUAUGUGCAUCUUGUGUGUGUGUGUGUGUGUCUGUCUCUAUGUUUGUAUGUGUGUAUGUCUGUCUGUGUGUGUGUCUGUUUGUCUGUAUGUGUCUGCCUGUGUGUAUGUGUGCCUGUCUGUUUUUUUAUGUAUGUGUCUUUGUAUGUCUUUUGUAGGCAUAAGGCUAUCCUAACUAUAAGAUAAGGCUAGGGACUAAUGAAAGUAUUUAGAAAAUUGGGCAGACUAGAUGGGCCGAAUGGUUCUUAUCUGCCGUCACAUUCUAUGUUUCUAUGUUUCUAUGUAUGUGUGUCUUGUGUGUGUGUGUGUGUGUGUGUCUGUAUGUGUGCCUGUCUGUUUGUAUGUAUGUGUCUGUGUGCCUGUCUGUGUGUUGGUCUGUAUGUAUAUCUGUGUGUGUCUGUCUAUAUGUAUAUAUGUGUGCCUGUCUGUUUGUAUGUAUGUGUCUGUGUGUAUAUGUGUAUGUGUCUAUGUGUGUGUGUGUCUUCUGUAGUAUGUGUGUGUGUCUGUCGGGGGGGGGAAGGGAGGGGGAGGGCACAGAUCAUUUUCGCACCGGGGCCCCAUGGUUUGUGUGUACGCCACUGUGUGGAUACUCUCAUUUUACUCUUGCAAUUAUUUGGUAGUUAGAAGAAACUGCAGCUACUCCCAUGAAUACUAUAUGUCACUAUGCAAGCAAGCCUCACUUCAAGCACAAGUCAAACCCCUGCUCUUGUGAUUACAAUAGGGAACUACAUGGAGCGUUCAUUAUAAUAAAUUAGAUAUUGCACUUGGAUCAAUAUGCAAAGUCAGUGUAAGACAUCUUAACAAUAGCCCAGAGAGGAAUGGGAGAAUACUGAAGGAGAGAGGAGUAAAAGAAUACAGGGAGGAAAGAGGAGUGAAGGAAUCCAGGGAGGAGAGAAAAGUUAAUGAAUGCUGGGAGGAGAGAGGAAUGAAGGAAUACUGGGCUGGGAGGAAUUCUUUCCUUAAAUGAUGCUGGGCGGGCUGACGCUGGGCGAGCUGACACAGGAAAGGCAUGCAUAAGUGUGUAGCAAUCUCACGAUCUCUUUAUUAGAUCGCGGCCGCACGAUCUCUGCUGUUUCCGACCUUCCAGGAACAGCAGGGAGCGGCGGCCAUCUUGGAUGGGGCAAUUCACGGCGGAACCCCAAUUUUGUUCUCGCGGAAUCCUAGGGUUCUGCGGAACACCAAUUGGGAAACGCUGCCCUAGUACAAACCAGGCUCAGAUAUUAUAGCUAUACAAUUCAGUGGAGAGACCUCCAACCUGAUAAGACAUAUCGGUUCUCUAACCACAAAUUUAGUUAGAUGAGAUUAUGGUUGUGAACAGUGAGGUUAGCAUAUGUAAAUAUCCUAUAAAAGAUUAUUGAUUUUUUAUUAUUUAAUUUUUUUUAUUGCACAUGCAUUUUCUUGUGCUCUACUUUUUACAUGGUCCAGUCAGAUGCAGGAUUAGGAAAUGAGCAGACAGUAAUCUGUCUGUCCAAGGGGCCUGGCUGCAGCUUGGAUGUGUCUAAACCCUCCAUAAAGAAUGCCUCUCUACUUGUAGACAUGUUUUGUAACGUAUUAUGGGUUGAACUUUUAUCACAUGAAGUCACAUUUACAUCUUUUAAUAGUUUCUCAAUGUAUUUGGGAUCACGUCCAUUCCUUCCCCACCUUACAUUUUUCCCUGUUAUCUCCUCUCCUGCAAAUAUAAUUAAUGCUUUAUAUGUCUCCUAUAUUACAUGACAAUUUUGUCUACACAAUCCAUCAUCUUAUGAACUAUGUAUCUGUGACAGUAAAUUUGACAGUUUCAGAGCUAUUUGAAUAAAUAUGACAGCACUAUUCAUUCGCAAUGAGAUGCUAAACAGCUUGUGGUUAUUCCUUAACAUACAUUUUCUGAGAUCCCAUUCCUAUUAAUUAAGACUGACCUUUUCUAUGUACAUGUAUAUUUAAUCCAAUAUAUUGUAAAAUUCAAUUGUCCUGGCCAUCCCCAUUACCACGGUAUUGUGCAAUUUCAGUUCACGUAAAGACAAGCAAGCUCAUGACUAAAUAAAACAUUCUGCCCAAAUUGUCUUUCACUUUACCCUUCAGAAUUAGAAUAAAGAAAUAUUAAAUGAAAUAUGGGCUGCUGUUUGUGAUUGGAUUGUAAAUCACAUCACUCCUAGCAGUGGCUGUUGCUGAUAGGUGUUGUAGUUCAGCAGUUGCUGGACUGAGAUCUGGGCUUUGAUUGGGUCACGCCAUUCAUGGUCUUAGUUUUAAUCCCAUCCAGUGUAGCUCUGUCUGUGCGUUUAGGGUCAAUACCUUGAUGGAAAGUGAACCCCUACCCCAGUCUCCAGUGUCUUGCCCAGACUCAUUAUUUUAGUUUUAAACUCUUUUUUUUGUCAUGUAGCAAUGACAAGUAAGCAAGUGUCAAUUUACAACAAUUGUAAAGCAAUAUAAAAAUGUUUUGUAGUUGGCAUAUUUUGCAUGACAUUUUCCAUAUGUUUGAACGAAAACAUAAAGAUAAAAUAAAUAAAAAUUUCAAAUUUAAACGUUAUUAACAUUUCAACUAAAUAUAAAACAUAAGUACUUGAAUGCACUGGUUUACUAUUUUGUGCUGAUUAGCACUGUGAGUGAGGUCUACUGCCAAAUCUAAUCCACCUAGUGUAGACAUUCUAUUAUCUUGCGAUGUUGCUAAAUCGUUAUGGGGGUUGGCCUGCUAUAACCCUGGUCAAGUACCAAUCUGUAAAUUCAAAACUGGAGUUAAUCCAGUGUUGUAGAAUACUCUUUUUUUUUGCGGCUGUCAAAAUCAAAUGAGCCAGUUUUGAAACCCAGUUAGUCACUUUUGGAAAGUUACACGGUCAAAUUUAGCACAUUACAUUUUUUAGUUUAUACACAUUGAAAUUUGCCAGACUGGUUACGUUGCCUUUGAGACCGUAUGGUAGCCCAGGAAUGAGAAUUACCCCUAUGAUGGCAUACCAUUUGCAAUAGUAGACAACACAAUGUAUUGCAAAUGGGGUAUGUUCUGUUUUUUUUAGUAGCCACGUAGUCACAGAUACUGGCCAAAUUAGCGUUCAAAUCUGUUUUGUGCAUUUUUCACACACAAACAAAUUAGAAUGCUAACUUUGGCCAGUGUUUGUGACUAAGUGGCUACUAAGAAAGACUGGACAUACCCCAUUUGUAAUAUCUUGGGUUGUCUACUUUUGCAAAUCAUAUACUAUCAUGGGGGCCAUUUUCAUUCCUGGGCUACCAAACGGUCUAAAAGGCAACAUAACCAGUCUGGCAAAUUUCAAUGUGCAUAAACUAAAAAAAUGUAAUGUGCUCAAUUUGACCAUGUAACUUUCCAAAACACUAUAAAACCUGUAUUUGGGGGGUGCUAUUUUACUUGUGAGACUUCACUGAAUACAAAUAUGUGCAUUUUAUUGCAGUAACAGCUAACAGUAUUAUGACAUUAAAUACCAUGCAGAACUAAAAAAAUGUAAAAACAAAUCUUAAUUUUUAAUUUUUCUUUAAUAUUUUAUUCAUAUUGAAUUAUGUUACAUAUAUAAAUAUUGAUUUCAUGAUGUGACAUGAAAGUUCUGUUUUGCCUGAACAAAAUGAUAUAUAAUAAGUGUGGAUGCAUUUAAUAGAAAGAGGUGAAUUACGGUUGAACAGACAUAUAGCGCAAAUUCAAGGUUUUGUUUAUGUUUUCUUUUGAUCACAACUUGUACAACUGCCUCAGUCCUUAUGGGGUUAAUUAGUGAAAACAACCUUAAAUCCCUAUUAUGGACUAAUUUCUAAUACCGUCAGUAAACAGCUGCCUUAUGCUGUCGCUGUUAACCACUGGUAACUAGUAGAGGCUACUAAUUAAUGACUGGUUUCCAACCUUUGUCACUAUCUUGUACUUGCUAGCCGCCAAUAAUGUUGGUUGAUUCACAAAGAUUCUAUCUAGUUUGAAAUUAGCCACUGACAAGGUACAAAAGGCAGCAAGAGUAGAAGAAAAGUAGCAAUGACGGUACAAUGACCUUCUGAUGGUGUCCACCCAGUGCUGGCCACCCCACUAACCGCCACCACACACAUAUAUGAGCAAUGAAUGGAGAGGGUGUAUUCAUCUAAUGGGGGGAGGUGAGACUUGUAUUUCAGGCUGUUUAAUUAUUCUAAUAUUCCAGAAGAGUUAUGACUAACCUUGAACAGCAGAUGUUUUAAAACUACAUUUCCCAUGGUGCUUAGUGAGCCUCUAGGAAACAUCAGUCACUGCCAUCAAUGUAAUUCAAGCAAGCAGAUUGCAUAGAUGAGUAGCUACUAGGUUCCGCUUGGGUAAUAGGAUGCGAAAGAAGGAUGGACAUCAAGAUUUGAUUAGCAGUAAGUGAUCAGUGAAGAGUGUGUUUCAGAGUUCAGACCCAGGCUGUAAGCUUUAUCUAAGGCUAAGUAAGCUGUGCCCCUCGGUUACCUUGUCUCACUGUUUAAUGUACCAAAUAACUCUUUAUAGCUACUCACUUGCAUUAUGUCUUUAAAAACAAUAUGUUUUAUUAUUGAUUUAUUUCAUGGUUACUUUCAGAAAUGUUUUAAGAAACUAAAUAGAACUGAUGCCUGCUCAUAUUCAAUUGAGCUGUCUUUAUUCCAGCCGUAUUAUCAUCUAUGCGAGUAUAUAUAUAUACAGUUGCAAGAAAAAGUAUGUGAACCCUUUGGAAUGAUAUGGAUUUCUGCACAAAUUGGUCAUAAAAUGUGAUCUGCUCAUCAUCUAAGUCACAACAAUAGACAAUCACAGUCUGUUUAAACUAAUAACACACAAAGAAUGAAAUGUUUUUAUUGAACACGCCAUGUAAACAUUCACAGUGCAGGUGGAAAAAGUAUGUGAACCCCUAGACUAAUGACAUCUGCAAGAGCUAAUUGGAGUGAGAUGUCAGCCAACUAAAGUCCAAUCAAUGAGAUGAGAUUGGAGGUGUUGGUUACAGCUGCCCUGCCCUAUAAAAACACACACCAGUUCUGGAUUUGCUUUUCACAAGAAGCAUUGCCUGAUGUGAAUGAUGCCUCGCACAAAAGAGCUCUCAGUAGACCUACGAUUAAGAAUUGUUGACUUGCAUAAAGUUGGAAAGGGUUAUAAAAGUAUCUCCAAAAGCGUUGCUGUUCAUCAGUCCACGGUAAGUUCAGCACUGCUGCUACUCUCCCUAGGAGUGGGCAUCCUAUAAAGAUGACUGCAAGAGCACAGCGCAGACUGCUCAAUGAGGUGAAGAUGAAUCCUAGAGUGUCAGCUAAAGACUUACAAAAGUCACUGGCAAAUGCUAACAUCCCUGUUAGCGAAUCUACAAUACGUAAAACACUAAACAAGAAUGGAUUUCAUGGGAGGAUACCACAGAGGAAGCCACUGCUGUCCAAACAAAACAUUGCUGCACGUUUACAGUUUGCACAAGAGUACCUGGAUGUUCCACAGCAGUACUGGCAAAAUAUUCUGUGGACAGAUGAAACCAAAGUUGAGUUGUUUGGAAGAAACACACAACACUAUGUGUGGCGAAAAAAGGCACAGCACACCAACAUCAAAACCUCAUCCCAACUGUGAAGUAUGGUGGUGGGGGCAUCAUGGUUUGGGGCUGCUUUGCUGCGUCAGGGCCUGGACGGAUUGCUAUCAUCGAAGGAAAAAUGAAUUCCCAAGUUUAUCAAGCCAUUUUGCAGGAGAACUUAAUGCUAUCUGUCUACUAGCUGAAGCUCAACAGAAGAUGGGUGUUGCAACAGGACAAUGACCCAAAGCAUAGAAGUAAAUAAACAACAGAAUGGCUUAAACAAAAGAAAAUACACCUUCUGAAGUGGCCCUGUCAGAGUCCUGACCUCAACCCGAUUGAGAUGCUGUGGCAUGACCUCAAGAAAGCGAUUCACACCAGACAUACCAAGAAUAUUGCUGAACUGAAACAGUUCUGUAAAGAGGAAUGGUCAAGAAUUACUCCUGACCAUUGUGCAUGUCUGAUCUGCAACUAGAGGAAACGUUUGGUUGAAGUUAUUGCUGCCAAAGGAGGUUCAACCAGUUAUUAAAUCCAAGGGUUCACAUACUUUUUCCACCUGCACUGUGAAUGUUUACAUGGUGUGUUCAAUAAAAACAUGGCAACAUUUCAUUCUUUGUGUGUUAUUAGUUUAAGCAGACUGUGGCUGUCUAUUGUUGUGACUUAGAUGAUGAUCAGAUCACAUUUUAUGACCAAUUUGUGCAGAAAUCCAUAUCAUUCCAAAGGGUUCACAUACUUUUUCUUGCGACUGUAUAUAUAUAUAUACAUAUAUAUAUAUUCCACACAGUUACUGUAUUGACUGAACACACUCAAAACAUGGUUUUAGUGUAAAUGAUUUGGGUUUAGUGACUUAGCAAGUAGCAAGUACGAUAGCGACCAUCUUCCCAUUAACCCUUUCAUACCUCAUUUCCUUAUUGUCACAGCCUCUGUUACAAACUCAGAUCAGUUCAAAUCCAGAUGAUACGUCUAGAAAUGUUUUUAUUCUUUAUAGGGACACUAUAGGCACCCAGACAACUUCAGCACAUUGAAGUGGUUUUAACCCUGCAAAAGUAAUUACUGCAGUUUUUUAUAAACUGCAAUAAUUACGUUAGCGGGUUAACUCCACAUCUAGUGGCUGUCUACCAGACAUGAGGACAUCCAGCGUUACCCAAAAAGCACUGUAUAAUCCCUAAUGCGCUCGCGGCGCAAUAGUUUUCCCCCUGCCGACGUCGGUAGAGGAGGAGUGGAGGAAAAGCCUAAACCAGCGCUGAGGGUCAUUCGAGCUGGAAUAAGGAUUUUUAAUCUUUUCUGUACCACGGAGGGGGGAUGUGAGGGGAUGUUUAGGCGAGGGCGCUAUAGGGAGGUGUAGUGCUAAGAAAACAAGGUUUCCCUUUAAGGGUUGCUUUGAGAGGUGAUUAUCUUGAUGGGAUUAAAUUUAUGUGCGCUAAUAUAGCAUGUAUGGAAGAGGGCGAGUAUAAUAUAUUCAUCUUCAUAUUCUCAUUCUUUAUCCAGAAACACUUUGUAAACAUUUCAUUAUUCUUCCAUUCUAAGACUAACGAGUGCCUUGGGUCUACCAGUGUGGCUCUGGGCAUAGCAUUUCAGUAAAAUAAACCAAUUGAUUUUCACGCAGUGACUUAAAAUGACAAGUAUUUCAGAUCUGGGCUCUCAGCCAGGAAAUUUUACAUUCUAACUAGUAACUGGUGUAUCUCCAAAGGUCACCUUCACUUUUCAAUGGACAGAUUGUCUCUAAAUUUUCAUUCAUGCCUCUGGUAAUGAAAUGCAUCAAGGCCUCGAUAUAUAUUUUCUUUUUUAAUGCUUUUAGUCCAUUUCAUUUUUUGUUUUCCAAGAAACAGCUAAUUAGCAACAUAUUUUCAGGGACAGGUAUAAAAACGACAAUGACAAAUAAACUGUAAAUAAAAGUGUGUAGAAUGUAACAGAUCAGAUGUUUGAAGGAUAAUUUAGGGAUUUGUUUAAUAACCUUUGGGAAAUGUGGCAGAAUGUGGAGCCACAUGAAUUAUGAUUCAACAAACAAGACUUAAAAAAUUCAUUUUCUGUAUACCUUGAUAAGGACAUUAAAUUCAGUUUUUACUCUUCAGCACUAAAACAUAGCAAAAUACGGUGUAACUUAGAACCUGCCUAAAACAAACGGGAGCUGGUAAAUGUAUAAAAUAUUAUAUUGAAUAGAAUGUAUAUAAUGUAUUUAGACAUACUGUAGAUGCAUUAUGUGUGUGCCUUGUUCCUGCAUGGAUACUGUGAUAAUACUUUGCCUAUCAAAUUAGUUUCAAGGGUAAUUUUGUCUUUUCUCAGCGGGCAUUCUGAAAGUUUGAGGUUUAUUAGUGUUCAGAGAUACUAGAUUUACACAUCUUGGCACUUUCAUGGCUCACCAGGAGCCACGCUGGUUUUGAGUGGCUGUAUAAUAAUUUCUUUUAGAUAUGAAAUCACAACUGACUGCUGCUAAAUGUCAUCUCAAAUCCCAUUGGUGUUGGGGAGAUCUGACAUCUUAUUCAAGACCCCCGGAUAGUUAACACGUCUUCCAGACCAUUAACUUUCUAAUCUGGAGCAACAGAUUUUCUGUGACAUUUCAGGAACAUACACAAAUGGAUUUAAUAGAUUACAGUCUUCUUGAAUUCAGUAAGGACUUAGUUAUUAUUCCUUAUGAUUUUACAUUGCUUCUAAACGUGACUGUAGAAUACAACACCAGCAGACCGUGUUUGCUACGAGAAAACAGAUUUGUACAUAAAAUUGCAAGUAGUUAAAGGACCACUCUAGGCACCCAGACCACUUCAGCUUAAUGAAGUGGUCUGGGUGCCAGGUCCAGCUAGGCUUAACCCAUUUUUUAAUAAACAUAGCAGUUUCAGAGAAACUGCUAUGUUUAUCAAUGGGUUAAGCCUUCCCCUAUUUCCUCUAGUGACUGUCUCAUUGACAGCCACUAGAGGCGCUUGCGUGCUUCUCACUGUGAUUUUCACAGUGAGAGCAUGCCAGCGUCCAUAGGAAAGCAUUGAGAAUGCUUUCCUAUGUGACAGGCUGAAUGCGCGCGCAGUUCUUGCCGCGCAUGCGCAUUCAGCCGACGGGGAGGAGAGAAGGAGGAUCGGAGGAGUAGAGCUCCCCGCCCAGUGCUGGAAAAAGGUAAGUUUUAACCCCUUUACCCCUUCCAGAGCCCGGCGUGAAGGGGACCCUGAGGGUGGGGGCACCCUCAGGGCACUAUAGUGCCAGGAAAACGAGUAUGUUUUCCUGGCACUAUAGUGGUCCUUUAACUUGGACAACAAAUAAAAAGAAUUUUACAGAAUUCUCCAAAGUUAUCACAGAGUUGCUCCUGUUUUAUAAAUGUUUUUUUAAUUAUGUUACAAUUGUGAAAGAGAAUUAGCACACAACCAGUUAGAGUUUUGGGCUCUUACUUAACUUGAUUGGGAAAAACAACCGUUUAAAAAAAAGAAAAGGAUAAAAUGGCCUUCCUUAUUCGAGUCCUUUUGACUUUUGGCAAACAUGUGGUUGGAUACCAUUUGCAGUUAUGUAAUCUCUAUAUAAAUUGAAUAUAAAUUGGAAUAGUACUGUAAAUGUUGUGACCCUGAUUGGAUUAGGAGAAAUGCCAAUGAAUAUCUUGCCCGCAGAGCCAGAUAUGAUAACUAAUAGCGACAUAAAAACCUUCACAAAACACAUUAAAUAACAAAGUAACAGGUAACCUAUGGUUAGAAGAAAGAGAAAAAAACACACAAAAAUAAAGGCUUCUUCAAAUUUAUUUUUUAGAAAAGACAGAUGAAAAUAUCUAUUUUUAUUGACAACCCUUAAUCAAAUAUUUUUCAAUAACUAAAACUAAUCAGCCCGUGGAUCAUGACAAACAUUCCUACAUUCACUGACCUGUUAUAUUUAACGCUAUAAUGCUUAAUGUUAUGUUAUUUAAAGAGCAAUAUGCAUUGCAUCGAAUGUGCCAUACUGGAUUAAGGGAACCUGCAGCGAGACACCUCAAUAAUGUCUUGUUAAGUUAAAUCUUUGCCCCUAACACCAAAGUAAAAGGCAUCAACUAUUCUAUUUGAAUUUGAACAAUUGUUUAGCUUGUGUAAUAAUAUUAUCUAAUGCAUAUUUGUAUUUGGUAAAUUCCAACGACAAUUGGUAAUGAUUAACCUGUCAUAUGGGAACAUAUUUAUUUACAGAGUCGAAUAAAGACUGCCCUGGUACUGUCUGUUGAGGAGUUCGCUAAGUGUGCCUUUGUGUGCUAGUUGAGAGUUGUGUGUGGUGGUUGUAUUUUAUGUGUAAAGGGGAAUUUGUGGCUUUGUGUUGAGUGUGUGAUGUUUGAGUGUGCCCUUACACAGCUUUCCCUACUUUUUUCCCAUAUGCCCCCCUCCUGCUUACCUUGUGGCAGCAGGGGAUGUUAUCCCAAGUGACCCAGUUGAGUGCACUCUUGGACUCUAUCGUGGUCUGAUGUUGGAGCAUCAUGGUCCGCACCUGUCUCUAGUGCAGAUCACUUUAAGUGCUCCCUUGCAGUUUCCUGUGCUCAUUCAAUGUCUAUGGCACUCUGAAUUAUUGAGUAACGCUGAGGGGCCAUGAGGAAGUUCUUAACGUGAUCUGAACCCAAAAUAUGCUUAAUUUUAAUAAACUUUCCAAAUGAUCCAAGAGUGUUAGAAAAACUUAACAAAUGAUUUAUUUAAAAAAAAUUCCAUGACAUCUGUGACUUCUGUAGAUAAAUAAUUUAGGCAGUUUUUAUAACAGUACUGAACAACUUGGAAAGUUUAUUAAGUCGAGACCAUUGUUUCAGACAAAGAUCCAUGAGAAAGUAAGGGGGCACCAGGCCAAGCAGGGAGAUCGACCUGCUAUUUUAGGGAGGCCCUCCCCCCAGAGACAGAAUCCCAGAGUAUUCAGGGAAGAUGAGGAGACAGAGUGCAUUGAUAUAUGGGGAAGAAAAAAAAAGUGAGUUAGGGGCUUAUCCCCCGUCAUGUUACCCCACCAGCACGCAUUAACUCACAUAACACCCUAUUCUUCUUUGCACUUAUUAUAUGUUUCAGUACCUACAUUUAUAUUGUGUACUAUUAUAGAAAUGAUAUGCUCACAAUUUGUAAUGUUACGUAUGCAUUUUAAUGUUUAUUUUUGUUCACUAGUGUUUGAUUCUUUUUACACUAGUUGUGUUUUUUUUGUACUUAAUAUAAAUCACUUUGUAUUCACUGGUUGUGUUUUUGUUUUUGUACUUAAUAUAAAUCACUUUGUAUUGUACCUUCUAAGCUGUAAAUUUAAACUUUCAUUACUAAAAACAUAUUUAUACAUAAGACAAACACAGUUCUGAAAUUCAAAGGGUUAAUAUGAAUAUGUCAUUGCAAAAAUAUAGUAAUGACAUUUGUAUAGAGAAAAUGUUUGUAUGUCACAGAAAAAUGAGAGGGAUUUAAAAUGAUGCUUAUUCAUUCAGACUUAAUACCAUAUCUGACAAAGCUUAAUUAUUCUUUAUAAACAUUCGAAAAGACAAGGCGCCACGCUUGUUUAAUUAUGGCAAAGAACACCGAAUACAGAAGCUUAGCAUGAAUCCAGCUUCAAUAAUUCUUAUGCGCAAAAUGGAUUGUGGGGACAUUUCGUGCCUCAAAUUCAUAGCUGCCAUCUUAAUAAUGGAUUGAAAUAAAUACAUAGAUUCCAUUCUAAUAAUAACACAAAUGUUUAUCUCUUGUCCUGUUACCUCUCCCAAAUGGAGACGGCUUUCCAUGAUUUUUAAUUAUGUGAGAGCUACAAACCUUUCUAGUUUUGAUGACCUUCUCAAAGUGUUUGCUUCACAAUCUGCAUCUGCAGGAUACCUUGUCUAAUGUGAAUUCCCUCUGUGCUUUCUUGGGACAAUAGUACCGCUACAAACAUUGGAAUCACAUUGCUUUCCAAAAGGACAUACUGAAAAGGAGACACAAUAUGACUUGAUAAUCUACUGACAGCUUAAAUUACUAAAAUGCCAGGAAGGAGAAUAAACGUAAUGAUAUGAAAAUGCAAACAUACAAUAUUUAAAGAGGUUCACAAAAUAUCACAAAUAGUCUUCUCGCCCUUACAAAGUAUAGUAAAAUGUCUAUUCCUUAUACACUGCUAAAAAAAUAAAGGGAACGAACACUUAAACAACACAAUGUAACUCCAAGUCAAUCACACUUCUCUGAAAUCAAACUGUCCACUUAGGAAGCAACACUGAGUGACAAUUAAUUUCACAUGCUGUUGUGCAAAUGGGAUUGACAACAGGUGGAAAUUAUAGGCAAUUAGCAAGACACCCCCAAUAAAGAAGUGGUUCUGCAGGUGGUGACCACAGACAACAUCUCAGUUCCUAUGCUUCCUGGCUGAUGUUUUGGUCACUUUUGAAUGCUGGUGGUGCUUUCACUCUAGUGGUAGCAUGAGACAGAGUCUACAACCCACACAAGUGGCUCUGGUAGUGCAGCUCAUCCAGGAUGGCACAUCAAUGCGAGCUGUGGCAAGAAGGUUUGCUGUGUCUGUCAGCGUAGUGUCCAGAGCAUGGAGGCACUACCAGGAGGCAGGAAAGUACAUCAGGGGACGUGGAGGAGGCCGUAGGAGGGCAACAACCCAGCAGCAGGACCGCUACCUCCGCCUUUGUGCAAGGAGGAACAGGAGGAGCACUGCCAGAGCCCUGCAAAAUGACCUCCAGCAGGCCACAAAUGUGCAUGUGUCCACUCAAACGGUAAGAAACAGACUCCAUGAGGGUGGUAUGAGGGCCCGACAUCCACAUGUGGGGGUUGUGCUUACAGCCCAACACCGUGCAGGAUGUUUGGCAUUUGCCAGAGAACACCAAGAUUGGCAAAUUCGCCACUGGCGCCCUGUGUUCUUCACAGAUGAAAGCAGGUUCACACUCAGCAUAUGUGACAGACGUGACAGAGUCUGGAGACGCAGUGGAGAACGUUCUGCUGCAUGCAACAUCCUCCAGCAUGACCGGUUUGGCAGUGGGUCAGUAAUGGUGUGGGGUGGCAUUUCUUUGGGGGGCCGCACAGCCCUCCAUGUGCUCGCCAGAGGUAGGCUGACUGCCAUUAGGUACCGAGAUGAGAUCCUCAGACCCCUUGUGAAACCAUAUGCUGGUGCGGUUGGCCCUGGGUUCCUCCUAAUGCAAGACAAUGCUAGACCUCAUGUGGCUGGAGUGUGUCAGCAGUUCCUGCAAGACGAAGGCAUUGAUGCUAUGGACUGGCCCACCCGUUCCCCAGACCUGAAUCCAAUUGAGCACAUCUGGGACAUCAUGUCUCGCUCCAUCCACCAACAUCACGUUGCACCACAGACUGUCCAGGAGUUGGCAGAUGUUUUAGUCCAGGUCUGGGAGGAGAUCCCUCAGGAGACCAUCCGCCACCUAAUCAGCAUUAUGCACAGGCAUUGUAGGGAGGUCAUACAGGCACGUGGAGGCCACACACACUACUGAGCCUCAUUUUGACUUGUUUUAAGGACAUUACAUCAAAGUUGGAUCAGCCUGUAGUGUGAUUUUCCACUUUAAUUUUGAGUGUGACUCCAAAUCCAGACCUCUGUGGGUUGAAAAAUUUGAUUUCCAUUCUUAAGUUUUGUGUGAUUUUGUUAUCAGCACAUUCAACUAUGUAAAGAACAAAGUAUUUCAGAAGAAUAUUUAAUUCAUUCAAAUCUAGGAUGUGUUUUUUUUUGUGUUCCCUUUAUUUUUUUGGAGCAGUGUAUUUCUAAAUCUGUUUCGAGUAUUUUUAUUUUUUUAAAUCCAGUUAAACCUUAACCAUUUUGGGCUCAGGGUCUCAUCAGAGAGUCAAAAAAACAAAAACAAAAACAACGCAUGUGCUGUUUCCAAUGAGAAGCUCAAAGGUACUCUGAAAAUAACGGACUCUUAUCAGUAGCCUUGUUUUUUUAAUAGUAAGUUUUGCAAAAUGCAAUUCAACUCCAAUAUGGAAGCCUCCAGGGUGAAGUGGACAGAUCUUCCAGUGGUAAAUUCUGCUAAGCUUACUAUAGUUUGGGUACAUGAAAUGCUAAUUUCUACAACAAAGCAUACAACUGACAGUGCCCCUUUAAUGAAAGUGUCAUGUAAUGUACCUUAACCAAUAUAAUGCUGUCUUUGAAAGUGUAUACAAAUUAGCACAAUUCUUUUAUUUCUGUAUUUUGGUAUGAUUACAAAAAAUCAACAUGAUGGUUUAAUCACAGAUAGGAGGCUCAUGCAGGAUUAAUAAGGCUUUCAACAGAGUAGGAUAUAAUAAAUUCUAAAUUAAACUGACUGUGGAGGACAUUUAAGGACAUUUAAACAUUAAAUCUCUCUUUAUAGGAAGUGUUUAGGAAGGCUGUGUAAGUCAUGUGCAGGAAGGUGUGGCUAGGGCUGCAUGAACAAGUGAUUUAACCCCUAAAUGGCAGAGAAUUGAGUAGUGAGACUGCAGGGGCAUGAUCUAUACACCAAAACUGCCUCAUUAAGCUAAAGUGCCUAUAGUAUAUCUUUAAUAUCUGUCUUAGUGGUACAUUGUAUUGAUUUUUCAUUUUUAGACGCAUAAACUGCAAACGAACUGGUUUGGUGAUGUAAAUUUCUAUAAAAUAUGGUGUAUUUUUGAGCAGAGAAUAGAGGCUUUGAAAAAACUAGCAAUGUUAAUCCCUUUUUCUUUGUGUCCACAGGUUUCUUUUUAUGUAAUAGUUAAAGCAAUCUACACGUUUGGACACAGUGUCUCAUUGAUAGCACUGACAAUAGGGAGUACAAUUCUGUGCCUAUUCAGGUAGGUGCCUUGUGAUGAAUCAUUUAAUUUCUGUUGGAUUUUAUACACUUAAUAUAGACUUAUAUAUACAUCAUACUAAUGGGGUAUUUUAAUUAACAUAUCAAGCGAAAUUCUCAACUCAGUAACACACUAUGUGUCCAAGUACUUAAUGGUACAAUCUCAAAAAAGAAAACAAUAACGAGGAGAGAAAGCGAGCCAGUAUAAACUUUAUUAUGGAUGGGAAGUGUCUUAGUAAUUUUGUGUUGAAACCAUUAAUAUGUCAUCCUUCAAAAGGGUGUAGUGGCUUCUCAGGAGUCACGGUAGCAAGUUCAUGGGGAGCAAAUGAAGAAAUGGUUCCAGUGAUAGGUGGUCUCCUCUGUGGAGGUGAAUGCAAACAGAUGUGACAACAGACAUGAUGCCCCACAGAUUGAUAUGAAGAGACAACAGGGUGGGCAAACACAGUCCCUAUAUGAAUAGCUUGAGGCCGAGUUGGACGUGUAGGGCAGUAGAUGAUGGAGUGCUCUCCCUAACCACAAUAAAAGCAUAGGUCUUUAUUCCACCAGCGAGCUAUUUCCUUGAGGGAAAGUGCCUUUUCACAUGGGUUCCUCAGAGUUCAGUGUUGAUUUAUAAGACAUUCCAGGAUAGUGAAUGCAUCGGGUAUGUGUGCUUAUAAGGUCCUCUGGUAUGGAACCACUUUAUCAAUUAACACUUCAAAUGGGUCAAUAUGACAACGUUGUGUCUUGUAUCAACAAAAGAUCCCUGAAAAUCUGUGCUGUGUUCGUUUUCUUCAAGACACCGUGAUUCGCGGGAACGGAGAGAAGUAACUGAAGGUUGACGGAAGCAGUCAAACAUGGAGUCAAUAGCUUUCAUAAAUAAGUCCCUGGUGUCCAGAUCAGGCUUUUUGCAAGAAGCAGCUGGUGUGCCCAGGGUUUAAGUUGCCCAGAUAACAGGUUGAUAGCAGGUCACACUUCAACAAACUCUGUAGCAUAGGUACGUGGUUUCAAGGAGAACAGUCCAUCUUAAAGAAGCUGUAAUUAUCUUGUUCAGCUAUUUUGAUUUCAUUUUAAUGUACCUAUAAUUACUUUGUAUACCAGAAAGUUCAAACUUUAGUGCAUAAUUCAAUAAUCUUGACAGCAGAGAAUCGCAUAAAUACAAAGAAAUACAGAGAGGGGAAAACAAUUACAGUAGAGAGGUAUAAUCAAAGACACAAAAUAUUUCAAACUGUUGACAGUUAUUAUAACUGUAAUUUGAGAUUAUUUUACCACUUACUAUAGUGUCAUGUUUACAUCUACAGACUGUUUAUGCUAAACGGUGAAAUAUAAUGAACUAAGAAACAAAUUCCAAAACAGUACAUACAUACAAAAGGAUGAGUUUGUAGGUUCUUGGGUAGAUGGUUUUAGGUGAUACAAAAAUAUAUAACGAUGCAAGCUGAAAAAAUAGUUGUUGUUAAUAAAGUAUCUCUUGCACUUUACUUGCUGUCCAGUGGAUCUGUAAGGUGGACCAGAAGACGUGAAACCAACAGGGGUACAAGAAGGGAGUGGGAUCCACUUAAAUAUUCCCAACACAACUACAUAUUGAGCCUAGUCAUACUGGCACCAUCCUUGUGAGUACAAGACUAGAGAUUUUCUUUACUCACACUUUCAUACUUGGCAAUAUCGCACUAUGAUUUGGUUAUCCCCUUUUUUUCAGCUUGCAUCGUUAUAUAUUUCUCUAUCACCUAAAAUCAUCUACCUAAGAACCUACAAACUCAUCCUAUUGUAUGUAUGUAUAGUCUUUAAUUUAUUUGUGUGGGUAAAGAGGAUACCACACAGGUGUAUAGAGUGUGCUGGGACUUUUUGGGCUACACAGCAGGACUUUGUCUAUAUUUUGUCAAAUUUCAAAACAGGUUUUUGUUUUUAUAUUCUUGGGUAAUUUGACCUAAGUUAGAUUCCAGUUUGGCACAUUAUUUAGUAAAUAAACCACUUGAUUGUCAUCCUACUGGGGUUUAUUUAUUUAACUCCAAAUUGUACUGAAUUGAAAAGUUAAUUGCAAAAUUUAGACUAAAAUCACCUAGUUGUUACUAUAGCUUAGUUAGUGAACUUUUCUGAAUCAUAUCUUUUUUCCCCAAAUUUACUAGGGAUAGUCAGUUUUCUAUUUUGUAGUUUGUGUUUGGCAUUUACAUUUGUCUAGCUUGUUGUAUAUGUUAGCUGCAAACAUGCAUUAGCUCGUUAAUAGAACUGGCCUACCACACAAUUAACACCCCAGAAUGAAAAUACAACAGAACAUUAUUUGACUGUGAUUAAUCUAAUAUGUCCUUCGAGGUUCAUUAGAUAAAGACCACGCUUCAGUAACCAUCGGCAAAUCAACAAUUAGUAUGUUUCCUCAUCUGAAGACAAAUAUUAAUAACAUUGCAAUAUUUUUGGAAAUCGCUUUUGGCAGUUUUACAUAUCUUUAUCUCCUCUGAAAUUUUUAAAGGGACACUAUAGUCACCAGAACAACUACAACUUAUUGUAUUUGUUCUGGUGUCUGUAUCCUGUCCCUGCAGGCUUUUUGCUGUAAACAAUGUUUUUUCAGAGAAAAGGCAGUGUUUACAUUACAGCCUUGGAACACCUCUAAUGGUCACUCCUCAGACGGUCACUAGACAUGCUGAACUUUCCCCAUAGAGAUGCAUUGACUCAAUGCAUCUCUAUGAGGAGAUGCUAUCUGUCUAGGGCGCCCUUUGGAUCUGCACCAGCCCACCUUCUGAGCUAUGAAUAAGAGAAUUGACCAUUGUGACAAACCCCCCUUUUUAAGUGAGUUUGCUACGAGUUCCUGGAGGAGCCUGCUUGCCAGCCUCCUACCCACAGACUAUGGACCUUGUAAAAUGUGAUGGAAAAGUCUCCGUUUGUGUAUUUGGACUAUAUGGUUCGGAAACGGAACAGCUGCACGAACCGGAGACCACCCUGGAGCUUGUUACCAAUUUCCACCGCAGUGUUCUAAGUGUUCGACUGGGUGGCCGUAUUUCCUAUGGACGACCACGAGGUGGUGGCCAUCUUGUUCGCAUGAACACAGGCAGCGGUGUUUGGUCUUCGAGUUCAUGGAACUAUUUUUCGGACACUGAAACUCCUGAACACCGCUGGACUUCCAUGAUCUCUUGUGUUCGGUUCUACAACACUUAGAAAGACACUGUUCAGUGGAAACGUUCCCACGAACAAGGGAAACAAGCUCCAGGGAAAGAACAUUGACUAUGUUCGGUAGUUUGUUCGGUUUUUAAACUACUGAACUAGACUGAACGCAAGCCCUGAUUCUCUGGAACUGUUUUGGGUAUGGGACCAUGCAUGCGGUCGGUCAAAUAAUGACUUCCAGGAAAUUCCUGAACCCCUGAACUGAUCUGGGUGAUUUUUGGAUAUGUUGGUCACCCAGAUCGGGGCUAUCAGGAGAUGUAACGUUUGUAGGGAUUUUGUGUGUUUUUAGGUACUUUUGGGGAGUUUGGGAAAUGUGCGUUUUUUGUACCUGGAGAUAAUUGAGUUUAAUACAGUGCUUGACUCAAUUAUCUCCCAGGCACAGGGGAGGGAUUAUCUUAUUAUAUAUGGGAGUUUCCUGGAUCUGAGAGCCAAUGUAAUUGUGUAUUUGAAGCUACUCAGGUCCAGGGGGGAGUGCCUCUUGCAUGGGGACAUGCAUAGAAGGCCAGUUGUGGCUGCCAGUAAAUGUAUUUUAGUUUGUACUCCCAGAACUAUGUGUCGUCUGGUUACUGGGAGGGGAAAUGGCUAAUCACUUUUCCAGCUUAUUCCAGUGUGGAGGAUUCAACGGGGAAAGUCCUUGUAAGGACUAGAGCUCCCAGGACUGAGUGUCGUCCAGUGCCUGGGGGUGUCUAGAGUGAUUCCCCAUUUGGCUCCAGGAGGGAGCAGUUCCAGGACCCCAGUCAACCCAGGCAACUGUUGGCAGAAGUGCUGUGGUUUGUCCCCUGUUCCAGCUAGGAAGCAGUUCUUGGCAGAGGUACCUAUCCAGGUGUACAGGGAGCUCCGUUACAACCAUCUCAGCCAAUCCAAUGCUUUCCUAGCAAAAAGCAUGGUGAUUGGCUGAGAUCAUCAAUUCUGAUGAUGCCAGCCAAAGAGGCAGAUCAGGGCAGAGCUAGCACCAGCAGACCCAUGUUGCACUGUAAAUAAUGUGAAUUUGUACUAUAUUUAAGGGGAUAAGGGGGGGCAUGGGGCUGAAUAGUGUUUUAAACAUUAUAGGGUCUAGAAUACAUGUUUGUGUUUCUAACCCUAUAGUGUUCCUUUAAGUAACAUAAGCAUAUUGUUGUUUUAUUUUCAAUACAUUGUGGUUUAUUCACUAAAUCGAAACUGCUAAGACCAAAAAAACUUAGUUCGAGAAAUAACUGAUUUGAAGAAUUAUUACAACUUGAUUAUUUUGGCUAAAAUGUGUAUUUCCGGUUUUCUGAUAAAAUCCAGGCAGAUUUAGUGUGACUUGUAAGGUAUUCAAAAUGAAUUAAAAGUGAAUUUGAGAUAAAAAUCCAAAAUAAAAAUAAAGGGGAUUUGGAUAAUUUAUUCAACUCUUUGACAAUUAAUACUUUAGUAAAUAGCCCUACAUAUUGUUAAAAGUCUACCGAACAUUGCUGUAUUUUGUUACAUAACAAAAGCAUAUUGAUAUUAAGAGAGAGAGGACCGUACUCCACAAAAUAAUCACCCAUUUGUGGCUAAUGGGAGAUCCAAUUCUUGUGAUAAAUAAAUGCAUUAUACAUAGAUACUUAAUCUAUUAAGAACCAAGGGUAAGGUAUGGUAUGCAUUUUGUGUUACUGCACUUUAAAUGUUUUAUAAUGUCAAAAUGCUACGUAGAGUUGAUUAUAUCGUGUAUUACGGUAUGCUUUUAAUAUCUUUUAUCAUUUUAUCAUUCUUUAGAAUCUCACAACUUGGCUUAGCAAUUUUUCUAUCACAUUUUUCUCCAUAUAUGAGCUGCAUCUCUUGUAAUUUUAGCUUUAAUUGUUAGCUAGGUACCAGUAUUUUAUUAAUUCUCUAUAUUGAAUUGGAAUGGGGAAUAUUGUAUCUGUGAAAUUGUCACAUUGAAAGCACAGUCAUAUCCAAACAUGUUAAUACUUUAAAAGAUUUAUUUCGAAGGCACUUUAUGAGUUCACUCUGUGUAAUAAUAGCUUGUGAGAGCUGGGCUAGAUAAAAGAAUUCUACUUAUUGAGAUUGCUAUUGUCCUUUCCAAGAUGUCAAAUAAGCCAUUGACCAAGAAGGUAAACAGUAUCUUGGCAGCACAAAAAGAGAUCCAGUAAAUUGGCACACCCAAAUCCUUCUACAAUCUGGCAAUCACAGACUAUAAUUGCAUGGCAUCGGCAGGCAAGGCAAGAUCACUAUGUCCAAAUAUUUAUACAGAAGUCAAAUUAGGAACCUGGCAUAGCCUUCCAGAAGAAGACAUGAAGGCUAAUACAGUAAAGGAAUUCUUAGGCGAUAUUAAAGGUUAUCUUGAAGAACGAGUUAUGCAAAACAAUAGGAAGACUAGAUAGGCCUGUUGUUCUUUUUACUUGUUGUUACAUUUGUGUUGGUAUUAAAAAAAAAAAUUCACAGAAUCGCGUCACAUGGUCCUCAAUGUAAUAUUUUUGGAUAAGAUUUUAAAAGUAUUUAAGAUUUUUGGAUAAACUUUUAAAAUAAUUUUUCUAAAUAUUAAAAUAUCGAAAAAUAUAUGAUAUAUUAAAAAAACUAAUCAAUGUAUCAAAAAUAUAAAAUUAUUAGAAAAUGUAAAUAUUUUUAAUAAUAUUAAAUCAAUUUAACAGUUAAUUCAAAAAUAUUAAAUCAUUUACAUUUCUUAUCCAAGCAUAUUAAAUUGGGGCAUUGAUUAAGAAAAUUACAAUCUCACAUCUGACAUUAGUCGUCAUGUUUAUGGCUGCUGAUAAGCUGAUAAUGUUGUUGAAGCAAAUACAUUUCUACCAAUUCAUUUCUUUUUUUAAACAGCAUAAUUAACAAAUACCAGAUCAGUGAAAAUAAGUCCUAUACCUUACAUUAAAGGGACACGAUAGUCAUCUAAAUAACUUUGGCUUAAUGAAGCAGGGUAUAGAUCAUGUCACUGCAAUCUCACUGCUCAAUUCUCUGCCAUUUAGGAGCUAAAUCACUUUUGUUUCUGUUUAUGCAACCCUAGCCACACUUCCCCUGGCUGUGACUGGCACAGCCUGCAUGAAAACAAAAUGUUUUCAUUUUCAAUCAGAUGUAACUUACUUUUAAACUUUUGAUCUCCUGCUCUGUAAGUUGAACUUUAAUUACAAACAGGAGGCUCCUGCAGGGUCUAGCAAGCUAUUAACAAAGCAGGAGAUAAGAAAUUCUAAAUUAAACAGAAUGUGCAAUAACAAGUUUAAACAUUAGAUGACUCUUGACAGGAAGUGUUUAGGAAGGCUGUGUAAGUCACAGGCAGAGAGGUGUAACUAGGGCUGCAUAAACAGAGUGAUGUAUCUCCUAAAUGACAGAAAAUUGAUUAGUGAGACUGCAGGGACAUGAUAUAUAUCCCAAAACUGCUUCAAUAAGCUAAGGUUAUUUUGGUGGCUAUAACAUCCCUUUAAGAACUGAAGUGAUUGCAAUUCUGCGUAAGAGUUAUUUAUGCUUUUACAAGACUUUUGAAAUGAGAAGCAAAUCCAAAAGACUUGCAAACCAUUUUUCCAAUAUAAACUGACACAUACGUUAAAUGAUCUCCUCACCUUCUUUGACUUGAUGACACAUACAAACAAUGUUAACGAACAAUUAUUUGCUAAUAGUGAUGUCCCAAACUGUUCGCGGAAUGGUUCGCCACGGUUCGCCACGAACGAUUCGCCACGGUUCGCCACGAACGAUUCGCCAUGAACGGUUCUCCGCUGACUCCAGUCAGCAGACACAUUCCAGCCAAUCAGCAGUAGACCCUCCCUCCCAGACCCUCCCACAUCCCGGACAGCUCACUAAGAAUGCAGCUUUAAAAUGGAUGCUGUCCAGGAGUUGGGAGGGUCUGGGAGGGAGGGUCUGCUGCUGAUUGGCUGGAAUGUGUCUGUUGACUGGAGUUCGUGGCGAACCGUUCGCGAACAGUUCGGCGAACAGUUCGGGACAUCACUACUUGCUAAUCAUUUAUAUCAAGUAAAAGACCAAUAAGCACUGUAAAAUGUAACAAAGCAAAAUUGAUAACAUAAUAAGAAUACACGCAUGCACAUUACUUGAAAUGUCCUUUUAGUUCAGGCCUGGUUUAAAAACUAGAACAUUUUCUAACUUUUGUGACUUUACUGGCAGAAAAAAUAAUUAGUGAAUGAUAUCAUUUUGAUAACUGGGAUAUCUGAACUAAUUCAUCUGGGGAAGAGGAAAUGAACUAUGUCUUGCUUUAACAAACAUUCUCAAGCCAAAACGAUAAUAGAAAUAACUAUAUACAUCUAUGUAUGUCUAAAAUUCAAUUGGGAAAGAUCAGCAGGUGGUUAGUGAAAAAAAAACCAAAUUGAAUAUUGCAGGUCAUUAUUCGGGUCAAGGGAACCGGCAAAGGAUAUUAAAGAUUUAAAAUUAGAACUAAACAAAUUAAAAACAUUUAUAGAAUAAUGUUUCUAAUGCUUAGGUCAACACAGUGAAAUUAAGCUUUAAUUCCAAUUAUCCUGUGAACUUUUUUGAAACAUAAUACACUAUUUUAGAGAUUCUUAAAAAAAUGUUACAGAUCUAAAUAAGCCUCAAAGUAACCUAAUGCAUUAAACUUUCGGAAGUGAAGGAGUCCUUCGGAUUGGCUAGGCAUCAUGUUAAAUGCACUUAUAUCUCAGACACCUAAGUUAGCCGUCACUAAUCUUUGAGAUGGCUGUUAAAUAAAAGAUGCAAUUAUUCAAGGAGAGAAUUAAGUGAGUUUCUCUCACUCAAGGAGAUAUAAAGAGGACACAAGAAGUUGCCAUCAACAUGUUGGACCGUGACAUUAUGCACACAUAAGAUCAUGUCAAGAGCAGAAACCUGGUUCCCAUUUAGUAAGAAUGCAGCACACAGUACUGCCAAACUAUUUUUUAGUACACAGCAGGGAUUUAUGUGAACUUUUUUUAAAACUAAAACCAGCAAUAUUUUCUUGCUGUCAUUUGCUUAUCUCUUUAUUUUAAAUUAGGAUGACCAUGUAUUGGAUUUCCGUGCAUCCCAAUAGCUAAACAAAAGUAUGGGUUGUAGAAUAUUGUUUACUUACCUAAAGUUUAUUUGUGUUUUUUAAUGUACAAUGUAACCUGGCUGUUCUGGCACAGCCAGGGCAUAGUAUGCAAAUUAAUCUACCCUCACUGUUCCAUAAUUGUGGUACAUAAAUGCCUUUGAAAGAAAUGUCUACAUGUGAAGAUGUUUGUUUCAGCAGAGGCAUCAUGGGAUGGUGAUGUCGGUCUGGAUAUGUAAGCACUGUGGAGGUAAAUUGAGUUUACACUAUCUGCCCCAGUAAAAGUUUACAUUAUUUCAGCUCCAAUAUGCUCUCUGUUCUGUGGAGUAAUGAAACAAAACUGGAACUUUUCAGCCUUUUCAUGGAUCAGCGGUAUGUCUGGAGGAAGUAGAAUGAAGCAAAUGCUGAAAAUAACAUUCUGCUUACAGUUAAGAAAGGUGGUGGGUUGGUGAUGUUCUGGGGCUGCAUCCUCUGUACUGGAAACUUUAAGCGUGUGGAAGGCAAGAUGGAUUAAUUGAAGUAUCAGGAAAUGCCAGGAGAAGCUUGGGCGUAAUUGAACCUUCCAGCAAGACAAUUAUCCCAAGCAUACCUCAAAUUCCACCAAGGCUUGGUUGCAGAAGAAGUCCAAGAAAAUUCUACAGUGGCUAUCACAGACACCUGACUUGAACCCCAUAGAAAAUCUCUGGUGGGAUUUUAAGAAGGUGGUUGUAGCACACAAGAAUAUUACUGAACUGGAGGUCAUUGCUCAAGAGCAAUGGGCUAUGAUUCCUCGGGAUUGCUGCCAGAAGCUGGUGUCUAGCUAUACAUCUCAUUUUCAACAGGUCAUAAAAGCAAAAGCAUGCUCUACUAAGUACUAAAGACACUUGCCGGGGGCAGAGUUUGCCUACUGCUCGGUUCAGACGUGUUUUGUCUGAGCUCCUAUUUCUGGAUCCGAAAUCCAGGAACAUCUGCAGGCCACAUGCCAACAAUGACCUAAAACUAUGACCUACCUGUUCAGCUGCUGAUGGUGUACACGGAGAUACCUUUCAUGACCCGAUACGGCACCACAGUGACCAGAUCAAGGCCCGAGGCCUGCCAGAGCUUGAGCUGGAGUGAGACGGCAGCUCCCCCAGUUCUCCGGCCGACGCAUAGCUGCCCCCCCCAUUUGGACCGGUGUGGGUUAUCCCGGUCCCCUCAGACGACCACCUCUGCAUACAGCUGCAUACCGAUAUCCGCAAUACCACAAGCUACAAAUCGGGCUAGCCUCAAGAUGGCGGACGCCCCACAACCUUGAGCACAGCUUCCUGCUGAAACAAUUCAGAGCACCAGUGAGCACAUAUCACAGCGUCUGGCAGCAGCGUUCGAUUGCCUCUGGGACAAGUUAACUGCCCACUUUGCGAAGCCACAGGCUCCGGCGGUAGAGAGUAAACUGAGGGAAGAAAGGUGGGAAAAGAGCGCCCCCCUCGGGCACUCCUAUCACAGUAAUUGGGCAGUCUCCCACGAAGGAUGCGCCCAGGAUGAAUACCAACAGCGAGAUACUCCCAGUGCAUCAGCAACCGACGCAGAGGAUCCAACACCGCAGGAGGUGAACGCCCACCAAGAUCCAAAGCUGUCCCUUGUAAGGGAAGAACUCUGCCUCACAUUUGAGCAACCAAGUUCGUGGUCCAAGGAUGCCAGCCUCCGUGACAGCUAUGGGGACUCUAUCUGACUCUGCCCAUUGAUGUCACAUUACCCCCUAAGCCUGCCACCAAGCCGGGUAAUAGGCUGAUCCAGGAUUUUACGGCCCAAACACUCAGAUAACUGGUGAUAUAGCCCAUGUGCUGAUUUACCCCAUCGCUUACAGUAUGCCAACUGACAUAUACUUUCUUCCAUGAGGCUAAAUUCACAGCGAACACCAUUAUCCUUGAUUUGCUUAAUUUUCAUGUCCAGUUGUUAAAACUCAUUUAGCCUAUUAUGUUGUACGCUCAUGUUUGAUAGGAAUAGCUUGCCUACAUACACUCUUUAAGCCAGCCGCUAUGACACGGCCUACACCAAGCACACACAUAAGAUGCACAAACGACACUCACAAAUGCCAGAUAUGACAGACAUGUCCAAUCACGAAGCAUAUACCAUCAUACCCAUCUUGGGGGAACGACUUUUAUACCAUGCAACCAUCAACUGAGAGGUGGUGCCAGAGGCUAUACAAGUCUGUAAGUCUUAAGUCUAAGCAAACACAAUACUCUCGAUGUUAAGUAAGUAUGCUAUUUUUCUGUUUUGAUAAACCUUAUAUGCUUAUUAUUUAACCUUUUUAUUUCUCAUAAUUAGUGAUGUCGCGAACCAUUCGCCAACUUGCCGCGAACGGUUCGCCAUGAACCGUUCACGGCGAACUCCGGUCAGCUGACACAUCCCUGCCAAUCUCUGGCAGACCCUCCCUCCCAGACUCUCCCACCUCCUGGACAGCAUCCAUGUUGAAGCUGCCUUCAACAUGGAUGCUGUCCAGGAAGUAGGAGGGUCUGGGAGGGAGGGUCUGCCGGAGAUUGGCAGGGAUGUGUCAGCUGACCGGAGUUCGCCACGAACUGUGGCGAACCGUUCGCGGCAAGUUCGCGAACGGUUCGCGACAUCACUACUCAUAAUCAUCAGUCUAGCCAGUCAAAACGUCUCCCCAGCUGGCAAUGCAUUGUGGGAGUUGUACGACAAAUAUGGAUCUACCUUUUGACCCCCCAGUGAUAGGAGUAGCCAAAAGAAAUUACACACCAGGGCCCGUUCUAUGUUAGAUCCUCCACUGUUUAGUACAUAACUCUUUCAACAAAUGCAUGGAUUCAUACUCUACAUUAACUUCAUAUUUUGACCAUUCAUUGUAUACAAUAAAAUAACUGUGAGACUUUAUUCUGGUUUUGAGUAGUAACUGACUCUCAAUAUUUUUGUAUAUGUGUUUUUUUUCAUUCUGUUAUUUAUAAUAUAUACAUAAGAUGUAUGGUAUCUAUUCUCAUCAUGUAUCUUUAUUACACGUAUGCAGAAUCAUUAGGAAGCCAAUUAUUUAGCAAAUAGCGUUUCUGUCAUUUCGCUAGAUUGCCGCUUAAUAUAAACAAUUAAUAUAAACGGAUCCUCUGAGACAUUACAGAUUAAAUCUGGUCAGCUUUAAAUCUUUAUGUUUUUCUCUUCUAAACCGGUAUUUAUUACCAUGUGUAGCAUUGCUUUGGAUCUCUCCUGACCCUGUCCUAAAGUUAGAGUAUAUUACGAAAGCUUCAUGAUGCUUUUACAUAAUCCAGCACUACAAGAAGGGCUCAUGCAGGACUGGGAUCCCCUGGUUGCGGUCAGGUGUCUAUAGUCCCUACCCCAGCACAGCGGGUCCACCUCCUGUGUGAGAUGAGCUACGCUACAGGUGUGAAAUUUAGCAAUCUUGGAAUUUACAUUUGGAAUUUGUAGAAUCUUCUGCUCCUUGAUGACAUAAAUGUGUUUUUCUGACUUCCACCAAAUAAUCCUAUAGCCAGUUACAGGUAUAUAAUUAAAAUCGAAUCGCUAAAACAGGGGUGAAUAAAAGAUAUAAAUAAGCAAUGGCAAAAAAACCAAAUAAACAUAGAUGAACAGUGUGGCAAACCUAGCCACUUGGACAAUAUAAAGAGACUGUGCCUUUAAGGGUUGCCUGUAUGUCUGUGGGGAUAUGUGUUUAACUAAGUGUAAUGUAUGCUGGCUGUAAUAACGUGUAUUUACUGUAUUGGCUAUCUGCCGAAUGCAGAUAGCUGUAUUUCCUUUCGUUUCACGAACGGCACUUUUGCGGGCCGUUCGUGAACCGAAAUAAACCACCAUGUAGUAGCCCACACACUUAGAGACGAGUGGCGCUUGUUAACCGAUUGCAACAAUGUUGCAAUUGGUAAUUAGAGGCUCUCCUAGGUGGCCGCCGUUCGACUACCGACCAUGCAGCGGUCAGCCAUCUUGGAUCCUUUGUUCCCUCAGUGGUGUUUGGUCGUCGAGCGGAUGUACUAAAAACGGCUACUCGACGGUGCGAACACCGCUGAGCUUCCAGGCCGUUCAGGAGUUCCGGGCCAUUCGGUAUUAUGUUCCCUAGACUUCAAUCGGUCUUUUGAAUAUACAUUUUAAUGAAUGUGUUUUUCGUGCGGCGUUCGGUUGUUUUAGCUGGGAUCGGAGCGGUAAUCUCACGAAUGAUGCGCUCAUACCCCAGCUAUCUACCGAACGUCCAUUCGUGCAAAUAGACUGCAUAUUCGAAAAGUUAAGUAUUUUAAUACAAAUUGUCGGUUCUGCUGCACGGAGGGAUAAUCCACUUAACAGUACAUUCCUGUGGGAGGAUCCCUCUCGUGCAGCAGUGCCUGAUGGGGGAAAGGCUCUGUAAUGGAAGUUCCAAAUGUAGUCCAGUCUGGGAAUGCCCCUGGGAUGGGACUCGGGAAACCCCUUGCAUGGGGAAUUGUAUAAAUUGUGGAGCUGAAAAUAAAGACCUCAGUUGACUCUCAGAACUGUGUUUCGUCCGGUUACUGGGAGAUUUGGGAUAUUGCCUUGCUUUUCAGCGCUUGUCUGUGGAUUGCUUCCUGAACCAGCGGAAUUCGUGGAUUUAAUACUGCCGAUCCGCUACAAACAGGAAUGAUAGGGGGGUGUAUCCUUAUAGUCUUAAGGAACAGAGAAAUAAUUGCAAAGAAGUAUACAUAGGAGGUCGCAGAUUCAAUUCCUGGCAGGGUUGACACAGCCCUUUGUCCAUCCAAAGCAGAUAAAAUUAGUACCAUUAAGUUGAGAAAUAGUAACAUCUCCUGGAUUUGGGACAAAAAGAACAUCCUAGCUUGAAUAUCUGACUGUACCUUUCCUGGCAAAACACUUUUUUAUUAUACAGAAAGUGGAAGAGACUAUAGAUUGACCAGACGUACAAUCCAAAUGUUAAUGUAUACAUUCUAUAUAUAAAUGAUAAUGAUAUUCAAGGCAGAUAGUACAGAGUAAAAUGAUGACAUAGAAUUAGAGAAGACAUUGGAAGUGCAAGUCAUGUAAGACAGGAGUAGAAUGCUAUGGGGAACGCAUUCAUUUUUCUAGUCAAAAUCAUGACAAUAUUUAUUAGCUGACACAUCAGAAAAAAAAGACUUGCAUCUGGAGCAAAAAAGCUGGAUAGGAAACCAUGCAAGUCCUAAAAAUACAAAUUUUUGGUGAAAACCUGUUUCUAUUGAAACCAAGAGUAGGUUUCCACAAACUGUAAGAUGCCGAUCAGGUUACAUAUCACAUGAUGCUAAAAUGAUUAUUAGUAGGGUCCAAGAGACCCUAUUUACCUGAGCGACUCUCUGACCACAAGCACUGCAUGAUGGAUAAAGGAUUUAGAAAAAUAAUAUGUGGAGUACUCUAGAUUCAAGAUUAACUUUUGGCAAUUUCCACUCCAUUUCAUCCAUCCAUUUGGGACAUUUUAUGGAAAUAGUAAACCGGGUAGGAGUUUGGUGAAUUUCGCAAAUUAUUAUUUUUUCGCUAUCUGGGUUUUUCAUCCAUCUUGUAAAUGACCCGUAAUGUGUCAAGGUACCUUAAAAUAGUUUAGUUUUUUUUUGUAUUCCACUUUAAAAUUGUAUUAAAGCCAAAUAUUCUCAAAGGCUUUUAAUGCAAAAUGUCACCUACCUCUUGUCUACAUGAUAUGACAUUUUACUUACGAUAAACAGCAGCCAUACAAUGGAUCACUGUAGUGGUGUGUAAGGGAAUACAUUUUUAUAAGCCACCAAAUAGCUCUUGGGCUAACAAUUCUUCAGACUAAUAUUACAUUCAAAUAGGGCUAUUCAUUAAAAUUAGAAUUUGAAGUGUCUUCCAUGUGAGUAAAAUAUUUGCUAUUUUGGCUUAACAUUUUGUAAUAUAUUACAAAUUAUAUCAAAUUCACAAUAAAUUAUGCAUAUACCAAAAUUGUGAAGCUAAUUCCAGAAAAUGAUAACUUUGGCAACUGCAUCAUGUUAAAGGCAGCAUAAUCAGAGCUGAAUUUUGUCAUUCGUACUUUAUUACUACAUAGUUCCAGUCAUAGUAAAAAGACCAUAAUUGCUGUAUGAAAACAAACCAAAAAAGACAGUCAUUUUCAAAAUAUUUAGCCAGGGUUACUGGAAAAUGAAAAACGUAAACCAAGUACCGUGAAAAAAAAAAGUUACAAAAUAAAACAUUGCAAUUUGUAAGGUGGUAAGAAAAUGACGUAUUGAUAUGAAUAUUUUUUUUAAUGAUGAUGAAGAAUAUAUAAAUACAGUGAUUAAUAAUAAUAUUAAUGGUGAAUAUAAGACAUCACGGAAUUAAGUUUGUUCCAUACAAUCUAUUUAUGUAUCUUUCCUUCUUUCCAAUUUAGAAAACUUCACUGUACACGGAACUACAUCCAUCUGAAUUUAUUCCUUUCUUUUAUUUUGAAAGCCAUAUCAGUUUUAAUAAAGGAUGACUUUCUCUUCUCUAAUGAAAUGUCCUGCCCCGACUCACUGGUAAUUAAAACUGAAUCGCUAAGGUUGUAAAACUGGGCAAUUAAAGGGCAACUGUCACCUUAAAGCUAUUUUUUAAUAUAAUAUUCCUUUUUAUCAAGUUUUGAAAUGAAAUAUAUUUUUCUAAUAAUAACGUAAAUGUAAGAAACUGAGAAACUCAUCCCUACCUUCAGUAUAUGACAGGAUCCUUUAGCCAUAUAUGUACACCUUGGGUCAGACAGUGUUUGAAAAUAAACACGUAGUCUCUAUCAUCCUCCCAGCUUCACUCCCUGCACAGAAACAGGGAAGACCAUAGAGACUGACUGUCUGUUUUCAAACACGGUCCGACCCAAGGUGUAUGAUUAUGGCUGAAGGAUCCUGUCCUACACUAAUGGUAGGGAUGAGGUUUUUUUUGUAGUUUUUUUUUGCAUAUACUUUAUUUAAAAACGUAUGUAUCUAAUUGAAAACUUGAUGGGAAAAUAAAACUUGAUGAAAGGGUUAUUAUAUUUAAAAAAAAUAGUUUUGUGGUGACAGUUGUCCUUUAAGCAAUACACUAAGUGUAGAAGAUGUUAAAACUCUAUGAAUCAUGAAUGCGAUAUAUCAACGGUUUCUGGGAGUUUUAGCUCAAUUUACUGCAAGAAAUGGUGGUCGUGAUUCUGCUUUUCUCUUUAAUUACUUUAAAUAGCUUCAAACACAUUUUUAAAACAAGUGAAUCAAAUUUGUCAGUUCGGACAAAUUUCAGCUCUGCAAUCGUUCCAGGAAAAACAAUUCGGACAAACCAAAAUGGUGCAAAAAUGUCCAAAUUAGUUUAGUGCAAAAUAUGUACAACAUUUUCCCACCAUUUGUUUCACAGAUUAAGUGAGAAGAAGUAACCAAUAGUGGGAAAAAAGACGAGCAGUAAAAACAAUCUUUAUUUACAUACUUAUUUUUUACAUACUUAUUUUUUUUUACUGCUCACUUGAUCUGUGUAUAGAAUCGACAUUUAGUGAUUGUCCCCUAACCAUCAAUCAUAUUUUUUUCCAUCAGUCAUUUUCUUUUUGCCUCCAUUGACAGAACCCCGAAUCACUAAACAAAGGAAAUGAUUAGCUCAUUGUCCGUUCCAUUUUCGUGACUCAUCCAUGUAGCAUUUCAGAUUUUUGGUAUAAUGCUAACCAAUCACAUCACAUGUAAUAAAAUGUCUGCGUGGACAUCCCUAGUUCUCUUUCUUUGCAGCUCCUUCACAGAAACAGAUGAGUAUUGCUCUCCUCAAUAUCUUACUCUCUACCUCAUUUCUGUUCUCUAAAUUUUAUAUUUUAUAUUCUUCAUUAUUUUGUUCUUUCUUUAUUUUUUUUCUCUCCACUGUGUGCCUUAUACUGCCAUAUAUUGCAUUGUAUGUGCUUUUACUUUUAACUCUACAUUUUAUUUUGCCCUCAAUCUUGCACUGAUCUCGUGUUAAAAACAGAACAGAAGCUGGUUAAUUUGGCAACCUCAGAUGCAGGGAAAAAAUCAACACUCUCUUAUUUAGAGAUGGUUUCAUUAAAUAAUUGGUUUUCUUUGGUAGCCCCUUCACAGCCCUACAAAAAAAAAAUAAACAGCAAAAUCGAAUAUGUAGAAAGUUUCUUCUCACAGUUUUUUCAAAGUCUUACAAAGUCUUGCAAUGCAGGUCUGUUUGCUUGGCCAUAAGUUCAGAGGCCAGUUCCAAAAACUUUCAAGAGUUUUACCAACUUCUUUUCUUUAAGAGGUUGUCCCUGAGGUUCCAGGGAAGGGCAUCAAUCCUUUUUCUAGCAGACGUGGGUGGCAGACUCACCAAUUUUUCCUAUGCUUAUGAAACCAUUACUUCUAAGAUACCAGAUAAAGUUUGUAUCUGUUCCCAUUCAAAAAUCCUUCCUUUGUCCAAUAACAUUUUCUCAGAUGAAUGUGAACCUAAUCUAGAAGCCAAUGAUUUAAUUAAGAAAGUAGCAUCUAAUGGAUUGCUUUUCUAAUCCAUAGGCAUGAAUGCAUUUGCUAAUCAAUCUAAAAUCCCUAAACUAUUUGUUGAGAUAUUGUUACUUCAAGAUGGAUGACAUACAUUGUCUUAAGAACGUAUUACAAACCAAUGACUGGAUGGUGAAGAUCAAUCUGUAGGCCAAAUACCUGACAGUACCCAUUCACCAAACCUCACAUUUUUUCACAUUUAUUUGAAGGUGAAGGAAAUGACAAUUCAAUGUCCUUCCUUUCAGCUUGUCUUUGUCUCCCUGGUGAUUUACCAAACUAAUAAACCAAUGGUCUCUCUACAUUGCAGCAGGGUAGUUAAUCUCAUUAUUUGUUUAGACAACAUUCUCCUUCUAUCUCAGACAAUUCUUAGAGAGCACAUCCAAUUUUCUUUAGACCUCCUCGUGGAUCUAUUUUGGUUCCAUUUUAGGGUUCUUAAACAACUAGGACAACUUGGGCUUCCCAAGACAAAACUUCGAAAUCUAAAGAUGGAGAUUUGUCAAAUGUUGUUUCGGGAAGUUCUAGCGAUCAGAAUUUUAGCAAAGGACAUAUGGUCUUCUUUCAUUUCUAAUCCUAAACCAUCUUUCCAGGACCCCUUAUUACCAAGUCCUUCAAUGUUUAAAAAUAAAAUUAUACUGUCAUUUGUCAAUUCCAUCGCUUUUGGUUUGGAAAGCCAAAGAACUCCUUUAGUAGCUCCAUCAUAUGGAUGCUUGGAAUGGGGAAAGAAAUUUUUGGCACGACUUCCGUAUUGAUCAUUGACUCUCAUUCAAGCAUGUACAGAUGGUGAGCCCACUGCAGAAAUAGAUGACCUGAUCAAGAACCUGAUUGUCAUAUCGGCUGUUUGGAACUUCUUGCUGGAUCCUUUGCUCUUCAGAGUGAAGUGAAUUGCUAUACUUUUUAUAUGGAUGGAGAAUGUAUCAAUAGUAAGAUAUAUCAAUCAUCUAUAAGAUAAUUAAUCAGAAACUUUAGCCUACCUGGAGAAAGACUUUUAGAAUGCUUGCUUUAAGAGGAUUAUCUCAGUUCCUAUGGAGUGCAUUUCAGGUUUAUCAGCCAACUAGAAUUCCAGAUAUCUGGACCACAGCCAUUAAUGACUAGAUUGCACAGUCUUUAGAAAAUUUCUGAUUUGUGGGGCCCUUUUGCCACAGACCUCUUUGCUUUUAGACAGAACUGACAACUUUGUCGCUUUUUCAGUUGGAGACCAGAGGCAGAAGCAGUGUAUGCUUUCCUUCAGUCUUGGUGAAGAAAUAGCAAUUAUACUUAUCCCUCCACUUUAGAUGAUUUCUUUGUCUUUCCUUCAUGUAUGACAUCAGAAAACAUCAACUGUAUUAAUAACCCCCUUUGUUCAACCCAACCUCACCUACUGGACUUAUCAUUGGAUCUUCCGAGUCAACUACUGAUGGAUUCCUGGUUGUUGACAAACCAAAUUAUGUAUUACUGCUCAAUCUUAUAACCCAGAUGGUAUUCAUUUUGACAUGUCUAGAUCAUAGAUGCACAGAAAGCAACUUUUUUUGUUUUCUAUCCAUCAUUCCUGUCUAAUCCAUUGCCUUGUCUGUGAGAUUCUUGAAAUAUUACAAAUCUUGUACUGAACCUUUUCAUCAGGCUAAUUUUUUCCCCAGCAUUUCCUGUCUUGUUUGAAGCGUUUCCAUCUUGUUUCUUCUGUUACACUCACCUGAUGGUUGUCAUUUGGAACACAUGAGGAAAACAGGGGGUUCAUCUAUGGAAUCUAUAUUUGAGGAAUUAAAUUUUAAACCAAUUCAACACAUUUCUACAUCUGUAAUUAUUCAGCUUUAAAGUCGCCAUGUCUUGAAAUAAAAUUACAGGAUUUUACAAAGUCCUUUUGUAACGUCAUGAUUUUAUUAAAGACAUGGAGACUAGUAUUAUCCCUCCCAAUUUCUAAUCAUAUAUGUUUUUUCUUGCCUUUCCUUUAUUUAAUAUGUGUCUACAAAAAAUGUUGAGGAGAAGUUAUAAAGAAAGAAAACUUAGAACGUUCAUGCACACUUUAUGUUGCAUGUGAUGUGAUUGGUCAACAACUGUGGUAUCACUUAUGGUUUUUCAUUCAGAUUGUAUUCACUUGUUUUAAAAAUUUCUUUGCUGCUAUUUAACGUAAAAAAAAGUGAAGAGAAUAAUGUCUAGUUCUGUGUGUUUAUUAAAACCAUGUAAUUGUCAGCUUUCUAGUAUAGAAAGAAAAUGGUCCUAGUGAACUGAACACAGAGCGAGUGCUCAUGAUGCACUCACUGUGAUAGCAAGCUGUCCUGAUUAAGGUAUCGCUAUAAUAUUUUAUUAUAAGCUUUUAAAAUGAUUAAUAUUUUCAAAAAUGUUUUUUAAGUAUUUCAUAUUUUGAAAAUAGUUUAUCUUUUUAUAUAUAUAUAUAUAUAUAUUGGUAUAUUGUUAUAUAUUAAUUUUUUUACAAUUUUAAUAUUUUGAAAAAUAAUUUUAAAAGUUUAUCCAAAUGUAUUAAAUCACUUGAAAAGAAUAUGCAGAAAUAUUAAAUUGAGGCGUAAAUUUGGACAGGUGACAGUCCUGAUAAUCUAUACUAUGCACCUAUGUUAUGUGGGUUACCACUUUCUUAGCAGCAAAGACUGCAGGGGAUUAACAAAGUUCUCUGCAGAGUCCUGUUAGAAUGAACUGGAACAUCUUACAUGGAAUAAUAGAUACUUAGAAUAUUUUUAAGAAAAAAUUAUUGUUAGAUUUUGAGUUUAUUUAUUUAUUUUUUAUCUUUGUAUUACAGAUCGGUUGUAAAGUUAUCUUAGUAGUGUUUCAGUACUGUGUGACGGCAAAUUUCUAUUGGCUGUUGGUGGAAGGUCUCUAUCUGCACACUCUGCUUGUGGUUAUAUUCUCUCCGAACCAACAUUUUAGAGUUUAUCUGCUUAUUGGAUGGGGUAAGGAGUCCCAUUCUGUUUGAUCUCGAUUUAACCCAAGCUAACCAUUAUUGUUUUUUGUGUUUUUUUAAUGUUUGUAACUAUACAUUGUAGGCCUCAAUUUAGUGUUUUUGGAUAAGCUUAUCAAAUUAUUUUUGGAUUUGUUUUUAGUAGUAAACUAUCAAACAAUAUAUAAUAUAUAAAACUAUAUGAAUAUAUAAAAAAUAUAUCACAAUAGUAAAAAAAUUUAUUAUUUUGAAAGUUUAUCCAAAAAUAUUAAAUUGAGGCAAUAAUUUGUUCUCCUGUAGGGAUUAUUGCAAAUGUGUACCUUUCUAAAAAAGAUUAUGAUAAAAUAGAUUGUAUAAAACAUAGUCCUUUUUAACUUAUUUAAUAUAUUUCACUUUUAAUUACACACAUCUUCUCUUUAUUAGGUAUACCUGCUGUAUUCAUUAUUGCAUGGAUAUUGUCAAGAAUUAAUCUGGAAGAUACCGGGUGAGAGAUCAUAAGAAUUGCUUUAUUCAAAAGUUUUAUUUCUACAAAACCUGACACGUUUUUAGAAUGUUUUGUUAUCAUUUUGUUGUAGAUGUUGGGAUACAAACGAAAACAGUAUUCCAUGGUGGAUUAUCCGAACACCUAUAUUUAUAUCUAUUAUUGUAAGUAAACUUCCCAUUACCAUUUCUAAUUCUGAUUAUGGGGUUAUUUAUUACAAAUGUUUAAAUACAUAAUGUAACGUAAUGUGUACAGAUCCCUUCAGUCGUUAUGGUGCUCUCAUGUAGAAAGGGCCCAGGAGCAAGACAUUUUUCUGAGCCACCCUGUACUUAAAUGUUAUCCAAAAGUAGAUCCUCAACUGUUGUGCACCUCCCAAAAUGUUUUGCCAACUGUGGAUCUACCAUUUACUCAUCCUUGCAGGGUUGUAUUUGGGAACAUUGUUUUGCACAUUCGACUUUAAGCAGGUUGUUUGUAUAUGGAGUAUGUGUGUGUGAAUGUAGGAGCUUAUUUGCUGUUACCAUUUGAAUGCAGUGAUGUGUCUGUAUGUAGUGUUGAUGCUGGACUGUAGGCGUGUGUUUGUAUGUAGUGUUGGCAUUUGAAUGCAGGUGUGUAUUUGUAUAUAGGUUUGUUUGAAUUCAGGGGUAUGUUUGUAUGUAAUAUUGGUGUUUGAAUACAAUAGUGUGUUUGUAUGUAGUGUUGACAUUUCAUGCAGGGGUGCAUUUGUGUUAAAUGUUUCUUUAUUUUGAUAGUAAAGUUAAAACAGACAUAUUACAGAUUAAUAUAUAAAGCAUACAGUCGCCUGCACAGAGGCUUAUAAGUCAAAGUGAGUAAUCAUAAUGAAAGCAGUGAUAUAAAAUGAACAUGCACAUAAGUUGUGUGAUCAUAUAGUUUAUAUAAUGCAGUGGAAAGUAUAGCAUGUAACAGUACGAUAGAAUUUAUUUCUGAAGUUAGGACCUCCCUAAUAAUCAGACUUCUGAAACAUGGUACUUUAAUGUGUUAAUGUGUCUAUGUUUGGUCAAAAAAAUUAUGUAGGUAAUCGCCAAUUCAGCAAUCUAAUACGAUGCUGUAAUAUAACUAGGUAUCGAUGUCUUGAAAAGCAAUAAUGUGAACUGUACUGAUAGCAGGCGUUCAGGGUCUAAAUGAAGCAAUAUGCGCAGGUAGGCAAUAUGUAAAUACAUGUAAUUUAACCUGAAAUGGGAUUGCAAUGCUCCAUAGGUUGAGAGGGAGUAGUAAUGGCUGGAAGGCACUUAUGGUGCAUAUCAACAUCACUUUUAUACCUAUAACAAGUAUCGUAAGGCAAAUAAAGGAGUUUAAGGUAUCAUCUCUCAAUUAUACAAUUGAUCAUUUGGGUUAGACGUUUAACUAUAACUGUUGCCACUCCGAACACAUGUAGGUCGAUUCUGACUUUGAGCUUAAAGAAUAAAAUAUUAGCAAGAAAAAAAUAUAUAUAAACCAAGAAUACAAAAGAAAAAUUGAGUCUCUUCGGAUGGGAUGGUGGUACAGUGUCCGGCACGACAACGGAUUGUAAAUAAAAAUAAAAGUGGGUCUCCCCAUCCCGCAGAAAAGGUAUCAGGACUUAACUGAGCAUGGUGUAUGCAUUUGCAUCUUAGGUCUGUUCGCAAGCAAUGCGUUCAAUGCCCUCUAGGGUGUCAGACCCCCUUCUGUCUCCCCAGGACCAGUCCAGUCCAUCAGUAAAAUGCUCCCCAGCACUGCAGAUCCUCGGAGGUCAAUCAGUCUGUUGGACUCCCACCACCUUUAGUUCACAGACCACUCACCUCCUGCACCUCCCCAGUGCCUCCAGAGUCAUCAUGAAUCGCUAGCCCCCAAUGCCUCACCCAGCUCCGGCCUCUUGUAUGCAGGGGUGCAUUUGUGUGUAGUAUUGGUGUUUGAAUGCAGGGAAGUGUUUGUUUAUAAUGUUGGUGUUUGAAAGCAACAGUGUGUUUGAAUGCUGGGAUAUAUGGAUAUAUACACAUACACGGCCAUAAUCAAAUACUAUCACAGAUACACAUACACCCUGAAACACACAUAUAUGCACAUCGAUUAUGUCACAAAUACACAUACAUAAUGCCACGCUCAUAGAGGCACACACAAAUACAGACACUGACACAAACGCACAAGACUUAAUUUACAUGUUUUCAGCCACACCCAGGAGUGUAUUUACCUCUUGGUCCAGAUGUGCCUGGUGGCUGAGGCUGGUGGGUGUGUCUGGUCAGCUGUUUAUAUACAAUGUUGUGUUUGUAUGUAGUGUUGGCAUUUUGUGUAGGUGUGCAUUUGGGUGUAGUGCAUCCCUCCUUUCUUUGCCUCCUCCUAGCUCGUCCAUUCGGCAGUCUGUAAGCUGGGAGGAAGUGAUGUGACCUCACUCCCUCCUAGCACUGAUGAUCUGAUAGGGAACCUGGUCACAAUGGUAAAGGGCAUCAUCUGCUCAGAGAUGCCCAUCAGGUGUCCCUAAGUGUGAGGCACACCCGAUGCCCCCCCCCCCAAGAUCUUAGGCCCUCGUGCAGCUGCACCAGCUACACCACCGAUAGUUCAUUCUUUGUAAUUUUCAACCAUAUUUCAAGGAAUAGUCAAUGUAUCCUUAAUUGCAAAACACUUUGAUUACAGUUCAUUUGGAGACCUGUAUUUUUUAAAUGAGCUUGUAAGUAAUCUGAAAUAAUAUAUAUCAAUAUGGUAUCAGUUCUAAAGGAACACUGGUUAUUUUGUGAAACCAUAAUAGGUGGAUCUAAUGUGAUAUGUAAAUAAAACAUGCACAAAUACAGAUGUGUGUCAAGUUUUACAAUUAAAUAAACUUGCUGUGAAAAUGUGGUAUUUUGUGUAAGAUUAAAUUGGAUAAAAUAACAUUGUGUGGAAUUAAUUGACAGUUAAUAUUAUGUGAAAAUGUUCAUAUAAAUGUUUACAUGAAUCAUAAGGUCCUAAAACACUGUGGCUGAGGGGAUAUUUAUAUAAUAAUAUUUGUGGUCUGUAUUUAAGCCAAAUCAUGAUUUUACAACAUAUCAUGUUCAUAUUAAGUAAAUACAUUCUUAUAAUACGUUAUCUCAGUGAGCGCAGCCAGUUACAAGCCACAAAUAGUUGAUCUGUCCUAUUCAGUGUGCUAAUACAUCAUCAGUAGAAUCUGUUCAACCCUUGGGUUGCAGGUUCAAAUCCUGGCAGGGUUGACCCAUCAUCCUUCCGAGGUCGAUAAAAUGAUUACCAAUAAAUUGGGUAAUAGUAACAACCCCUGGAUGUUGGGCUAAGGUAACAUCCACAGGACGUACUUGAACACCAGAGUACUAUGAAUGUACCUUUCCUGGUUAAAUACAUUGUUAUUAUUUUUUUCUUGAGUACAAAAUAAAUGACAUACAAAACCUUUAUUGCAGGUAAAUUUUUUCUUGUUUAUCAACAUUAUCCGAAUUUUGCUGCAGAAACUAAGAUCACCUGAUGUCGGGGGCAAUGAUCAAUCACAAUUCAAGUAUGUAUUGACUGCUUAGUCUACAGACAGUGAUAAACAGAUGAAUUGACAGUAACGGGGCAAUACCAGACUUUGUGUUACGUAGGAAUACCUCUAACAUGAUGUUUGGCCAUAAUGGUUCUUUUUCCUUUUUUUGUAAUUUUAAACUUGUCAGGUACAACAUGUUGAAAUGUUAGAACUGUGCGUUUAUCAGUUUUUCCUAUUGCCAAGAUAAUUUGAUUUUUCCAACCUUAAUUCAUUUGAGGUCAGGGCGGGAUAGGGUAUAUUUGGUGAUACAGUUGCACCAGGCUGUCAGGCAGCCAGUGUGCAGAGUAAUGCUAAAACAUUUUCAUAUUGCUGGAAUUCUCUGGCAUAAUCUAACAGAGUUGAACGCAUGAUUAGGGAUACUCUCGCACUGUGAGACAAGGACAUAAUGACAGGACAAGAACCCAGAUCAGGGCUACCAUGCCCUAUGUGAAAUAGCUUUUAGGUAUAACUGUCAGUUUUGAAGUCACAUAUGUAUUUUUCCUAACAUGUCAAUGUUCUUUGGAAUAUGUGUAUUUCAUUCUGUAAAUAUUUUCUUGAAACUUGUAAUGAUUUAAAUCUGUCCUCUUUAUAUUCCGACAGAAGACUCACCAAAUCGACGCUCCUGCUCAUACCGUUAUUUGGAGUUCACUACAUGGUGUUUACGGUUUUUCCGAUUCCCAGUUUCAACGAUUGCCAAAUAUGGUUUGAAUUAUCCGUGGGAUCUUUUCAGGUAAACAAAUGGAAAGAUAUAAAUUAGUGCAAUUGAAGGAUUCAUGUAUAGAUUAUUAGAAGAUGAUGUAAUGGUAUAUAAAUAGUAAAAAACAAAGAAAAUAAAAAGUUACCUGCGCUUUCUCCUUAAUCCCUAUGUAUAUAUAGGACUUCUCUUUUUGUAUUGGUAUAUAAAUAGUGCCCCAUGUGAUGUCAUUCCGUGACGUUUGUGAUGUCAAAUCUAGAAUGAGCAAUUAAACUGGUGGAAGACGAAAACUCUGCAGUAAUUAUUUAUUAUAUAAAUCCAUUCACACAUGUAUUAGGCAUUUGUGAGACGGGCUGCAAGUCAGAUUGCAAUUCUCCUCUACACAGUUAUCAUGACUAUGAGUAUAGGUGUGGUAUAAUCUGCAUCAAUAUACACAAGCAGGGCUAUUUAUUUAUUAUUUAUUAAAUGGGAAUUGUGAGGUAUAAGUGAAGAUCAAGUUUUACGGCCACAAUAGCCAAAUCGAAAAAAAUUCUUCAAGUCAGCUUUGUUGUCAGUUCAGUCACUUUGGCUUAUACUUCAAAUUCACUUUGAAUUCACUUUGAAAUCACCUUGAAUUCCUUUCACUUCCCAAGUCACACUGUAGUGAAUGGACCUUACUGACUUCAGCUGUUCAUCAUUCAGAUUCAGGUACAGGAGGGAUUCCUAGAAUUUGCAAAAUAUUGAUGCCAGUUGUGAAUCAUUCCUAUCAUCAUCCAUUUAUUUUUCUUUCUGUAGGACCCUUAAUGAGAUGAUAGACAUGUAAUUUGCACUUAGGCUUCUCAUCAUAAUUUAUACCCAUCACAGCAUGUUCAUCACCAUUACUUAAACACCAUCAACAAUGACCACACAUAUCUAUUAAUAUUUACUUUUAUAAAUUAGUAUAUUGCCAUGCUUUUGUUUAGAGGACCACCAAAAUCGCUUAGAAAACUUUACCUCGAACAUUAUAAUUAUUACUGGCAGUUAUGAAGAGCCAACGUAUUCCACAGAGCUGUAAAAUUGGGUAAAAAGUACAAUACACAUAAACCAAUACAAAACACAAAGAGGGUCCUGUCCGUGAGCUGAGAUCUAGCUUUUGAAGCUCUUUUACUUAGCUAGAAAGUCUGUGAGCUUGCAAUCUAAUGCAGGGUCUGGCAACCUUCCGCACUCCAGAUGUUGUGGACUACAUCUCCCCUGAUGCUUUACCAGCAUUAUGGCUAUAAAUGCCUUAGGGGAGAUGUUGUCCACGACAUCUGGAGUGCUGAAGGUUGCCUAUCCCUGAUCUGGUGGUUAAAUAGGGAGUUGCGAUGUGAGGUAGCAGGUGGAAUUUGGAGGUGAUGGUUGAGAGAAUUAAAGGAUAAUUGGAGCCACCAGUAACGUUUAAAGGGAAUGAGGAAGUAAAUGUGUGUGAUUUCAAUCAGCUGGGAAAGCAUGAUAUAAAGUUAGAAUGAAGCAGGCUGGGCAGGUGGGUAGUAGCUAAAUGGAAAUGAAGUGGCUCUGUUUUUGUUAGAUGGUUUGUGGGACGAGGCCUAACUACCAGAAAUGGAGACAGACACAGUUAUUUUACGAAAUGUACUGCUGUGAGGGGCACGGAAUUUAGAGAGGGGGUGCUAGACAAUACAUUUGUUGCAUACAAUUGAAAUAUAUGCAAAUCACAUUCUAUCAGACAAAAUAUUACUAACUAUAUGCCCAGGAAAUAAUAGCAUGCUGUUUGUAAAAUGAAACACUGCUUGUGUGGAAAGUGGUCUAGGUGUAGUGACCCUUUAGUUUUUACCAUACAAUAUACAGCAUUGCAGCUGAGUAGAUUGGCACAGCAUGGUUAUUUGUUUCACAUGUGCACUAGCCUUCCAGUGCUUCCCUAUAGGGAAGCAUUGGAUCAGGGAGGUGAGGCGGCCAUGGCAAGACCAGCUCGGCAAGUAAAACUACCUUUUAAACUUUCACAGGUUUAUGUUCCUAAUGCCAUAGUGUUCCUUUAGACUUAGCUUAAAGAUAUAAACACAUCAAUACUGGCUUCAUGAUAAAACUACCUUUUAACUGAAUUAAGAUAUUUAUCUUUCAGGGUCUGGUUGUGACGAUUCUUUACUGCUUUUUAAACACAGAGGUAAGACAUCUAAAAUAUUGAAAAUAUGAGGUACUGUUAUUGACUUAUAAACUUUUUUUUAAAUUAUUUAUUUUUAUAGUGCAAGUGAUAACAAAAGGCUUGUUAAGCAAGCAAAGUGAAAACCUGCUAAAUAGAUCAUGGCAUUCAGAUAAACGGCACAUUAUAGUAUUAUUGGAUGCUAGGAAAACAUGUCUAAGCUAGUGGGAAAAAGUAUUCAAUGUUGCGGACUCUGCUAGACAUGGUAAUUAAUGCACAGUUUAGAGAGUGGAAAUUAAAAAUAAAUUAAAUAAAAGUCAAGUCUAGCUUGAGAUAUGAGCAUGAUGCACAAUAGUAAUUUUUUUAUUUGAAUUAAAUUGUAUUGGUUUGGAGGUUUGUAUGGUCUCAACACAAAUUAUUUUGCACCUAGCUCUGUACUCACAGAGAGGCUUCAACAUCCAGACCGGAUGUGAUGGGACCCAAAAGGUCUUAAAGGACCACUAUAGUGCCAGGAAAACAUACUCGUUUUCCUGGCACUAUAGUGCCCUGAGGGUGCCCCCACCCUCGGGGUCCCCCUCCCGUCCGGCUCUGGAAGGGGGAAAGGGGUAAAAACUUACCUUUUUCCAGCGCUGGGCAGGGAGCUCUCCUCCUCUCUCCUCCGCCGCCACCUGCGAAGCUGCGCACAAGAUUCAGUUCCAUAGGAAAGCAUUCAUAAUGCUUUCCUAUGGACGCUGCGUCUCACUGUGAUUUUCAGUGAGAAGCACGCAAGCGCCUCUAGUGGCUGUCAAUGAGACAGCCACUAGAGGAUUAGGGGGAAGGCUUAACCCAUUCAUAAUUAUAGCAGUUUCUCUGAAACUGCUAUAAUUAUGAAAAAAUGGGUUAACCCUAGAAGGACCUGGCACCCAGACCACUUCAUUAAGCUGAAGUGGUCUGGGUGCCUAGAGUGGUCCUUUAACUGCACAGUCUGGUCACUGGUCCUUUUGGACCAUAAUCCAUGCUUUGGUUUAAAACCACCAUUACAUUGCUAAGGGUACCUUCUAAAAGUCCAACUUGAGAUAGGCAGAUAUAAAUACAACAGAUAGAGGAUGCAGAUAUGGAGGAGCUUCCAUGAGACGUUUCAACGCCAGAUAGUGGAUGUGGUGCACAUUAUGAAAUCUUACGAGUAGUUGGAAAAACAAGGCUGAAAGACAGCACUGAAACACUAAUACCCAGUAGCAUAGGAAGAGACCCUCAGCACCAGAUCAAUAGAAGCGUGGAUCUAGCACUCCAGAUAGGACCCAAGGUGCAGACAGUGAAAAGGGGCCUUAGAUACAUCCAAACAGGUGUAAGAUGUUAGCAGAAACAGCAUACACUGAGAGUCACAACCAGGUUGCUGGGAUUGUGUACCGAAAAAUCUGCACAGAGUAUGGGUUGGACCUGCUUAAGUCUAGCUGGGAGGUACCAUAGUUGAAAAUUACAAUCCUCAUAUCCUGUGAAACCUCCAGAUUUAGACGGACAAGCAAGUACUGGCCAAACCAAUCUUAGCCAGGCCUUACUCUCCUCUGUAAGCCUAGAGUCCAUGGCACACUAAUCAGGGAUUAAUUUCUACUUGCCAAUGGCAUGUGGGCAAUUGAACGUUUUGAGCCCUGCGUUUUGCAGUCUAUUAUCUAGCACAAGCAUAGGAAACCUUCGGCACUCCAGAUGCUUUGGAAUACAUCUCUCCAUAUGCUUUACCAACAUUAUGGCAGUAAAAGCAUUAUAGGAGAUGUAGUCCACAACAUCUGGAGUGCGGAAGGUUGUCUACCCCUGAUCUAGUACAACAUCCCCAAUAAGUUUGUUAUAGUUGGUUAUUCUUGUUCGUUUUGGUAAAAGAAAUAAAUUAAAUAAUUGCUAUUUUAUCAUUGCUAUAACCCAUCCAUGAGUACAUGAGUAUACAGGGAUACUUCAAGCAUUAUAACUACUCCAGAUUAUUGGUGUGUUUAUGAUUACAGGUCUCUGGGUUCUGUUACUCCAGAUUUGUCAAGCCACUUUUCAAUAGUAAUACUGCAAAAAUGUAAUAAUAAAAGCAUUUCACUUCUUAACUAUCUGGCCAACGUAUUUGUAUUGAAGGAUCAUUGAAACGUUGCUUUGAUUAUAAUUGUACAAAACAUAAAACCCAAGGUAGAAAAGUUUUUUUUUAAAUGUAAAACAUUGAUAUUGAAAAUGGCUUGGCCAAGGUAAAAUGCUUAAGAAAAGAAAAUCCAUGGCAACAUAUUAAAUCAGAAAAUGAAAUUAUCAGGUUUUAAUUUCUACGAAUUACUUUUGAUAACAGCUCUAUGUUGUUUUUCUACACAGGUUCAAGGAGAGUUAAAAGGAAAAUGGAGAAGCCUCUUUUUAAACCGUAACAUGAAUCGAGAUCACCGUUUGCACAGUUUAUCUAUUUCCCGAAAUGGAUCUGAAUGUGUGGCGCAAUUUCCCCGCAACCUAAGGGCGCUGUCAAUUUUGCAAACUGAAACCACAGUGAUUUAAUCUCUGCAUAUAUUAAAGAAAAAGAAAACUAUAACUUUGAAGACUAUUAAACAUUUUUACGCAGCUAUAUUGAUUUUCUGUCAGCAGGAAAAACAAGACUUCAUCUGUAAAAAAAAGAUACAUUCUUUUGGCUUAGAUGACAAAUGGACUUUUAUAUAAACCUUUGGGUUUAGUACCAUAUUGCACUUCAAUGUUCUAUAACUUUUUCUAUCAUGCAUAUAUUUGAAUUUAAAUUAUUAUAAAAAUGUUUGUGAUUGUGAUAUUUGUUUAAAUACAUGUGCUAUUAUUAAAAGAGCAUGAAUGCAUAUGUGCAUAUCCAAGUGUAGGCUGGGGUAGAAAUUAAAUCAGCACCUUUGCUACGGUGACCUCAAAAAUGUGGGAUGUGAGUUGCAACAUUAUUUUGUAAUCUGUAGCUCAAUAUACAGCCAUGGGAAAAUUGUGGAUACAAUGUAGUCUCCUCUUGCUAAACACUUCUUGCGCUAUUUUAAUGGACUUUCUGUGCAGCUUGUUUGGUAAGUAGGAAUGUGUUAGGAUGCUGUUUAGUAGUUGGUGCAGAAAAGUCCGUGGGCACAAUCAGGUAAGCAGUACAAAGGGGUCAGACGAAGAAUGAUCAGGAAAGCCAAAGGUCAGGGCAGGAGCCACAGGAUCAUAGUCAGGAGUCAGGCAGGAGUCAAACACCAGGAAGCAAUAGGACAUUCACUGAAGGUAUACACACAACAGGAGCACGGUAUAACUGAGCAAAGAGUAUAGGGUUAGUGGGGUUUAAAUAGGUAUUAGUAUGUCCACUUACUGCAGUUCUGCCUUCAUGUACCCUUCUUGUGUUUCUACUGUCCCUUUAAGAGGGCAUUGCUAUGGCGUGUGAGCCUUAGGAGCUCCUUUGGGGCUUUGUCCCUCUGCCAUGAGGUAACGGAGAAGGUAAUUCCCCGAUCUGCAGUGCCAUGCCCAGAAAGUGGCACCGUCUGUCAUCUGUCCCUGAAGGACUGUGAGCAGCCGGAGUUGAUGCACAGGCCAGCUUACUGUACGGAGGGACGUGCUCCGGCGCAGCGACUCCAUGGAGAGAGAGGGAGGUGCAGCAGGGGAGCUCAAGGCAGGUAAGCCGGGGAGUGGUGACCUGAUAGAAUGUUUGAGGAAUGGAAAUGUAUUGUGCUUUUCAGAGUACCUAGAGAUAGUUUUCUUGUGUCCAAUUUAAUUUGAGUUACCAUUUUCUUGUGUCUUAUUUUCGGCCAUACCACAGGGCUGAACCGAAUACGCCAAUCCUGUAGUCCAUUAUUUCUGAAUGCUAAUGUAGAUUGUUAAAACUUUGAGUAUUGCAUAUCUUACAGAAAACUAAUGUAUGGGAAAGAAUAAAAAAAUAUAUUCCUAUUUAGGAGGCAUAAAAUAACAGCCACUUAUGUUAACAUGAAGUUUGUGAUCUAUUUAUUAUUAUAUAUAUUUUUUAAAUAUAAAACAAAAAGCCUCUGCUUCUUAAAACUACAUGUGUAGAACAUAAUUCACAUAAUAAUUCAUUCAUAUCACAUGCUAACAUUAGUGAUUUUAGUUUGCACAGAUGUAUCUUUCAUUAUCAAAUAUCACUAUUAUGUAUUUGUUUAUUUAGAAAAUAAACAGAAAGCUUGCAUUUAUUCAGUAUUAUGCAAACAUGUGUAUUAUAUUUUGCAUUGCAAAUAUAGAACUUUUGAAAAAAAUGUAUCUUUUGAAAAAAGUAUCUUUUAUUUUAAACUGGUUUCUGUGAAUGCCAUAAAUAUGCGAAAUGCGUUUAUGUUCCAUUGCAAGGAUACAGUGCAAUUAUUGGUCCAAUUAUCUAUUGGAUGCAAUGGCCACACAAAGGUUAAAUUUACGCUAUUUUAUUAGUUAAAUUUCACCCUUUUUUUAAAAAGUGGCAAAAUUUGCCAACGUACAUUACAUUCAAUAUCAUUGUUUAACUGCAGUUCAAAAGCUGUUCUUUGAAAAUUAUAUUUAUCCUGGUUCAUGAAUAUAUAUAUAUACUAUAAGCACUGCGCACAGCUACCCACCACGACCCCCACUUCCGGAGGUAUGACUAACGUGUUCAACUGCCUUAGACUUACCAAAUUAAACUGGCAAGAGGCAGCUGACUCUUUAAAAUAUUAAUUGGUACCAUCACUGCUUGAGCAAAUGCCAAACCAUCAGCUUGACAAUAGAAAGGGACUGGGCUGCGGGCUGCCAGUGACCAUCAUUUUAUGUUAAUACUGAAUGGACAAAAUCAGAAAAGGGAAUGACAGAAGGGUUAGAAUAAACUGACCCUGGAGUCAAGGGUUGGACUAAGUGGGUCAAGAUUGGGCAUAACCCAGUUAAAUCAUAUAUGAAAAGAAAAAUAUCCUUAAAGCAGGUAUAUUGAAAAAGAGAACCU